CACACAGCUCGCUCUGCCUGUGUUGUGCUUUGAAAGCCGCGCUCCCUGUGCCGGUGCGAUCACUGAGUGACAGGCGCUGCUGCUGGUGGUGCUUCAAUCCCAACAAGCACAGCGAGCCCCCGGCUCUGAGACCUCACUGCACUGCAGCCGUCCUGCCCCCAGUACCUCCAUCAACCCCUGCAACCACCAGCCUCCCCUACUCCCAGUACUCCCAGCCUCCCCCAAUCCCUGUACCUCUAGCCUCCCCUGCUCCCAGGACCACAAGCGUCCCCCACUCCCAGUACCUCCAGCCUCUCCUGCUCCUAGAACCACCAGGGUCCCCCACUCCCAGUACUUCCAGCCUCCCCCACUCCCAGUACCUCCAGCCUCUCCUGCUCCUAGUACCACCAGCCUCCCCCACUCCAAGUACCUAAAGCUUCCCCUGCUGCCAGUACCACCAGCCUCUCCCACUCCCAGUACCUCCAGCCUCCCCUGCCCCCACUACUUCCAGAAUUCCUGCUCCCAGUACCACCAGACUCCUCUGCUUCCAGUAUAUCCAGCCUCCCUUCUCCCAAUACUCCAACCUCCCCUGCUCCCAGUACCUCCACCCCCACUCCCAGUACCUCCAGCCUCUCCUGCUCCCAGUACCACAUCAGCAGCAGUAAGUAACCGGGUGCCUUUAGGCACUACUUUAUCUUCUAGCUAAGAUUUGCUGUUUUGUUUUCUGUUUAGAUUUGGAUAUAUUAUAUGCAUAAUGUAGCUAUGCCAAUCUGUUCUGCAAUGGUUUUUACAGUUUGCAAUUAUGCAACAUUUAAUUUAUAUUAAUUUAAGCAUUUAAUUAAAAUAAUGGACCAUGCUCUUGCAACAAAUAUGGAUCCCUGCCUGGCACUUCAUUUAUUUUUUUUGUUUUGUUUUGUUGCAUUGCAUGUCUUUUCAACACAGUACAUAAUGCAUUGACAUUAAUAAAUUACAGAAAUAUUUUGUAAAUAGCUGAUUAAAGUUAGUGAACUAUUUGGAAUGUUUGUACUCUGUGCAUCACCCCUGCCUGUGAUUUACAAACAUGACUCCCAAGUUCUUUACUGUGGCAUUGUCCUGGCAUAUAAUUCCCAUGUUGAUUUAUGUCAGUGCACUUCCUGCCCCUUGUAACUGCUUGGAUUGCAGAGUACUUACAUUUCUUCCUUUCUUGGGUAUACUGUUGCACUGAAUAUUUUGUUUGUCGUUUUACAAAAUGCAGCUACUUUUGUUUAACUAGAUAUAAUGUAAGAUUAAUAUCAUUAUGGAUAAGUCAGAUGAACCUGUCUUUAGCUCAUAAUGUGCUAGAACAGUUAUUUGUUUACUUUCUUUGUCUUUUAGCAAUUUGUAUGCUUGUAGACUGGCAGUUUUGUUGAAUAAAUGAUCUUUUUUACUAUUGUCUUUAUACAGAGUGAUCCUGAACAUACAGUAAGUGCAAAGCGUCCACUUGGAGUUUACGCCAAAGACAACUAAAAUCCUUCACCAUGAUUUCUGCAGCACAAGAAUGGCUUAAAGUGGCCGUCUUGCUAUUUAUAGCCCAAACAGUUGCUGCAAUGGUUAUUCCAAAUACCACACAUUUAGAAGGCCUUCUGGAGAAGUAUUUGGAUGAAGAUGGUGAGUGGUGGGUUGCAAAACAGAGAGGAAAACGAGCCAUAAUCGAGAGUGAUAUGAAGUUAAUCUUGGAUCUCCAUAAUAAAUUAAGAGGCGAAGUUUAUCCCCCAGCUUCCAACAUGGAGUUUAUGGUAAGAAUAACUAUGGGGAAAAGCUAAUGCACCUUUCAGGAUUCGAAUGUUUAUCUAAGAUCAGUUUAGAAUUAAAUACAUAAUAAGAUGAGUGUUUGUACAAUUCCACAACAGCCAUAGUAACCGUAAACUCACACAUCAGAAUUCUUGAACUCUUUCCCUUUGAGCUGUGUUUGUCUGUGCAUAUCACCAUGCUUUUGCACAAAAUUCUCUUUUUUUUCAAUGUCCAUGAUGUCAGUUGGCACUCGUCAUCUUGUACCAAAUGUUGCCAACUGUGUCUGUUCCAGAUAUUGGACAGGUUGUUAAUUUCUGUACAUAUUACACUAAUGAAUUAUACCAGUAUUCUACAGUCCAUUCAUUUAUCCAGGAGUUUGUUUUUUAGUUUUUUUUUGUUUUUUAUCCCGAAGCAUGUUAAAGACCGGUACUGCAUUGCAAACAUAUGCCCUAACGUGUCCAGAGUCCUCGCUACCUUUUUCUACACUUGGUUGCUGUUGAGGAGCUCUGCGCACAUUGAUCCACGCAGGUUCCUAUACAGUGUAUAAGCGCUAUGAUAUUUACAAUCCUCUGCGCAAAACAGAUGUACUGACCGUAACACAGCUGUUGUCUAGAGGUAAAGUUGUGUUUUUUUUUUUUUUUUUCUAAUAUGAAUUGUGCUUGGCAGUGCAGUGAUAAAGGUGAGAAAAGAACUUGCACCGAGUUUGUUGGUGGUAAAGGGGUUAUGCGUAAGAAAUUACAUUAGUUUGCUUGGUGUGGAUGUAUGAAUGGCAUUCAGCCAAAUGCAGGGGCGGACUGAGAACACUCAGGGCCCCCGGGCCCUUCAGGCCCCACCCACGUUCUGUCGCAAGCCCCACCCUUGUCCCACCUCCAUGCCCCUCCUCCAGCCACACCCUACACAAUCUUUAGACACAAGGAACAAAAGUGCAAUAUGUUCUAAACAAGUGUAAUUUAAUUAACGAAUGCAAAAACCAAACUGUGCAAAAUAAAUAACAAAUGCACAAAGACAAUUGCAUUACCAAUGAUAGACAAACCAAAACAAGUGCAUUACAAAAUCAUAAACAGACAAAGCCAAAAUCAUAAAUAGACAAACCAAAACAAGUGCAUUACAAAAUCAUAAAUAGACAAACCAAAACAAGUGCAUUACAAAAUCAUAAAUAGACAAACCAAAACAAGUGCAUUACAAAAUCACAGACAAACCAAAACAAGUGCAUUACAAAAUCAUAAAUAGACAAACCAAAACAAGUGCAUUACAAAAUCACAGACAAACCAAAACAAGUGCAUUACAAAAUCACAGACAAACCAAAACAAGUGCAUUACAAAAUCAUAAAUAGACAAAACCAGAGUAAUACAAAUCAUAAACAGACAAAACCAGAGCAAUACAAAUCAUAAACAGACAAAGCCAGAGUAUUACAAAUCAUAAAUAGAGAGCAGACGUGCCAACUCGAGCUCCAGUCCUUCUGAGAAAAACGACGAUUAAAGAAAGAAAAUCAAGCAUCAACCCACUGCAGAGGGAUAUUGGCACAGGGAUCAGUUAAAGGAUCACCACGGUGUCAGGAAAACAAACUCGUUUUACUGACACUAUAUAACCCUUAGGUUCCCCCUUCCGGUGUGCUAAAGGAGUUAAAACCCCUUCAGCCACUUACCUUUAUCCAGCGCCGGGGUCCCUCGUGGUGACCUCUCCACCCCCGCUGGCGUCAGCUCCCAAGUGGGGCGUAAUCCGCGGCAAGAGCACUAUUUUCGCAUCCAGUGUCACAGAAGCGCCUCUAGCAGCUGUCAGGAAGACAGCCACUAGAGGCUGGAUUAAUCCUGCAACGUAAACAUAGCAGUUUCUCUGAAACUGCUAGUUUUACAUUUGAUGGUUUAAAACCUAGGGGGCCAGGCACCCAGACCACUUCAUUGAGCUGAAGUGGUCUGGGUGAUUGUAGUGUCCCUUUAAGUAAAUAAAGGGUUUAUUUUGUAUGCAUUGAUGCAGACUAGCAUUCGGCCGAAUAGAAUACUGGAGUACUGGCGAAUGAGUUUUAAAAAUAUAUAUAUUUAAUAUAGUCAAAAAUAUUUUUUUUUAGAUAGAGAUAUAUAUAUAUAUAUAUAUAUAUAUAUAUUUAUUUUUAUUUUUUUAUUUAAAAAGGGUGCCCAAAAGGUAGAUUCCCAGAUGUUUUUAAACAACAGCUUAUACAAUGCUUUGCCAUUCUAAAAGCAUGCAAAGCAUCAUGGGAGUUGUAGUUCUACAACAUCUGGGUAGCUACCUUUCGUGCACUCCUGCUAUAAACUAUACAAAAUCCAGUACACUCACCCACGUUUUGAAAAAUAUAAUUGUUUUUUAAAAAACACAGGAAUGAAGCAAAAAUAGAGGUACUCUAGCUACAGUAUAUGAUCAUCUGCAUCAGCUUGUCACAAAGUCAAUGUGUCCCAUAAUGUAAGCACAUUUAAGAGAGUGCAGAUUCACGGUUUCAUAUAUAUGUGCUCCGUGAAUGUUAUAAGUGAUUUUAUAUAUUUUUUAUUUUUCUAACAAAAGUUACUAUAAUGCAUGGCUUGACAAAUUUGUUUGGAAUCUAGGAGUCAGCUAAAAAGUUAGCAGCCAGUCUUUUUAACCCCUUAAGGACACAUGACAUGUGUGACAUGUCAUGAUUCCCUUUUAUUCCAGAAGUUUGGUCCUCAAGGGGUUAAACGAACAAAGCUUCAUUUUAAAAAAUGAAAAACACAAUUCUUAAGGGGACACUAUAGUCAUCAGAACCACUGCAGCUUAAUGUAGUUGUUCUGGUAUCUGUAGCAUGUCCGUGCAGGAUUUUUAAUGUAAAGACUAUCUUUUCUGAGAAAAGACAGUGUUUACAUUGCUGUCUUGGGACACCUCUUGAUACCUCUGAUACCUAGGCCAAGUUGGCUCCUCUUACCUCAAUUACGGUUGCUGGUUGGCAGUCUGUGGCCGCGGCUGGCAGGCUGUGGGCUUGCUGGCUGUAGGCCUGUGGCCGGCUGCUGGCCUGUGGAUGGCUGUGGGCAGCUGGCCUGUGGGUGGCGGGCGGGCAGGCUGGCUGGCCUGUGGCGGGCGGCGGCGGCUGCCCUGUGGCGGGCGGGCGGCCUGUGGCUGGCUGGCUGGGGGGCCUGUGGUGGGCGGGCGGCGGCUGGCCUGGCUGGCUGGCUGGGGGGCCUGGGCCUCUGGCUGGCUGGCUGCUGGGGGGCCUGGGCCUCCUGGCUGGCUGGGGGGCCUGGGCUGGCUGGGGGGCCUGGGCCUCUGGCUGGCUGGCUGGGGGGCCUGGGCCUCUGGCUGGCUGGCUGGGGGGCCUGGGGAUGGCUGCCUGGGGGCCUGGGGCCUGUGGCUGGCUGGCUGGGGCUCGGGCCUCUGGCUGGCUGGCUGCUGGGGCUGGGCCUCUGGCUGGCUGGGCUGCUGGGGGGGGCCUGGGCCUCUGGCUGGCUGGCUGCUGGGGCCUGGCCUCUGGGCUGGCUGGCUGCUGGGGGGGCCUGGGCCUCUGGCUGGGCUGGGGCCUGGGCCCUCUGGCUGGCUAGGGGGGCCUGGGCCUCUGGCUGGCCAGGGGCCUGGGCCUCUGGCUGGCUGGGGCCUGGGCCUCUGGCUGGCUGGGGCCUGGGCCUCUGCUGGCUGGUUGGCUGGCUGCUGGGGCUCUGGGCCUCUGGCUGGCUGGCUGGCUGCUGGGGCCCGCCUCUGGCUGGCUGGCUUGCUGCUGGGGCUCUGGGCCUCUGGCUGGCUGGCUGGCUGCUGGGGCCUGGGCCUCGCUGGCUGGCUGGCUGGCUGCUGGGGGGCCUGGGCCUGGCUGGCUGGCUGGCUGCUGGGGGGCCUGGGCCUCUGGCUGGCUGGCUGGCUGCUGGGGGGCCUGGGCCUCUGGCUGGCUGGCUGGCUGCUGGGGGGCCUGGGCGCCUUGCCGACCUUGCUUGGCUGGCUGCUGGGAUCUGAAGACCUGCUGGGAUUCAAGUUAUUCGGGACAGCAUGGCUUCCGGUCCCGUGCAGGCGGCGCCCGUCGACGUCAUCGCGUCACGUAGUGACGUCGACGCACCUCCGCGCACAGGACCGGGCCCCUCCUCCUCCUAUAGAGGUAAGUAUGCUGCGCCAAGCCCGCCCCCCGAUCGCCUACAAAAUGAUUUUUGAAGUCCGUGCACAUUAUGUUAUGUGCACGGCAGCGGCGGGCCCCCUUGCCGGCCGGGCCCUCGGACCAUGUCCGAAGUGCCCGACCGGUCAGUCCGCCCCUGGCCAAAUGUAUAUCUGUAAAGCAGUGCUUAGCUAAUCUUGGCACAUUCGCCUACUCUACAGUAUUUAAUUGGAAGCUCAGAUAUCUUAGAUGACUGAGCAUCCUGGGAAAUGUGGUUCACAUAUAUUUGCAGUGCUGAUGUUAAGGAGGAAACGGUUAAGGAGGAGAAAAAAAGGAGUUCAUCUUAAUGGGGCUGCUUGGGCUGCUUACGGCACCACAGCAACUUCAUCUAAAUUAAAUGUUUAUGGUGCCAGGAGGUCCUCGAGCACACUCUCACCUUCAGUGGCUAAACCAUUCUUGAACAGUUUAAUGCCAAAGCUGCCUCUAGUGUCAGUCACUACUCCUCCCCCAGUCGGCAUCUGAAAUUUCAGUUUCAGGAAGCGCAGCGUGCCAUCAGGCAGAGGCAUCGCUGAUUGGCUGAGAGCGGUCAUAUGACGCUUUUAGCCAAUCAGUGAUUCCCCAUUCACAAAACUGGCUUGGAAAGAAACAUAUCUUUUCCAAACCAGUUAUGGUAAUGUGGAGAUUAGAUUAAAAGACCACUUUAGGCACCCAGACCACUUCAGCUUAAUGAAGUGGUCUGGGUGCCAGGUUCUUCUAGGGUUAACCCAUUUUUUUUAUAAACAUAGCAGUUUCAGAGAAACUGCUAUGUUUAUAAAUGGGUUAAUCCAGCCUCUAAAGCCUCUAGUGGCUGUCUCAUUGACAGCCGCUAGAGGCAUUUGCGUGCUUCUCACUGUGAAAAUCACAGUGAGAAGACGCCAGCGUCCAUAGGAAAACAUUAUGAAUGCUUUCCUAUGAGACUGGCUGAAUGUGCGCGCAGCUCCUGCCGCGCAUGCGCAUUCAGCCGAAGAGGAGGAGAAGAGGCGGAGAGGAGGAGGAGAGCUCCCUGCCCGGCGCUGGAGAAAGGUAAGAUUUUAACCACUUCCUUCACCCAGAGCCCGGUGGGAGGGGGACCCUAAGGGUGGGGGCACCCUCAGAGCCCUAUAGUGCCAGGAAAACGAGUAUGUUUUCCUGGCACUGUAGUGGUCCUUUAAGCUGUUUUGGUGCCUGGAGUAUUCAAUUUAAGAGUUUAUUCACUAAAUAUAAAACUGUAGUAAAAUUAUAACCAAACUACAGCAUUUAGGCCACAAUAACCAAGCUCUGACUAAAGCUGAGUUUUUUUUUUCAUAUCAGAUUCUUUUGACUAUAGUUGCAGUUUGGUUUUCAAUUCAUUACGAUUCACAAUUUAGUGUUACUGAAACAUAGGCAGUGCAAGAUGUGAGUAUUCCACUAUUCUGUCUUUAAAUUAAGGAACAGUCCAGGCACCAUAACAACUAGCUCAGGUCACUGGCUUACCUCAUUGGCUGAGAGUUUCAGCUGAUGAGCUAACCAAUGUGCCGGCUCAGGCAUGUCCGUUUCUCGGACCUUGCUAGUGGAGGCAGAAAGAGGCGUCCGGCAAACUCCAGAUAAGAGCAGAGCAUUCAAAGCAUUAAAAACUGUUUGACCCUUGUAAUGGGGGGGGGGGGGGGUACCAGAACACUCUUGGCACCAAAACCACUACACUGAGAUGAUGUGGUUAUGGUGUAUGGAGUGUUCCUACAAAAAGUCAUUUUAAGUUCUUUGUUAUUGUAUGUUUUUUUUUUUUAUACUGGCCUUAGUGUAUAUUUUGCUUUGCUAAAAAAACACAACUUUAUUUGAUAAUUAAACAUUCUUUCCUUCAUCAUCUGCAUAGCAGAACUGCAAAGUUUAACAUAAGAGUUUUUAUUGAAAACGAAAAACAUUUUACCUGCUUGUAUUUGGAAUCUAUUGUUCAGAGCUAUCCCACUGUGUUUUCUCGGAACUGUUUCUGUGUUUGAAUGCACAAUAUUCAAGAAACCUUAUCUGAAAUGUUAUGUAUCCAUUGACACAAGAGCCAAUUGAGCAGGUUCACAAAGUAGCCUAAGAUAUACCAGACUUGUCUGAGAUCAGUAAUCUGACCUGCAACCUGUGGAAACAGACUGAGGAAAGGGUUAGUGACCCCUAAGACGUCUAGUCUAUUUAUUUCCCUUCCAAACAAAUUACUUGCUGCUCUUUGCAUUUACACUGUGUUGUGUCUUAGUUUUGGCAUUUCACUUUCUAAUUUGAAGAUAAACUAAAAAAUCUAAUUUGUUGGUAAGGGACACAUUUCAGCUACUGGGCUCAGUAGUUUUGGCAGGUUGCACUAUGUUGUGGGAGUACGUUCGUAAGGGGAAUAACUAGCUGUAUGCUUCAUAUCCAUUGGUUUAUUUAUUAAACCAGGAACUCUGGUAAACUUAAACUGACUCCCUCCUUUAAAGUAAUACUGUAACCCCCCCCCCCACCCCCACCCAAAAAAAGUAUUUCAUAGAGAUUCUAUUUCAUAUAUAUUAAAUCUUUAUGAAAUACUAACUUUGACUGUGUUGGAAUUUCAGUAAAAUUCCAACCCAGUCAAGGAUCUACUCAGCAUAGUACUUUGUCUCUGUAUAUUUCCUACGCCUGACAUUUCUAGACACUGAGUGGAGCUACCACUGUCUAGAAGUGUCAGUCCCCUCUCAGCUAUCACCAUUGACCGCUGCAGGGAAUUGGCUCUGCUUGUGGAGGAUACUGUACUCUCUAUCCUCCAUAGACCGUGAUGCACCUCUCACGCAUCCCCUUCCCAGCCACCAAACCCCCACCAGUAGUUUUUACUUUAAGCUAAUAUAACAGAGUUGGGGGGAAAAAAACUCUGAAUUGGGAUAUUUUUUCAACUUGUCAAUUCUGGCUCUACAUCUUAUCACAAUUCAGUUAUGAGUGAACAUAUCUAUUUUCUCCUUCGCACACAUACUUUCCGUGUAUUUUUUCUUUAGCCACCUUUAAGUAGACCUCUUCCUUCCUUCCUUUUUUUUGUUUAAUGGAUUCUCAUUUGCCCCUAGGGUGAUUCAAAAUGACCAUUGGACCCCCAUAACUAUUUAUGUUCACUGAAUAGGUUGUGGUGCAAGAGGAAGCCCUGUUUCCUUGCACAUAUUUGCUUAUACAGUUGCAAGUAAAAGUAUGUGAACCCUUUUGGAAUGAUAUAGAUUUCUGCACAAAUUGGUCAUAAAAUGUGAUCUGAUCAUCAUCUAAGUCACAACAAUAGACAAUCACAGUCUGCUUAAACUAAUAACACACAAAGAAUGAAAUGUUGCCAUGUUUUUAUUGAACACACCAUGUAAACAUUCACAGUUCAGGUGGAAAAAGUAUGUGAACCCCUAGACUAAUGACAUCUCCAAGAGCUAAUUGGAGUGAGAUGUCAGCCAACUGGAGUCCAAUCAAUGAGAUGAGAUUGGAGGUGUUGGUUACAGCUGCCCUGCCCUAUAAAAAAAAACACACACCAGUUCUGGAUUUGCUUUUCACAAGAAGCAUUGCCUGAUGUGAAUGAUGCCUUGCAUAAAAGAGCUCUCAGAAGACCUACGAUUAAGAAUUGUUGACUUGCAUAAAGCUAGAAAGGGUUAUAAAAGUAUCUACAAAAGCCUUGCUGUUCAUCAGUCCACGGUAAGACAAAUUGUCUAUAAAUGGAGAAAGUUCAGCACUGUUGCUACUCUCCCUAGGAGUGGCCGUCCUGUAAAGAUGACUGCAAGAGCACAGCGCAGACUGCUCAAUGAGGUGAAGAAGAAUCCUAGAGUGUCAGCUAAAGACUUACAAAAGUCACUGGCAAAUGCUAACAUCCCUGUUAGCGAAUCUACAAUACGUAAAAAAUAAAUAAGAAUGGAUUUCAUGGGAAGAUACCACAGAGGAAGCCACUGCUGUCCAAACAAAACAUUGCUGCACGUUUACAGUUUGCACAAGAGCACCUGGAUGUUCCACAGCAGUACUGGCAAAAUAUUCUGUGGACAGAUGAAACCAAAGUUGAGUUGUUUGGAAGAAACACACAAGACUUUGUGUGGCGAAAAAAAGGCACAGCACACCAACAUCAAAACCUCAUCCCAAUUGUGAAGUAUGGUGGUGGGGGCAUCAUGGUUUGGGGCUGCUUUGCUGCAUCAGGGCCUGGACGGAUUGCUAUCAUCGAAGGAAAAAUGAAUUCCCAAGUUUAUCAAGACAUUUUGCAGGAUAACUUAAGGCCAUCUGUCUACCAGCUGAAGCUCAACAGACGAUGGGUGUUGCAACAGGACAAUGACCCAAAGCAUAGAAGUAAAUCAACAACAGAAUGGCUUAAACAGAAGAAAAUACUCCUUCUGAAGUGGCCCAGUCAGAGUCCUGACCUCAACCCGAUUGAGAUGCUGUGGCAUGACCUCAAGAAAGCGAUUCACACCAGACAUCCCAAGAAUAUUGCUGAACUGAAACAGUUCUGUAAAGAGGAAUGGUCAAGAAUUACUCCUGACCGUUGUGCACGUCUGAUCUGCAACUACAGGAAACGUUUGGUUGAAGUUAUUGCUGCCAAAGGAGGUUCAACCAGUUAUUAAAUCCAAGGGUUCACAUACUUUUUCCACCUGCACUGUGAAUGUUUACAUGGUGUGUUCAAUAAAAACAUGGCAACAUUUCAUUCUUUGUGUGUUAUUAGUUUAAGCAGACUGUGAUUGUCUAUUGUUGUGACUUAGAUGAUGAUCAGAUCACAUUUUAUGACCAAUUUGUGCAGAAAUCCAUAUCAUUCCAAAGGGUUCACAUACUUUUUCUUGCAACUGUAGCUGCCCUGCAUUGCAAACAUUGCAGUGGCUUUAACACUGCCCCUUUUCUAUGUGAUGUAAAAGGAAACAUGUAGGCUUCUUUAAUUGGCUGUACAAAUAUUUACACAGAGGUUGCAGUCCAUGUGUGUCUCCACCUCCCCUGUGUAAUUCUCUGAGACAGCUUGAGCUGCAGUUGUGCACAUUAAUUGUCAAUUGCUCAGAUGAUAAUGUGCACAGUCCCAUUUGCAAAACAUCAUAGCAACUUGCACUAGGCUUGUGAAUGGCAAGAAAUUUCGGUUCUGCUCAAUAAUUGUUUCUAAAGAUAGAAAAUGUUUUAGGCAUGCCUGAAAUGGUGCUGGAUGUUGGUUCAUCUGGGCCGUGUAUACAUUUGGGAGAACAGGAAAACUCUCAGCAGCGUUUCGACCUGCUAAGAGGCCUUUAUCAAGCUUGAUAAAGACCUCUUAGCAGGUCGAAACGUUGCUUUGUUGAUCCAAUAGACCUGCCUGUGUCUUGAAUUCUGUGAGUGCCUGGAGAUUUUUCCUGUUCUCUGUGAUACAUAUUCUGGAUUUGCUGGUCCUGCUUCGGUGUACAUGGAGUGCAGUUCUUAUUUUUUCGUUUAACAGUAUAUAAAUUUGGGAACUGAAUCAGAAGAACAAACAAAAAAUUUCUGAAAAUAGGUCAAUCCUUGUGUUGCAAAAAUAUAUGUAAUAUAAUAUAUAUUAUAUUAUGUAUAUAUUUUGCUACACAGAUACAAGCAUGUUCCUGCCUUCCUUGGUUCACAAAUCAAACAGAAAAACUAACUAAUAGAGGGGAAACUAGGAGGAGCGGUAAAAAAAGUCCAUAUUUAUAUUAUAUAGUUAUUAAAGAUUUACUAUAUAAAUACAAAUACUUCUCCUGUUUUUUCCUCUAUUGCUCACUUUUCACUUGCUCUGUGAACAAAAUCAACAUUUACUGGCUGUCCCUUAGCCAUCCAUCAUCUUUGUUUCCCAGCAAUCAUCGCCAUGGGCAGAAUUCAGAAUAUUGAUCCCGCCCGUAAACCUGUUCAGCAUUGCUCAGUUCGGUUAGUCCGUAAAUUGGGUAUAUUAUGACUCGGAAUUUGAAAUUCGGCCAAACGCCUUUGCUAAGUGAAAUGUUGCUGGGGGUUGAACUACAUAUCCCACCUAUCUUUUACUGGAAAGUGGAUUUGAAAAAGACUAGGCCCCAUGGAUCAUAAUGAGAGGGUCCUGUUUUCAGAUUUAGGAGAUAGAAGUGCCUUUGAGGGAGAGAUUUAGGUAAACCAAUCUUCCAUUCAGUUUCUCCUCCUUGCUGCUGUAGACCAAUAGAUGUCACAUCCUGGCCAAGUCUUUAAAAAAAUUUUUUUAUCAAAAAAUGACAGUGAUCAGCAGAAUGUUGGACCCCUACUUCGCAUUUCCGCUUUGAUCUAUGGUCACCUUUUUUGGGUUAUUUUUCCAUCAUUAUAUUGCGUUAUGUUCCAUUUUGUGUACUCUUGCCUUUGUCAUAUUGUACUUAUGUUCCAAUGUGUGUGUGUGUGUGUGUGUGUGUGUGUGUGUAUAUAUAUAUAUAUAUAUAUAUUUUUUUUUUUUUUGUCAUGUGACUUCCUUAUGACCAAAAAAAUCACAUGAUUUUAAUUUUCUGCUUAUCUUUCUCCACAAAUAUAUGGCUAUUUUAUCUUCCUUAUAAACACAUUUUAAUAUUAGCAGUAAAGUCAUCCCUUCAUCGUGUGUUUUAGACAGUAUUCACCUGUGAAUUCUUUUUAAUUUUUUUUUUUUUUAUAAUUUGCAGCAACCUAUAAAAGCAGUAGAUACCAGGACUCUUCAUACACUUUGAAAAUGUCCUAUUUACAGGCAAAAUACAUUGGUGUCUACUUUUUUUUUUCUUCUUGUUUUUUGUUUAUAAAAUGUUUCUAGUCUAUUUAUAUUGGACCUUCAUUUCACUUUGCUGCAUCCUACAAGAUACAUUAAUGGUAGGAAUUAAAGCCAUUUAGCUAACGUGGAUUAAGGAACCUAUAUUGCUCUUAAAGCUAUAAUAAGGUUUUCCUUCGUUUUACUCACCAUUAUACGCAGUGUGCACUAUAUAUGUGUCUCUUUCUUGCAUAUUCACACUGAAGAUACUUGAAGGAAUAUUAUGGAGUGUGACAAAAGCACCGUCACUGGGAUUUGGAGAGGCCUGCUUGCCAGCCUCUUGCCCUGUGACUAUGGCCCCUGGGAUGUGUUGCCAUUUAAACACUAUAUUUGGGCAUAUUGGAUUUUAACAUACUGUUUCUGCCCCUUUAACGGCACUUUAAUAUUGACAUUUGCACGAAUGGCCUCCGUUCGUCUAUUUGAACUACCGUUAACAUUGGAAAUAGACCAGCCGCACAGCCAAAUUCUCUGGAACUGUUUUGGGCAUGAAAUCAUGCAUGCGGUCAGUCAAAAGAGACUUCCAUGGAACUUUGGAAACCCUGCUCUGAUCUGGGUGAUUUUUGGAUAUGUUGUUCAUCCAGAUCAGGGCUAUCAGGGGAUAUCUUAUGUUUUGGGGUGUUUUCUAGACUUUGGGGAGAAUGUGUGAUUUUCUGCCUGUGGAUAAUUAGGUUAUUGUAUUAGCUGUUUUAAUUAGAUCACAGGCAGAGGAUUGUUUGCUGUAUGUGGGAGUGUCGGUCAUUACUACAGUGACUUAUUGGUUUGUAUUCUUUGUGUGCCUGUGUACCAUCAGGUCCAGGGGGGUGUGCCUCUGGCCUGAGAAACUGUAUAAAUUGUGAGUGCUUGCUGCCAUUAAACAGACCUGCUUACCCCUUCAUGAAGUCUUGGCUCAUGUUUGAGGGAUUGGAGACCUACACUCUGGGGAUUGCUAAAAUCACUAUACUCCCCAGAGUAUCAUCAUUAGCCCUUGUAAGAGCUGUUCUUGUUUCUGCUCUCUGGAUUUAGGAGAGGUUCACCCACUGUAAGCUGGAGCCCGGUCUUGGGUCAAUGGUGGGUGGAGGAUGGCGAAAUCCCAAACCAGGCUGCGGUGGUUCGUGGGUUUGGCGGUGGUUGUGGUGUCGAGUGCGGUGCUGAUGGUCCUUGGUGAGCACUAGGAGCAUAGGUCGACGGAGGCACCCAGUCGGGGUGGCAGGCGUUCCGUCACAUGGGGAAUUAAUGAAAUCAUAGUGGAGCCAUGCUGAGCGCUGAAAUAUGUGAGUGUAUAUACAUUAAUUUUAUUACUGUUACUUGUCCUUCAAGAACUUACUACACCAUAGAGUAGGAGUAGACACCCUAUUGUCAGAUGUCGUGAACUAUGUGACGGAACCUACCGCCAGUUUCGUCUGUUUUGCCCCAUUUCGCAUGUUUUUUUCCCUUUUCUGUUCGGGAGUUAUUGAAUACGAACCUCUUCCAUUCAUCUCCCGAAUAAGGACCACCCCUGUACCCCAUUAGAACGUUCACACCAGCAACUUAAGUGCAAAAUCGCAAGGGAAGUAAUUAAUGAAUGCUUCCCCUGGGUGGCCACAAUUUUGUAAAACCGAACACGUGGCAGACAAAAGCCAUUUUGUCCCGCACUCAGGGACUUGUAAAUAUCACUAAAACUUAACUUUUAAUGUUCAAAAUAAAUCAAAUCAAUGUUUCAGCCCCAUAUUUGGGAUUUCAUCAGUAUGGUAAAAAACAAAAAACAAAAAAAAAAUUUUGUUUUUUUGUUUGUUUUUUUUUACCAUCCUGGUGAAAGCCCAAAUAUGGGGCUGAAACAUUGAUUUGAUUUAUUUUGAACAUUAAAAGUUAAGUUUUAGUGAUAUUUACAAGUCCCUGAGUGCAGUCAUUCUCUGUUUUUCUAUCUAUCUAUCUAUAUAUAUAUAUAUAUAUAUAUAUAUAUAUAAUUAUGCGCGCGUACACACACACUUUACUCUCAUUUAAGGUUGUCAUUACGGGUACACUUUAAUGCAAGAACAUAGGAUUCCUGGAGACAUUAGGUGGCUUUUUGUUACAUAUGUGUUCACUUAUCCCAGUGCCUUCUACUGCAGAGUGAAGUAACGCUACUAAAUCACUGAGCACACAAAGAAGCUUUAAAAUCAUCAUCCUAUUUAAGCUUAAAGAGAAACUAUAGUGUGAGGAAAACAAACUUGUUUUCCUGAAACUAUAGCUUCUUCCUCUGAAAGGCCCCCCCUUUCCCCCAUAGUACAGAAGGGGUUAAAAAUCCCUUCUGUCAUUUACCUGGAUCUAGCGCUGAUGUCAAACGGGUCCGCCUUCUCUCCUUCCCGCCAAUGAGACCUAACGCGCAUAAGCGGUAAUGGCUGCACUUGCAUUAGGAUUUAUCCAAAGGAAAGCUUUAGUCUAUGCUUUCCUAUGAGAGUUUGGGUGAUGUGGACGUCCAGCAUCAGGCAAGCAAAGGUCGCCUAACAUCCUGGAAUUCCCUCUAGUGGCUGUCUGGUAGAUGGCCACUAGAGGUUGCGUUCACCCAGGCAGGUAAUUAUUGCAGUUUAUUAAAAACUGCAAUAAUUACAAUUGCAGGGUUAAGGGACCUGGGACAGUGCAUCCACACCACUUUAAUGAGCUGAAUUGAUCUGAGUGCCUAUAGUAUCCCUUUAAUAUAUUGGAAGUAACUAUAUGCUCUUUCCUUUGCACUGAGAUGGUAGAUAUUUUUGUUGUUGUUGUAACAGAACAGCCCAGGUAAUAUGAAGUCGCAGAUUACCAGCGAGAUGCAGUUACUAGUACCAUUUUUGAGACCGGUGAUAAUAUCAGUUUUCUGUAAAUCAAAGAAGCAGACUACUAUUUUUGAAUACAGAAGAAAAAGGAAAAAAAAUGAUUAUAUGAUUUAUUAAAACAUAACUUUUAUUAAUCUAGAUAUUAAAAUUUGUGAAAUAAGCUGCCUGUAAUGAAAUACACGUUUAGCACGUGCAUUUCAUUUUCUAAAACAGCUAGGCAUAAAGGAAAUAAAAUAAAAAAAUAAAAAAAAUUUCUUCCUUUUCCACUUGUACUAUUUAAGGAAACUUUUUUUGAUUACUUUUGGAUAACUUCCAGUCACCAUAUUCGUGACAGAAAUUUCAUACCUCUCAACAUUUGUAUCCGUUCAGUUUCCAGUCCAACCAAAAAAAAAAAAAAAAGGUAGUAUGGUCGCACAAUUUUAUUUUUCAACCAUCUUUCUUGUGCACAGUUGUGUAUAUGUUAGCAUUUUUCAAUAGGUGUGUUGAAAUUACAUAUGUUUUGCAUUUUCGUAACUCCCGUUAUUUGUCAAAAUUGAUAAUGAGUGGAAAAAUAUAAUGUUACAGGCCUGGCUACUAUUUAUGGAAUAUAGAACAUUUUUUUUUCCUUUCAAGUAUGUUUGAGCAUCUUUCAAACUUUAUUUUUUUUAAUUCUAUUAUUUUUACUUUUCAUUCAUUUCUAAGAAUUAGUAUAAGAACACAUACCUGCCUCAUUUGCUUUGCUGUACUGUGGCCAUAUAAUGGAAAACUAUUAGCCUCCAAAUUCCCCAGAUCUCAAUCUGAAUGAGCAUCUGUGGGAUGUGCGAGAACAACAAAUCCAAUCCAUGGAGGCCCCACCUCCCAACUUAUAGGACUUAAAAGAUUUGCAUUUAAUGUCUUGGUGUCAGAUGACACAUUCAAAUGUCUUGUGGAGCGGCAUAUCAGGGUUGUUUUGUCAGCAUGAGUUGUACCUACAUGAUAUUAAGCAUUUGGUUUUAAUAUUGGGAUCGGUGUAAUCGAGUGGUUAGACCCAUCCAUUAUGCACAAUAAACAUGUAUGUAAUUUCACUCUAUAUUAUUACCUAUACAUAUUAAUCAAUCACACACAAUAGAUAUGUCCCCCCCCCCAGACAUAAGUGAUUCAAUCCUUUCCCUCAUACACCCUGCUUGUACUUUGCUUACUGAUAUUAUAAGUCAUAAUAGACAAAUGUAUCAUGGACUCUUCAUAGAAUCUACAUAUUUAAUCCCCUCACAUAAACACCACAGUGGCAAAUGCGUUCAAAGUUGCCAGCUGUCCAGAAUAUUCUGGGACAAUCAUUUCUAUGGACUGUGGGUUUUUCAAAAUGUCAAAAUAGUGAUUUUUAAAUAUAUAAUCUAUAACAUAAUUUAAAGAGAGGAUGUGGCUAAAAGAAGAUUUUUGAGAAAUGAGAGAGCUGAAAGGGGGCAUGUGGUGAUGAGUAAGGGGGCACUUAGUAUUAUUAGAGAGAGAGCUAUAAAGCAAAGAAAUACAUUGAGAUAAAAUUGUGUGUGCUACAGUGACCCAGGAGUUUUCCUUUUAAUUUGGUGGGAUUACCACUUUAUAUAGUAUGUAUAUGGCCUUAAGGGUUUAUAUUCUAUGUAAAAUAUUAUGGUGGUUUAUGGUCUCUUCUUGUAGCAUAAUUAUGAUUUGAAUCAUACUGUGGAGUCAUAAAAAUUUUAAGGAACGCUAUAGUCACCUAAAUUACUUUAGCUAAAUAAAGCAGUUUUAGUGUAUAGAUCAUUCCCCUGCAAUUUCACUGUUCAAUUCACUGUCAUUUAGGAGUUAAAUCACUUUGUUUCUGUUUAUGCAGCCCUAGCCAUACCUCCCCUGGCUAUGAUUGACAGAGCCUGCAUGAAAAAAAAACUGGUUUCACUUUCCAACAGAUGUAAUUUACCUUAAAUAAUUGUAUCUCAAUCUCUAAAUUGAACUUUAAUCACAUACAGGAGGCUCUUGCAGGGUCUAGCUAGCUAUUAACAUAGCAGGGGAUAAGAAAAUCGUAAUUAAACUUGCAAUAAAGAAAGCCUAAAUAGGGCUCUCUUUACAGGAAGUGUUUAUGGAAGGCUGUGCAAGUCCCAUGCAGGGAGGUGUGACUAGGGUUCAUAAACAAAGGGAUUUAACUCCUAAAUGGCAGAGGAUUGAGCAGUGAGGCUAUACACCAAAACUGCUUCAUUAAGCUAAAGUUGUUCAGGUGACUAUAGUUUCCUUUUAAAUCUCAUGGUACAUGUGAAGGGCAUGGCAGUGUAAGGGACAAAAUACACACAAAUUACAUUUAUUGUUUCGUAAAAUCCAUUCAUUCAUUCACAUAUUCUCAUACAGUAUGCAAUGGCACACUUUUUCAUUCAUUCAAACACUAUAUGUAUGUUCUACACAUAUAUAUACAUUUCUAAGUAUUUAAACUUUGCGAGGAGCAACAGCUGAGUGGUAGUUUGUUACAAUGUUCCAUUUUUGCUUUGAUAUCAUGUGAGUCAACUUUUUACUAAAUGAUUAUUUUUUUUUCCUAUAAGAUAAGUGCUCCAUAUACAUGUACCUGCACUCUUUCUCCAUCUACCACAGUUUUAUUAAUUUUUAUAUAUAUAUAUAUAUAUAUCUCUAUCUAUCUCUGGGAUGCAUUAUUGAUGAUAAUUAUUAGAACAAAGGUGGCCGAAAUGUUUCUUUUUCAGGCUAUUUAAAAUGACUCUGUUAACUUUGCGUGUUUUCAGGAUAUUGCCAUUUGGUGUGUAUUGGCCCAGGGGAGCAGAAGAAGGUAGGUUUUACUUACCUGACUGUGUUCCUUAGUGGCUGACGUCAUCUUAAUCGGGUGCUUCUUGAGCUCCUGGUACUUCAUCUACUUGGUACCAACUUCUGUGCUGUUGUCUCCCAUAUGUGCGAGAGUAUGACCCUGAUGUCUACGAAAUAUUUGGUGAGACCCCGGGAGCCACCAUAGGCAAUGUCUUUUUCCCUCUGACACCGUGAUGGCUUGGGGGACUUGACAGAGCUUUAUAGUGGUAGCUUGACAGAGCUCUAUAGUGGUAGUCCCUGCAUCUUAAUCCGGUGCUUCUUGCGCUCCUGGUGCUUCAUCUACUUGAUACCAAUGUCCGUGCUGUUGUCUCCCACAUGUGCGAGAGUAUGACCCUUAUGUCUAUGAAAUAUUUGGUGAGGCCCCGGGAGCCACCAUAGGCAAUGCCUUUAUCCCUCUGCCACUAGUGAUGGCUUGGGGGACUUGACAGAGCUUUAUAGUGGUAUUCCCUGCAUAUUUUAAAUGCAUUGGAAUUUCAAUGAAAUUCCAACACCGUCUUUAGAAGCAUUUCGUAGAGAUGUUAUCUUUAUGAAAUGCAAAUUUAUUUUUUUUGGGGGUGGGGGGGAGGGCUGACUUUACAGGCUAUUUAGAAGAAUGCAUGAACAAGACUAUGGGACUUAGGUCUGUUUUGCCUUUUGACUUUAGUAUGAUGAACCUAUUCUGGUGCACGUUUCCCUUCUGUAUGUGUACGUGCAUUUUUUUAUAUCUGAUGUUAAGAACAAGCUAUUAUCACUCAAGAAAAGUAUUUGCGAAGACAAGAAAAAUAAAAGUAGUUCAUUCACUGCCUGCUCUUUGGUAAACAAUGGUGCUUUCAUCUUCAAGUUUGGUGCAUUGUAAUUUUGGACCUUGCUACUUGCAUUGAAAUUGGAGCCAUUUCUUCCUGGCAGUAUUGGAUGUCAAAUGUGCAAUCACGCAACUGAAAUAACAGCAUCAUGAUGAAAAUGGACAGUAGUGCAUUGUACUUGCUUUAUGAAAAAGAACACAAAAGGCAAUCCCAAACAACAAAAUCUCUGUACAGAUGCAAAACUCCAUUCAUUUAAAAUGUUUACACCCCAUGGUACAAAAAAAGGUUUGAAGCAGAAAUACUUUGUAUAGUUUCCUCUUACUGUAAUAUUUUUUUUAAAUAAAUAUUUAUUAAUUUAGCAGUUUCCCCUUGAUCUGCCACACUUCCUUUAAAUCAGUGGUAAAUAGAUCUCCCGGUCUUCAUGCUGCCAGUGGUCUCUGAUGAAGCUGCCAUAUGUAUAAGCACAAUGUGAGUCAGACCUUUCUUCAUGGUUUUUAACAGCACAUUUAUUUUGAUAGCCUUUAGUUUUAAUAUGAGCAUAAUGGUAUAAGGUGGCCUGAUGACUAGAGUAAGCAGGAGUGUUUUGAAGUCAGUAUUGAAGUAGGAGGUAGGUUUCAGAAUUAUAUGGAGUAGGUCUAUUGAUUGUAAAGACAGUUUUUUUUUUUUUUUUGGUUUACUACUACAGCGAUGGUGAUCAAUUAUUAGUGCAAUCGAUCCAUGUGCUCAAAUCCAUAUAGAUGAAUAAUAUCCCUUAACCCCUUAAGGACCAAACUUCUGGAAUAAAAGGGAAUCAUGACAUGUCAUGUGUUUUUAAGGGGUUAAUCUUUAGCAUGUCCCAUUCACACUCCCUGCCAGGGCAGUUAUAUCAUAUCCUGAAUGUACAAUAUGUAAGCAAUUUCUGUGCAAUUUGAAAAUAAUUAAAUACAUUUCUAUACAAUGGUUUUGCCAUUUCCCAGUGAUCUGAGUUUGUUUAAAUGGCAAACCGAAAAUACUACAUGGUUUUCCAUGAGGCUAUAACGUUGCCAUACUGAAUUUAUCUAAGCGUGUAUUGCCAACUGUAAGAGAUACACUUUGAGAGGGACACUUAUUGAGCUAUGUGGCUCAAUGCAGCUAUGCUGAACUUCAGCUGAGCGUUACACAUGGAAGAAUGUAUGCUGAUUGCCAGGCUUGGACUUGCGUACAGGCAACUGUGUCUUAUGCCUGGAGGACCAUGAUGGCCAUGGAAAUAGUGAGAGCGAGCCCACAGAUGGAAAUCAGGGCCGGUGGGGAGGUCAAAGAUCUCCCUCACCAGCCCACUUCACCCCCAAGGCAAGAGGAAGUAGGAAGCAUUUGAUCACACAUACACACACUCAAACCACUCCUAUAAGCACACUACAUCUUCUGCAAACGCACACUACAUGCUCUAUGUACAUACACACUCUAGCUCCUAUGCAUAUGCAUGCACAUUACAAUCCCUAUACACAAGCACCCACACUACAGCCCCUAUAACAUACAUGCACACUACAGCCUACUAAACACACACUAGAUCACCUAUACACACAAACCCAUUCACAACAGCCCUUAGAUACACACACACAAACACACUUCCACUCCUAUACACACACUGCACCCUCUAGAUCAAGCUUCCUCAAACUCCGGCCAUCCAGAUGUUGCUGAACUACAACUCCCAUGAUUCUAUUUAUGAAAUAGGCUGAGAAUCAUGGGGGUUGUAGUUCAGCAACAUCUGGAGGGUGGGAGUUUGGGGAAGCCUGCUCUAGAUGCACACUAAACCUUCUACAUAUACAGUUGCAAGAAAAAGUAUGUGAACCAUUUUGGAAUGAUAUAGAUUUCUGCACAAAUUGGUCAUAAAAUGUGAUCUGAUCAUCAUCUAAGUCACACCAAUCACAGUCUGCUUAAACUAAUAACACACAAAGAAUGAAAUGUUGCCAUGUUUUUAUUGAACACACCAUGUAAACAUUCACAGUGCAGGUGGAAAAAGUUUGUGAACCCUUGCAUUUAAUAACUGGUUGAACCUCAUUUGGCAGCAAUAACUUCAACCAAACGUUUCCUGUAGUUGCAGAUCAGACGUGCACAACGGUCAGGAAUAAUUCUUGACCAUUCCUCUUUACAGAACUGUUUCAGUUCAGCAAUAUUCUUGGGGUGUCUGGUGUGAAUUGCUUUCUUGAGGUCAUGCCACAGCAUCUCAAUCGGGUUAAGGUCAGGACUCUGACUGGGCCACUUCAGAAGGAGUAUUUUCUUCUGUUGUUGAUUUACUUCUAUGCUUUGGGUCAUUGUCCUGUUGCAACACCCAUCUUCUGUUGAGCUUCAGCUGGUAGACAGAUGGCCUUAAGUUCUCCUGCAAAAUGUCUUGAUAAACUUGGGAAUUCAUUUUUCCUUCGAUGAUAGCAAUCCGUCCAGGCCCUGAUGCAGCAAAGCAGCCCCAAACCAUGAUGCCCCCACCACCAUACUUCACAGUUGGGAUGAGGUUUUGAUGUUGGUGUGCUGUGCCUUUUUUUCGCCACACAUAGUGUUGUGUGUUUCUUCCAAACAACCAACUUUGGUUUCAUCUGUCCACAGAAUAUUUUGCCAGUACUGCUGAGGAACAUCCAGGUGCUCUUGUGCAAACUGUAAACGUGCAGCAAUGUUUUGUUUGGACAGCAGUGGCUUCCUCUGUGGUAUCAUCCCAUGAAAUCCAUUCCUGUUUAGUUUUUUACGGAUUGUAGAUUCGCUAACAGGGAUGUUAGCAUUUGCCAGUGACUUUUGUAAGUCUUUAGCUGACACUCUAGGAUUCUUCUUCACCUCAUUGAGCAGUCUGCGCUGUGCUCUUGCAGUCAUCUUUACAAGACGGCCACUUCUAGGGAGAAUAGCAGCAGUGCUGAACUUUCUCCAUUUAUAGACAAUUUGUCUGAACAGCAAGGCUUUUGGAGAUACUUUUAUAAACCUUUCCAGCUUUAUGCAAGUCAACAAUUCUUAAUCGUAGGUCUUCUGAGAGCUCUUUUGUGCGAGGCAUCAUUCACAUCAGGCAAUGCUUCUUGUGAAAAGCAAAUCCAGAACUGGUGUGUGUUUUUUAUAGGGCAGGGCAGCUGUAACCAACACCUCCAAUCUCAUCUCAUUGAUUGGACUCCAGUUGGCUGACAUCUCACUCCAAUUAGCUCUUGGAGAUGUCAUUAGUCUAGGGGUUCACAUACUUUUUCCACCUGCACUGUGAAUGUUUACAUGGUGUGUUCAAUAAAAACAUGGCAACAUUUCAUUCUUUGUGUGUUAUUAGUUUAAGCAGACUGUGAUUGUCUAUUGUUGUGACUUAGAUGAUGAUCAGAUCACAUUUUAUGACCAAUUUGUGCAGAAAUCCAUAUCAUUCCAAAGGGUUCACAUAAUUUUUCUUGCAACUGUACAUAUUCAUUCUACAUCCUCUAGACACACACACUCUACAGCCACUAGUCACACAUAGUACAUCACAGACAGUCCCCUCUACCCACACACAAUCCCACAUGCAACCUCAAAACACUCACAACACCACAGGUAGUCUUGCCACAUAUACACAAAACCUUUUACCAAACCUGUCCCACUAUUCUCCUUUGGUAUCCUGCUUAUUGGGAUAUCAGAAACAAUUCUACAGUAAACACAGCACAAGCGUGUCAUUAAAAGAGUUUGUGCUGUGUAAAACAUACACAGAACAUUUUCCCCAAGCAAAAUUUCUGUGCUUGGGGUGUCCUGGAGUGACAUCAACCUAACAUACUCACUUUUAGUGGACAUACACAUCAUUAGUGAUAAAAUAGCUUCUCUCUGUCCCGAUCCCCUCCAAUUCAGCUGCUCUGCCUUUAAGGACACAUGACAUGUGUGACAUGAUUCCCUUUUAUUCCAUAAGUUUGGUCCUUAAGGUGUUAAAUUCCCAAACAAAUUUUUAUUUUUAGACUAUGUAAUAGCUUCAGUGCAAUCUGAAAAUAAUUCAGUACAUUAGUAUGCAAACAUUUAGCCAUUUAGCCAUUUCCAGCUGAUUUGAGUUUGUUUAAAUUGAAAACUGGAAAGAAAAACACAUUUUUUUCCAGGGUGUGUAACUAAGUGGCUACUAUAAAAGACUAGACAUACCCCAUUUUCAAUACCCUAGGUUGUCUACUUUUUCAAAUGGUAUGUCUUUAUGGGGGUAAUUUUCAUUCCUGGACUGCCAUAUGGUGUCAAAGGCAGCAUAGGCCCAGCCAACCAAUCUGACAAAUUUCAGUGUGUAAAAGCUGAAAUAGAUAAGCCCAAUAUUUUACCCUGUAGCCUCCUAGAACCCCAUUGAACCUGUACAUGGUGGGGUAAUGUUGUACUGGUGAGACAUCACUGAACACAAAUAAUUUUAGAACAGUAAAACAUAUAAGGAUGACUAUAUAUUUCAUCAAAGUGCAGCUUUUGUGUGAAAAAUGCAAAAAACAAAUAUGAGCACUAAUUUUGGCCAUGGUUUGUAACUACUAAAUAAGACUGGCUAUUAAAAAGUACUGGACAUACUCUGGGCCGGUGCAAGGAUUUUUGGGUACACAGAUGAAAAUGAUUUUGCCCCCCACCCCCACACAAAAAAAAGUAUCUUCACCUGUGUGCCUCUUAACUCGCCUUUCUUUUGUUUCUUAUCCCCUUUUUAAAAAAUGUCUGAAACCCCUUUAGUGUAUCUUAUCCCCUAUUUUUCCCCAUUGUGUGUCUUACACCUCCUUUGUGUAUCACUUACAACCCCCCUUUUUGUGUCUAACUCCACCCAGCCCCUCUGUGUCUUUUACCUCUUCUACAGCCCCUCUGUGUCUCUCUCACCCCCUUUGUAUUUCCAUCCCCAGGCCAUUCUGUGUAUCUUUCAUCCCCAGCCCCUCUGUGCAUCUUCCCCUCCCUGUCCCUUAGUGUUCCUCUCCCCUCCCUUCCCUGUCCCGUAGUGUUCCUCUCCCCUCCCUUCCCUGUCCCUUAGUGUUCCUCUCCCCACUUACCUGUCUCUUAAUGUCCCCAUCCUCCUUAGUGUUUCUCACCCCCCCCUUACCUGUGCCUCUCCCCCCCCUUAGAGUUUUUCUCCACUCCUCCUCUCCCUUAGUAUUUAUCUUUCCUUCCCUUCCCUCUCCUCCCCAGUCCCUAAGGGUCCCUCCCAUCCUCAGUUUUCUUCACCUUCCUGUUUGGUGUGCCUCCUACCUCUUUAGCUCUUUUGUAGCAGGGUUGAGCGGCGUAGACCGCGGUACAGGAGUUUGUUUCCUGUACCUGGCCGGACUGACAGGAAGUGCUCUCUCAGUGGACAUACUGAAUUUUAAAUACCCCGGGUUGUCUAGAUUUGCACAUGGUAAGCCUUGAUGGGGGUCAUUUUCGUACCUGGGCUACCAUAAGGAAUCAAAUGCAACAUAGGUCAUGCAAACCAAUCUGCCAGAUUUCAGUAUUUAAAAACUGAAAAGAGCAAGCCCUAUGUUUGGCCCUGUAACUUUCUAAAACACCAUGAAACAUGUACAUGGUUAAGGGGGGAGGGGUGGGGUGGUCAUUCUUCUACUUGUGGGCCAUCACAGCAUACAUACCAAUGUUUUUAUUGCAGCAAAAGCUAACAGUAUUAUGACAUUUAUAGUUAAAAUAGCUUGCUGAACUUGAAAAAUAACUGAAUUUCUUAAUUCCUCACACAUCAAUUCAUAUUUUAUUUAUAUUAACCCCUUAAGGACACAUGACAUGUGUGACAUGUCAUGAUUCCCUUUUAUUCCAGAAGUUUGGUCCUUAAGGGGUUUAAUUAUGUUACAUAAAUAUUUGAUGUGAAAUGAAAGUCUUAUUUCUCCUGAACAAAAUUAAAUAUAAUAAGUGUUAAACAAUGGGUUGAACAAGGAUAAAGCUAAAAUGCUUGGUUUUGUUUUGGUCAGUACAGUUGCCUCCAUCCUUAAUGUUGUGGCUGAUCAGUUUAUACUUUUUUUAUUGUUCAUAUAUAGCAUUCCAUUUAAUCAAUACAUAUAUCGUAGUCGUCUUCACCCCUUAUCUAGUAGGGACUCUUAAAUAAGACUUUCUUAUUCCAUAUCACUCACAAUUUGUUUUUGCAUGUUUCUCUCAGCAUGGUUUUUGGUAGAUUUAAUUUAGUAGGAAAUUAUAGAUAUGUAGGUAUUUUAUUCAAGUUAAUACUUGUAUUAUUUGGAUUUCUGGACCUACUUGUAAAUGUGUUAGAAGUAUUGUAAGGGGCCUUUAUAUUCAAACUUUAUUUUGUCCUUAAUUUCAAAUGAUCUGUCUAGCAGUAGAAACUAGUAAUGUUCUUUUGAUGUUCUGUAUGGUUGGCUACUCAACUCCCCUAUUUUUGAUUUUGCUUUUUUGUUUAAUUAUUUUUUUUUUAUUUGAUUAACUAUAUGGCUAAGCCAUAUAGGAGUGACUAGUAACCCUAUAACUCCAGAUUAGGAUACAUGAAAUAUGGGGUUUCUAAUCUACAUUGUAUUAAUCUUUCCAAAUUGUUAGACAAUCCUUUUAAUUUGUUGGCAGGACAGCUGCACACCUGUUCAACUUACAGGCUACUAUUCUAAAGAUCUAUUUUAGGUUUUUUAAAAAAAUAAUAAUUUCUAAAGCCUCUGUACAAUUUGACUUUGUAGUGUGUAAAGAGGAGAAUGAAUGAUAAAAUUGUCACCACAAGUUCCAUCAGCAAAAGCAGGUAACUGCUGCCUUAUCCAGUACCUUUUACUGUCUGUUCUAAAGAGGACUUAUUGUCUACUCAUUGGGUCCAGUCACAGGACACCUCGGUAACUAUUAGCCUAUUUUCUUGCCAAAAACUUACUGGAAUUUUUAUUUUCUUAUAAUUUUAUAUAGGAUUUUUAAACCAUGCAAAGUGCAAUAUUUUUAUAAGACCAUUAGUAAUGUUUGGCGUGAACUAAAAUUGUAAUUCCUUACGGUAUAUUCAUUUAGAACAAAUCAUGUUAGAUGUAUUUAGUCAAAAGCUUUCCUUGCACUUGGCCAAAUCCUAGUUGAUGCCUUCAGAUCUGCUUCAACAGAUCACAUUCACAGAUGGAAACAUAAAAAGCGAUUGUUUUUCAUGCUUAUUCCAAACGCCUCCUUUUCCCUUUUUUUGUUGCUCCAGCAAACACUUGUGCCUGAAUAAAUUUAUAGAGAAGCUAAAUUUGCCUUCCAAUAGAGCUGAUACAAAUUUAGCUCUCACAAUUUUUGGAAACGACACAGAUCUCUCUUUGAAACAUACUGCAUGCUUUCAGACUGACUCAUUUCAAAUCUCUUGUUCUUAUUUAUGUAGCUGUGCAUAUUAUGUCCAUUCUACAAGAAUAAAAGCGCAAACAAUAACACGUUUUUGAUAGCUUCUCUUCAGCCAUUUUGCUUAUGCAAAAUAAAAUUGUUCUCCCAUAAACUGCAGCCAGCUUUCUUAAGGUUUGUGACGUUUGGAUGAAAAACCUUCAUAGUGACUUGUGCCAAACAUGUGCCUUUACACAUGCCACUCUGGAAAGCCUAAUCCAGUCUCCAUGAGGGAUUUUCUGGAUAUUCAGGAUUUGCCACAUGUCCAGAUAUUACCUGUCCCAAUUAGACCAGACAAAAAAAUUAGGGCUUAUACAGUUGGUGUCUUACCUGGUGUUGGAUUUAUGCAGCUGACAUAUUAUCUGUUGUGAUUUUUUAAUAGAACGCAAAAACCCUGCAACUAAUGGGUCCAUUUAAGCCCAUUGAACAUAAUAUUAAAAUUUUCUCAAUGUAAUUAAAGCGACACGGUAAGCAUCUUAAGCACUAUGGUUCAUGUUUCCUGCUCUACUGUAUGGCACAGAGCAGAGGCUGAGGAACCCCUUGGCUGUGCUGGGCAGUGUUAGGGACACACGGGAUUAUAAUCUGCACCUGUGUAGACCACAUGCUCCCAUUGGGCACCACCAUAAAUUCAUUUUUAUUUAAUGUAUUGCUGAAUUAGCAGUAUGUUCAGCAUGUCAUGUUUAAAAACAGAAUGGCACGAAGGGCAUGUGGUGGGGCAAGACAGUAUACAGGAGGGCAGUGUUCUCUGAAACCACUACAUGUGAUUACAAGGUGCACACAGGGAAUUUGGGACAUUUAAAAUCUACACUAGUACGCAUUUCACACAAAUCUAAAUAUAGCAAAAAUAAGGCCUACUUAAGAAUCUAAACACAAAACUUUAUUGCACUAAUUUUUAAUUAUUGAAAUGUUCCUUAACUUCUGAAUCUACAGUUCCUCUUUAAACCAUUAGUUUAAUGACAACAUACAAAGAUUUAGAUGAUUUUAUUAUGUUCAACUGAAGUAAUGUUUUAUAAAUCAUGCUACAAAUAUAAAAAAUAUCUACUACUUUGUGCAUUCAUGCAUAUUUACCAGUACUUGACUCUAUACAAUAUUAGCAUACAAUGGAUGUCAAGAUGCUACUUUGUUACCAAACAAGAAGCCUUUUCUUCUGUUAGUAUAACUGAGAAUCAUAUUAUGAAGACAGUUCCUUUUUUAUGCUAAAAAAAAAAAAAACUCUACUGAAAAGGUGAGAGAAGUUUGUCAGAGGCCAAGGUGGCAAGUUCUACGUGAGAAGGAUGAGCCAAAACAAGUACAGAGCAGAAUAUAAAACCUCUUCCUGGAUGGAGAAAAACCUAUUUGCGGGAAAUUGCCUGAAAAAAGUAUUGGUUAAAGAACAAGAAAAAUAGAUUAUUGCUUAUUUAUAUAUAUGGUUUUUUUUUACCCUUAAAGUAGCAGGAAAUGUAUUAACUGAAACUUUGUUUUUGCUGUGUUAUAUUAUUUUAUAUGUGUUAUACAUCUGGGAUACCUGCUUGAAGUAAUAUGUGCAUGUUCUGCGUCUAUCUUAAAGGAACACUAUAGUCACCUAAAUUACUUUAGCUAAAUAAAGUAGUUUUAGUGUAUAGUUCAUUCCCCUGCAAUUUCACUGCUCUAUUCACUGUCAUUUAGGAGUUAAAUCACUUUGUUUCUGUUUAUGCAGCCCUAGCCACACCUCCCCUGGCUAUGAUUGACAGAGCCUGCAUGAAAAAAAAAACUGGUUUCACUUUCAAACAGAUGUAAUUUACCUUAAAUAAUUGUAUCUCAAUCUCUAAAUUGAACUUUAAUCACAUACAGGAGGCUCUUGAAGGGUCUAGCAAGCUAUUAACAUAGCAGGGGAUAAGAAAAUCUUAAUUAAACAGAAAUUGCAAUAAAGAAAGCCUAAAUAGGGCUCUCUUUACAGGAAGUGUUUAUGGAAGGCUGUGCAAGUCACAUGCAGGGAGGUGUGACUAGGGUUCAUAAACAAAGGGAUUUAGCUCCUAAAUGGCAGAUGAUUGAGCAGUGAGGCUGCAGGGGCAUGUUUUAUACACCCAAACUGCUUCAUUAAGCUAAAGUUGUUCAGGUGACUAUAGUGUCCCUUUAAAACAAUUAGGAAAAUGUUAUUUUGAUAUGUUUUCCCUUUCUUAUCUAUUUCCUUUUUUUUUGUUUUUUUUUAACUGUAUUGAAAAUAAAAUAUUACAUGUAACAUAGACUGAUGUAUUAUUUUGUAAUCAAUCCAUGUAUGUUAAUGAAUAUUUUUGGUAAAUCUCAUAACUUAACGAUGCACCUGUUCUCCAAGAUGCACCUGUUCUCCAACCUUCUUUGGUCAGAAGCAUCACUUUUUUACAAAGUCCGUGCACAAUUUGAAGGUUUGUAACAAUCCCAGAAUUAAUUUAUCAGAUGACCUGUGCUUGUGCAGGAUUUAGUAAAUGAAACCUAGCUUUGGAUUACCAGCAUGGUUUUUGGUCAGAUAAACUGUGCUUGUGACUAAAGAAUACUAAAGAUGAACAUCCACUUAGAGCAAGAGUAGGCUAGCAGAUAACUUACCUGCGCUAGAAUUUACUGAUAUGAAUGCCUUUAUAAAAUGUCAAUUUUCCAUUAAGGCCUCUGUUUGCCAGGUUUAGUUACAUAGCCGAGAAGAGACUUGCGUCCAUCAAGUUCAGCCUUCCUCACGUUUGUUUUUUGCUGUUGAUCCAAAGAAGGCAACAACAAAAAAAAAAAAAAAACAGUUUGAAGCACUUCUAAUUUUGCAACAAACUAGGAAAAAAAAUUCCUUCUUGACCCCAGAAUGGCAGUCAGAUUUAUCCUUGGAUCAAGAAGCUAUAAACCUAAAUUUAAAGAUUAUAUCCUUGAAUAUUCUGUUUUUGCAAUUAUGCAUCUAGUUGCUGUUUGAACAUCUGUAUGGACUCUGAUAAAGCCACUUCUUCAGGCAGAGAAUUCCACAUCCUUAUUGUUCUUACAGUAAAAAAAACUUUUCUUUGCCUUAGACGAAAUUUUCCUUCUUCCAGUCUAAAUGCAUGACCACAUGUCUUAUGUAAAGUCUGGUUUGUGAAUAGAUUUCCACACAAUGGUUUGUAUUGGCCCCAGAUAUAUUUGUACAAUUCCUUGCAUAAGUAUUCACCCCCCUUGGCAUUUUUCGUGUUUUGUUGCCUCACAACCUGGAAUUAACAUGAAUUGUUUGAGGAUUUGCAUCAUUUAAUUUACAGAACAUGGCCACAACGUUGAAGAUUUUUUUUGGUUUUUAUUGUGAAGCAAACAACAAAUAGGACCCAAUAACAGAAAAUGUCAAUGUGCAUAACUCUUCACCUUCUCCCCCCCCAAAGUCAAUACUUUGUAGCGUCACCUUUUGCGGCAAUCACAGCACCAAGUCGCUUUGGAUAUGUCUCUAUCAGCUUGCCGCAUCUUACUACAGGGAGUUUUGCCCAUUCCUCCUUGCAAAACUGCUCCAGCUUCUUCAAGUUGGAUGGUUUGCGCUUGUGAACAGCAAUCUUUAAGUCUGACCACAGAUUUUCUAUUGGAUUGAGGUCUGGGCUUUGACUAGGCCAUUCCAACACAUUUACAUGUUUCCCCUUAAACCACUCACGUGUUACUUUAGCAGUGUGUUUGGGGUCAUUGUCCUGCUGGAAGGUGAACCUCCGUCCUAGCCUCAAAUCACGCACAGAGUGGUACAGGUUUUGCUCAAGAAUAUCCCUGUAUUUAGCACCAUCCAUCUUUCCCUCAACUCUGACCAGUUUCCCAGUUCCAGCUGCUGAAAAACAUCCCCACAGCAUGAUGCUGCCACCACCAUGUUUCACUGUGGGGAUGGUGUUCUUUGUGUGAUGUGAUGUGUUGGGUUUGCGCCAGACAUAGCGUUUUCUUUGUUGGCCGAAAAGUUAAAUUUUAGUCUCAUCAGACCAGGGCACCUUCCUCCAUACAUUUUGGGAGUCUCCCACAUGCCUGGUGGUUACUCUGCCAUAAAGCCCAACUCUAUGGAGCGUACAGCUUAUUUUCGUCUUAUGUACAGAUACUCCAGUCUCUGCUGUGGAACUCUGCAACUCCUUCAGGGUUACCUUCGGUCUCUGUGCUGUCUCUCUGAUUAAUGCCCUCUUUGCCCGGUCCGUGAGUUUUGGUGGGCGGCCGUCUCUUGGCAGGUUUGCUGUCGUGCCAUGUUCUUUCCAUUUGGUUAUGAUAGAUUUGAUGGUGCUCCUGGGGAUCAUCAAUGAUUUGGAUAUUUUUUUUUUUUUUUUUAUAACCAACCCUGACUUGUACUUCUCAACAACGUUGUCCCUUACUUGUUUGGAGAGUUUCUUGUUCUUCAUGGCAGUGUUUGGUUAAUGGUACCUCUUGCUUAGGUGUUGCAGCCUCUGGGGCCUUUCAAAAAAGGGGUGUGUGUGUGUGUAUAUGUAAUGACAGAUCAUGUGAUACUUAGAUUGCACACAGGUGGACAUCAUUUCACUAAUUAUGUGACUUCUGAAGGUAAUUGGUUGCACCAAAGCUUUUUAUGGGCUUCAUAACAGAGGGGGUGAAUACAUACGCACAUGCCAAUUUUCUGUUUUUUUUUUUCUAAAAAAUAGUUUUAUGUAUAUAUUUUUCUCAUUUCACUUCACCAACUUAGACUAUUGUGUUCUGAUCCAACACAUAAAAUUCAGAUUAAUAAAACAUUGAAUUUAAGGCUGUAAUGUAACAAAAUAGGUAAAAAGUCAAGGGGGUGAAUACUUUUGCAAGGCACUGUAAAAUGUUAUCAUAUCCCCUCUCAGGCGACGCUUUUCUAAACUAAAGAGGUUUAAAUUUGUUAACCUUUCUUCAUAGCUGAUAUGUUCUAUUCCUUUUAUUAAUUUUGUAGCCCGCCUCUGCACUUUUUCUAGUGCCAUAAUAUCCUUCUUUAGAACAGGUGCCCAAAAUUGCACAGCAUAUUCAAUAUGUGGUCUUACCAGUGAUUUAUAAAGAGGCAAAAUGAUAUUCUCAUCCAUAGAAUCAAUGCGCUUUUUCAUGCAUGACAACACCUUACUGGCCUUGGCCAUUGUGGAUUGCUAUUGUACAUUGUUGCAUAGUUUGUUGUCUAUAAAAAUUCCCUAGUCCCUUUCGUGUGUUGUUAUCCCUAAUUCACUUCCAUUAAGGGUAUACGAUGCUUGUGCAUUCUUUAUGCCAAAGUGCAUAACUUUGCAUUUUUCAACAUUAAAUUUCAUCUGCCAUUUGAGUGACCAGCCCCCCAGUCUAUCUAAAUCCCUCUGCAGCAAAGUUAAAUCUUGCUCACAUUGUAUUACUUUACAGAGUUUUGUGUCAUCUGCAAACACUGAAACCUGACUUUCAAUUCUUUUUUUCAAGAUCAUUUAUAAACAUGUUAAAUAGAAGGUGUCCCAGAACAGAACCCUGAGGGACACCACUUGCCACCUCUGUCAAACUUGAAAAUGUAACAUUAAUGACAACUCUCUGUUUUAAGCCAAUGUUCUACCCAAGAACAAGCAUUUUCAUCUAGAUCAAUUUCUUUGAGUUUGAACCCUAAUCUAUUGUGUGGAACUGUAUCAAAUGCCUUGGCAAAAUCCAAAUAUAUCACAUCCACUGCAACACCCUGAUAUAUACUUCUACUUACUUCUUCGUAGAAUGCAAUUAGGUAAGUUUGACAUGACCUGUGCUCCAUAGAACAAUGCUGUUUUUUUCUGAUAGCCAUGUUCUUCUCAAGGAAUUCUUGAAUAUUAUCCCUUAAUAAUCUUUCAAAUACUUUUUCAGCCACAGAAGUUAAGCUCACAGGUCUAUAAUUUCCAGGUAAGGAUUUUGAACCCUUUUUGAAUAAAGGAACCACAUCUGCCUUCCUCCAAUCCUCCGGAACACUUCCUGAAAGAAAAUAAUCUUGAAAGAUUAAAAACAGAGGUUCUCUUAUGUCUACCCUUGGUUCCUUAAGUACUCGUGGAUGAAUACCGUCAAGCACUGGAGCUUUGUUUAUAUUAACUUUCCUUAGUUGCUGCAUCAUCUUGUCUUAAGUUAACCAAUUACAAUUUUUCUGCAAGUUUAAUCAGCAAUCAUUGCCAUGGGUACUUUUUUAAUAUAUACGGAGGAGAAAAAGUUAUUUAAAAUUUCUGCCUUUUCCUGGUCUUCAUUAACUAACAACCCCAUUCCAGUUUUUAGUGUACCUACACUUAAAUUUUUAGUUUUUUUUAGAAUUUAUGUACUUAAAAAAUGCUUUGGGGUUGGCUUUGCUCUCUUUGGCUUCAUUUUGAAGUUUAGCAAAUCUAAUCACCUUUUUGCACGCGUUAUUGGCUUCCUUAUAUCUUUUAUAAGCUACAUCUGAUUUGUCCAAUUUAAAUGCCCUUUUCUUAUUUUUAAUCUAUUGUUUUACUUCUCUACUAAGCCACAUUGGUUUCAAUUUGUUUAUUUCAGUGUUCUUGCAUAGCAAGACCACUUAAUGUUAUCUCACAUAUAUAUUUUUAUUCUUAUUAUAGCCAAAUUUACCACCCUAACUCCUCCCACAGUUUUUACACUACUAUACCGAAACGUGCAGAUUGUUCCCGAUUGGAUUGCUAUUACUUUGUGGAACGUUUUGCCGAAUGGUUCACGGAAUAUCGUCGUUCUUGUGGUGAAAUUGUUGCCAUAGGAAUGAAUGGCAAAAUGUUCAAAACUAGAGUGGGAGCUGGCAAAAGCAGAAAAAUCAGGACAUGAUUUCUAAACUGCCACGACUCCCUCAUUUUAAAGCCCACCUACACAAAUCUUACAUCAAAAUGUUCAGCUAUCCCCACUGCCACUAAACAUGUCCACGGCUAAGCCAUAGUCCUGAUAGUUUUCACAAUAUGACCAUUUGUUUGCAACUCACGCCGUCCAUUGAUAUUCAUUGAAACUCCACUCUAGCCAGCUCAAACUUGAAGGGCAAUUUCUAAACUGCGACUGUGCCUUCAUUUUUAAUACUUCAGAGACAUACUAUGCAUCAAAAUGUAGGUCUGGGUCUUGUGAUUCUCACAAUAUAAAGCUCUAUAAAGUGCUGUAGGAUUUAUAGUUUUUAAAAUAUGACCGUUUGAAGAUGGCAACCGCCAAAAUACUCUGACCUGUCAAGGCUGCAGCAGCAAGUGAUGUCAUAGACAGGGCCUUUUGUACACCUGCUAAUGUUUGUAUGAUUUAAUGUAACUGUGAAGCACUUUGGGCAACAACGUUGCAAUUAAAUGUGCUAUAUAAAUAAAUAAUAAGUUACUCCGCCCACUCCAGGUGUAGACUACUGGUGGAGGCAAGAACACUUCACACAAUUUCCCCAGAAAUUGUAGCUUUUCUAGUUUAUAUUUAUUACCCAAUGGUACAUACUGAGAAAUGUACCUUUUUGUUACAGACUAUUUUUACAUUUGUGUCUACUGUCCAUGUUUAUUAGAAAAUUCAACUCCAUUCUGCCACAAUACCACAAUAGUACAAUGUAGUGGUUAUGAUGCUAGAGGUGCCCAAGCACUGCAGUGCUUAGCUGAGGAGAGCGGAUUUAAGCUUCUGCUUAGGAGCAUCCAGCUCUCCUUCCGACAGACAGUAGGUGUGGAGCACUAAUGCAAACGGUUACUAAACAGUUUGAAUAUUUAAAUUGGGGGAGAGCACUCAUUGCACCAUAACCAUCACAGCACAAAUUAAGUCCAUUACCUGCCUGUAGACUCCGAUUGACGAUUGGUAGAGAAGUGUUGAGCUCCACCAGACAUCUAACGUAUUUUGUUUACUCUUGUAUUCCAUCUACAGCUCUUUGAAUGUAAUCUUUAUUUUUUGCAUUUUGUCAAUCCAUUUCCUUUGUGUGUUCUUUGAAACACAGAUGUGAUUCUACCUGUGAACAACCUUUAAAGCAAUAAAUAGUUAUUAUCUGUAAAUAAUAAAAUAUGUGGAUAAAUAAGCAUAUAGUGUCACAUUUCUGCUUUUUAAAACAAAACAAUGCAUUAAAAAUCUGUCUAAUUUGGUUUCAGAUAUGGGACGUGGAACUGGAAAGAUCUGCAGAACACUGGGCAGAAACAUGCCUGUGGGAGCAUGGUCCCGCUAACUUGCUUCCAUCCAUUGGACAAAAUUUAGGAGCUCACUGGGGCAGGCAAGUUUAUAUAUAAAAAUGUAUUAUCCAAAACAAACAAUGUUUAGAAAAAAAGCCAAAAUACUUACAGGCUUUGUUUUAUAAAACAUUUUCUUUCUGUUUGUAGGUAUAGGCCACCAACCUACCAUGUCCAGGCUUGGUAUGAUGAAGUUAAGGACUAUACAUUUCCAUACCCACAAGAAUGUAACCCAUACUGUCCAUUCAGGUGCUCUGGCCCUGUUUGCACACAUUAUACGCAGGUAUGUGUAUUUCAGUUACAAUAAUAAUUAAAAUUCUCACUGACGUAUCAUAUAGUGAUCAAUGAUUUUCAGAUUUCCAUUUACAAUGCGAUUGUAACACAAUCUGCUUCAAUAGCACAUCAUAUUAUUUUUAUAUAUAUUUAUAUAUAUGAGUCCGGCUAAGAUUUGAGAGAAUCUUCUAUAAAAAUUAGCUUCUGUCUCAAAUGACUAGCUUUGCAUAGUUAUGGAAGUUUUUUCAUAAAUUUUGUUUAAUAUGUAGAUUGCUAAAGUGAAGUUAAGUAAAUGAGGUUAAGUAGGUUGCUCCAUUUUUUUUUUCCAGUUUUUUGGUUAAACUUCAGUAAUUAGUAGCACAAUUAGCCCAUAUUACCAAGGAUGUUAUGGAUGCUUAUACUAUUGUCAAUUAAAUUAUUUAAUGUAAUAAUACUUAUUUCUUUAAUUACCUUUCUUUCUCUUUUUCCUGUAGGUUGUAUGGGCAACAAGUAGCAGAAUUGGCUGUGCCAUAAACCUGUGUCACAAUAUGAAUAUUUGGGGUCAAAUCUGGCCUAAGGCAGUGUACUUGGUUUGUAAUUACUCGCCAAAGUAAGUAGAUUCACCUAACUAAAUAAUACAAAUAUUUCUGUUAAGCGUAUGUUCCCAAUAUGCUAGAAUUCCGCUUUGAGGCAUUAGAAAUUAUAAGUAUAGUGCAUUAAUAUAGACAGUCUAACAGGGAUAACAUUUUAAAGGAAAGGCACGUACAUGGAAGUGGGUUUUUAAAAUGUCCUCUUUCAUUUUAUAACCUUUCCUAUCAGUUGGUAACCCUCAAUUUAUUUUAGGCUUAAAUUAAUGGUUUUUGGCAAGACACGUGUAUAUCCAGAUCAAAUAACCAAUGCUUAUUUUAUACAAUGAUUCAGAAUCAUAAUUUUUACUUCAGAAACUAUUUUUCGUCCUUAGCCCUCAUCACAUUGGUAGAUUAGACAUAACCAAAUAGAGUCGUGGUGGACCUCUCAAACAUCCACUCGGCUUACAGAUCUCCUAUUCCCACAGGGCCGCCCCCCUGCUCAUUAGAGAAAUCAACAACAAAAAAGCAGACAUUAUAUUGAGAAUGUCCAUUGGUGAAAAUCAUUUUACUAAAGCCACAUACAGCCGGGUGCACAGAUAAAAUAGGAUGUCCCGGCCAAAUAGGCCUUAAUCGUAUAUUUUAUCUUUGCACCAGGCCGUUGGCAAGGUAGAAGCCACAACACACUCUGAAAUGCAAUGCAGAUCAAAUAAAUACUCUGACUAGAAAAAAAGAAUAAUCAAGAGGAUGUAUUUCAAAGACCCACAACUGCAAAGAUUCUUUUGACAAAUUCUUGGUAGCAGUUUGAUUGUUAUUGUAUAUCAAGUAAAGCAGAAAUGUAAUCCCAGAAAUAUGAACAUGCAUGUGAAGGUUUGUUUACCACUAAUAUAAGUUAUGUACAUUGUUAAAUGAAAAUGCUGUUAAACAAUUAUUUUAAAUUAGUUUGUGGAUCAUAAAAAAAUAUUUUUUUGUUUAACUUAAUUGCUUACAAAAAGAAAAAGCUUAUUGUAUUAAGUAAUACUUUGUUACAAUAUAAAAUAAUUUAUUUUGUAAAAGUGGUUGCUAACAGCAAAUUUACUCUAUUAACUGUCCCCUUUCUGGAAUUAAUUAAAUUGAAUAAAUAUUAAAAAUCAUGUAAUAUCUUGUGUUAACCUUUUUCACAAAAUGCUCUAUUAUCGUUUCAGUAUAUAUUAAAUAUAUAGCAAAGGAUAUCAUAAUUCGUUGGGUAUAAUUUCUCUUUAAAGGUUGAACUCAACAUUAUUUAAAAAUAUAUUUACAUUUAUAUGAAUUAUAAGAGCCUUAAUCAUGUAUGUUCUUGGUCUAAUUAUAAAUUGUGUCCUUGAUUUAAUUCUUAGGGGGAAUUGGUGGGGUCAUGCUCCUUAUAAAAAUGGACGCCCUUGCUCUGCCUGCCCACCAAGCUAUGGAGGAAACUGCAAGGAAAAUCUUUGUUACAAAGGUACAGUACAUCAUGAAAAGUUUUUGAAAAGUUUCUUGGGGAAGGAUAUCAAAAUGAUUGGCAAAUUCACAUGUAUGGAGAUUUUUUUUUGUGGUACUACACAUUUUUAUAAUAAUUGUAUUACAGAAAUACUUUAUUUCAACAAUUUAGUUGAUAUGCCAAUAAAAGAAAAUGUGCAUGUUUUCUUUGUGGCUAUAUGAAAAAUGAUUUUGCAACACUUGUAAACUAUUACUACCGCAGUGCAAGCCCUCCCCUAUUUCCCUGGCACAGACUUUUAGUCUGUGCUGGUGAAUUGACCUCAUCAGAGGCUAUUCAUUAAACCUUAUCAAUGAGCUAUACUACAUUGAAGUCCAUUUUUAUUGAAAUCAGAACUUUUUUAAAUUGAAAAAAAGACCUCUUUACAUACAUAAAGCACUUUUGCAAACUGAAGUGCUUUAAGUGUUUUGGAGUGUUUCAUCAAGAACCAAUGAUGGCAACUGGUAGCACCUUACAAAUAUUCAUGAGUGGGAAUGGUACCUAAUGAAAAACAUAUUCUAACAUUUAUUUUUUUGAAGUACACCUUCACUUAACAUUCUAUUUUGACUUAAUAUGGCAUGGUAAAGUGCAAAUCAGAAUUAGAUUGUGAUCUUACUGGGUCUUUACUGAGAAGUCCCCAAUACAGUUAAAACACAUUCUGGAAUAAAUAUCAGUUCACUGUAUAUGUUAAAUGGAAUUUUGGAUGCCUCCUGGUCUACUGGUUCUGUUUUAUGAAACCUUGAGUACAUUUUCUUCAACAACUUCUCUACGGCUUAACAUUUGUUUGCAUGGGUUAUCCUUACUUGCAUCCAUAUUAAUCUUGUAGAUCUUUGAAUAAAAAUGUAUAUAAAUAUAUCAAUAUUAAACUCUUUCAAAAUGUAAAAAAAAAAUUCAAUUUUUUUUUAUCAAAAAAAUAUUAAAUUGAGGCAAAAUUAUGACCGGCAUAUAGAGCUGGGAUUAGUUCUACUGAAAAAAGGGGAAGAUAGUUUGUUUCUGAUGUAUGUGAGGUCUAAUAUCAGACCUCUCAGAAGCUUGCAAAAUCGAAUUCAAGGUGCUUGUAUGAUGUCCGAGAUGUUUGUUGAUUGCAGCUCAGAUUUGUCAAGCAAUGGGUUCUUUCUUGUAAAGGCUGUCAGAGUUUAGAUCAGGCGCUUUUCGAAAUUUGCAGCUUCUUAGUAUGGCAGCUAGGCCCCACCCCCGGAACAAUUGUAUUUUUAAAAGAAUUUUGGACAAAUUUUUUUUUUAUUUUUUUUUUAGAUGGCACAAAUCCCAAAUCACAGACAAGUACAAUAUGACUCCUUGAUAACUUACAGGGGUGAUAUCAAACUUUAUUCCUUUUCUUAAAACAUCUAGACAAUGUUAUGGAUAAUCAAUGUAAUAUCUGGUUCUGACAUUUUAAUUGCUUAAUAAGGAGCUCACCAUUAUAAAAAACAAAACAAAAAACAGUUGCAAGUGUUGAGUUGAAGUUUGUGAAGUUUCCAUGUUGUAGUUAUAUAUCACAUAAGUAAGCUUUUUUUAAAAUAAAUUAAAUGGUCAAUUUACAUGACAUUGUCUUUAUUUUUAUCUCUCAAUCUAUAGACUUUAUUCUUGAAAGAAAAAAAUAAAUAAAGCAUACUACAUUAAUCAUCAUGACCUUGACUUAGUAUACAGUGGAGCAUUCAUCAAAAGUUGAUGAAGGAUUUAAAGUUUAAAUCCUGAAAUACGUUACUAUUAUUAGUGUUAUUUUAAACAAACACUUCCAUAAAAAAAUUACUUAACCUUAAUGAAAAUUCUACCAUUAUUAGUUGGGAAAAUAUGUGGAAAGUCACCAUUCAUAUGCAAAAUGAAUACCAUUACUGUUAGGAUAAUUUUAUUAAAAAAAUACAUUAAAAAUAGCCUGAAGGGCAUUGUUUUUCCAAAUAGCUUGGCAUUUAGCUGUGGAUAAGACCAUUUACCUCUUGAUGUGAAAACACUGUGUAUUUUAUAUGUUGGUAUAUUCAUACAGAAUAACACAUAUUUUGUAAGACUCAAGCACUGGAAUCAUGCCUCCUGACACAUGGAUUAAUGUCCAUCUUGAUGUCCCUUGGAGAAAUAGUUUGGUGGUCUCACCUCAGUCUACAGUGAACCAAAGUCUUCUUUUUUUAAACCACAACUAGCAAUUAGGCAGAGAUUUACACAGUUGGCAGUCGUGCAGGGAAGAUGCUUAUUACUAGUUUGUUGGCGUGUUCCUCGAGAUCAAACAAGGUCACUUGAGUGUAUGGAAUCUCACUGUGAUACUGCAGAUACAUUUAAAGGUUACGUUAAAAACAAUAACUACAAAUUGCUUUGUUGAAUAUGUUACCAGAAUAUAUGUAUUCUAAUCAUCUCAUAUUUUUGGUUAUUUUCUCUUUGGCAGAAGGUUCCGAUUUACAUUACCCGAUUCCGGAACCUGAGGAGGAAACCAAUGAGAUUGAAAGACAGAGGUCAAAAGCACUAGAUACUACAUCGCAAAGCAGAGCUAGAACACAUUCUCCUACAUCUUCUACUAGGACAGAUGGCUAUGAUAAUAAUGAAGUUGUCAGUACUGAACAAAUGUGUAAGAAGCAUUAUUCUCAUUUCUUAUUAAUCUAUAAAGAAAAUGUACAUGGCAUGAUGUUGUCCAGUUUGAAAUUAAAAAUAAAAUUAUUUGCUUGCGGAAAAUUGUGAUGUUACAACCCAAUGCAUUUCUACACACUGGUUUAUGGGAAUGAACAUUUGUAUGUUAUCUUAUUCAUAACUUCAUCUAGAAAGUGAGAAUUAUGGAGGUAAUAGAGCUAAGCUACCAGAGGUUUUAAAUUUUUUAAAAACAAACAUGGACCUGGUAUUAUGAAAACAUCAAGAGAUUUCCGUGUAUAAUAUUCUAUGGAAUUAUUAUUUGUGGUUGUCAAAGAAAGAUCUUAAAUUAAUCACUUUACAAUGUAAUUAAUUCACUAACUUAAUCUAUUUAUCUAUAUCAGUGAUUUGCACACCAGUCCAGAAUUUAGCAAUUAACCACUUGUGUCAAGAUGCUUAUUUUUCUUCUUCUUUUUCUAAAAACACCUUGGACACAACUGGGUAAUCCCUAAAUCCUGGACUGGUAGGCGUGCAUUGAGAACUGGUUUGAAAACAUAUAUAUAUAUAAUGUGUGUGUGAAAAGGGCUACAUAUUAUUGAAAGUGUUUCAACAAAUUAACAAAUUGCUCACAUUCCAUUCUAAUAUAUUUACCUACACAGAAUAUGUGAAACAUAGACACUCAACAUAACAAUGGAAAAAUCUGUACAGAAUAGAAUAUUGCAUGCUAAAUUAAGUUCAAAGCAUAUUCCCUGUACUUACUUACACUAGAACUGCACUGGAUUAUGAUAUAGAAUAUGUGAGAAGUCAAAAAUAAUUUCACAUCAGUCUUUUGACAUUGGGCAACUAAGAAGCUGUAUGCUUUGCUGACAAUCUUCAUUCGCCUCUGAGUUGCAGUCUAACAGUUGGGUGUCUUUAUUUAAAACAAGCAUAACAAAAAUUCCAUUUUAAAGUCCAUUGAGUAAUCCGUAAUCUAAUCCCACUUGGGUUUAGAUACUUGAAUCUGCUAUGAAUAUUUAGAUACUUUAAUUUUAUGUUAUAAUAUGUUUUCUUUUUUUUUCUUUUUUUAGCUCAGAUUGUGUCUUGUGAAGUAAGGUUAAGGGAUCAAUGUAAAGGAACAACAUGCAACAGGUAUACUUCCUUCUGUUUCUUGUUCUGCAACUUGUACUUUUCUUGGAAGAAAAAAUGCUUCAAUAUGCUAUUUUACUUAGAACGUAUGUUCUUGUGCUUUCCUACUUUCUAUUGUAAUUUUAAACCUUGUCAAUACUCUGAGGAAUAUUUUUGUGUUAGAUGUUUUAGAUUCAUUCAUGGUUGUUUGUAUUGUCAACCACUUCAUUAUUUGUUUGCUAUAUAUUUCAGAUACGAAUGUUCAGCUGGGUGCCUCGAAAGCACUGCCAAAGUUAUUGGGACUGUGCAUUAUGAAAUGGUAAAUUCUUUUAUGUUUUAUUACAGUUUCUAAGAAUAAUAUUCACAGAGGAGGAGGAAAAUUGCAAAUAUUUUUGAUAUUGCAUUUGAGUUGUAAAAUCUGUAUGUCCCCAAAGGCUAUUGGUGUUUCCAUGAGUCUGUUAUGCAGAAUUUCUUUGCAGCUUCUGUAAAGGUGAAGGUUGCCAUAGUUCAAUUAACUCUCCUUAGACUGGAAUUUAGAGGGCCAAAAUGGAAUAAAGAACAUUAAAUAAAUAGAAUUCAGAAUAAUUAUACCAUAUAGAUAACACAUCCUAAUUGAAUACAAAAUCUUUUGUUAUGAUGUACUAAACUCAAUUUAUAGCAAAAGUAUAGAAAUUUAGCAUCCACUAACUUAAUUGUGACUACAUUGCUGUCGAAUGUUUUAAUGUGUGACAUAUUCUGUUCAGACACGGAUUUCACUGUUCUAUCUGUGCCUGUAAAAGCUGCCAAAAGGGAAAAUGAAAAGAAUAAUACUAAAAAAAUAAAUGGUGGUCCCAAGGACUCCCUAAUAACAGGGAAAGAAACCAAACAUGUUUCUUUUUCUUCCCACAAAUUCAUCACUCGCUAAAGAAGCUGGGGGCAUAGAAGAAAAGUGUGGUCUUCUUGGUUAUGUGACUGCCUAAUUUAAUGUUUUAUACAUUAAAUAACACUCCCUAUCCCACUGUGAUGGGGAAAGGAGAUUAUAGGAAGUAGUGGACUUAAUCAUUUUAUUAAACACUUGUUGUUAAAAUAUUGUUUUUUUGUGAAAAUAAAAUUAUAGAGUGCAGGACAAUGCAGACUACUACUGCAGUUUGAAGAAAGCCACUGAGUAUUGGGUCCUUUUCUGUUAUUCAGAGUGACUAGUUGGAGUCCCUGUAGAGAAAUUAGUUUCUCUGCCAGGUGAAGACCUGUGUUGGAGCAGAUAAGGAGGUCAUUUCAACAAGUAUUGCAAUACAAUGCCAAAUGGAAUGUAGUAUGUAUAUAGGCUGGUUCGAACAAGGAGGGAGUUAAAUGCAAAAUUCUCAGAACGGUUUUGACCAACCAGCAACAUUUUUAACAGUCAAUGAUCUUUUGAUCUCGGGAUCCUUCAAGCUGUGAUUUGAGUUCCAUGAAGACAUGGAAAAUUCAACAUAUACAAUUUUGAAUGUUAUUUAGGGGGAAAAAAAAUCUAUGUUUCUACUUUAAAGAAAAAAAAAAGCAUGUCCAUGACAUAAUCUGUGUUGGCUGUCAUCAUAAAGGUACUAAUGCUCCGUUAUAUUUUCCAAGGUAAUUUUAGUUCUAACUGUUAAACGAGCUGUAACAUUUGCUCUUCUAAUAAAAUUUUCUUGAAGCUUAAAAAAACAUUUAAAGAAAUUAUAUUAACUAAAUUUGAAAGCCACAUUUGUUCUUUAUUGACACUGGUUUUUCAUUUUGGCUGUGCACAUUUAAAUUUGAAUAAACUAAAUUUUACAAGAGGUGAAAUAGCCUUAGUAAUAGUAAAAUAUAUUAACAGUAUAAUUGCUAUGUACCAGUUUAAAUUUUUUCCAGUCUUUAAGUCUUUUUUUUAAUCAUAUCUGCUUAUCAGUCUCCGCCAGGUAUAAUACAGCAGUGUUUGACUGUAGUGGAUUUUGUAGUGAAUCACACUUGAUUAGUAGGAGUUUUCUCCUGCUUUCAUUGUCAGUGUUCUUUGGCAUCAAGGCAGUUCUGCUAGAAUAAUGUACACAUAACAUUUUCUUUUCUUUAAUUUAAUAUACGUUGUCCUGCAUGAUGACUGGAACAAUUUAAAGGGACACUACAAUAUAAGAAAUAAAAACAUGUGUUCCUAAUGCUAUACUGUUCUUUUGCUUAUCUAGAUAACCCCCUGGGGUAAGUGUUUGAAAGGUGAGAUGUAUUUACCUUUCUGCCCUUGCUUUGCUCCUCUCCACUAUGCCAGUCUGCCUCCUUGGCUGAGAUCAUCAAGAGUGAUAAUCUCUGACAAUCUACUGCUUUACCAUUGUGAUACAUUAGGUGGGUAGUGCACAUGCACAGUAGAAUGCCACACUACACUAGGGGCAGCAUUUGAGCUAUAAAAUAGUUUGACUCGCUUAUAGCAGAGGAAGUGCAUCUUGUGGCUGUAAACAUUGCCGUUCCUACAGUGUUUUAAGUUACAGGUUUAAAAAAAAGAGGCAAUGUUUUAUAUUACAGGUUUGAAAAGAGAGGGACACUGCACCCAGAUGAAGUGAUCUGUGUGUCUCUAGUUUCCAUUUAAGCCACAAAUGACUUAUGCUGCUUCUACUAUUUACUAACCCCAUAGCAAUGGUUAACUAAAGAUGAAAAAAAACAACUAAAAGUAGUAAGUAAUUGGCUAGUAAAGCAUCUGUAAGUAUGUUGUAUUGCUUUAUCGAAGCUUAUAUUCUGUGCCAUGCCAGUAGAUGGGGAUUUAAAUGGAUGGAUUGUAUUUAAAACGCAGUUGGUUACAACAGCACAGAACAGGUAAAUGGAUGAAUAUGCCAACUGGAUUGCCACUGGACAACAAUAUUCAUUAUUUUGUACAUAUUCUUCAUUGUAUCAAAAGGAAAAAGUUGAAAUCCUAGAAACAGUAUUAAAACUUGAGACCUAAACCAAUAAAUAAACAAUUUAACAAAGUUUACUGGUAUAAUUCAAUAUUACAUACGUUCAUGCCAAUAGACGAUUGAAACACAUUUUUUACACCUGUUUAAGUUUGAUUUAGAUAUUACUAUAAAAUAAGCUGAAGUUGUAAUAUUGCAUUUUCCCUUUGUUUGUUUCAGCAAUCAAGUAUUUGCAAAGCUGCUAUUCAUUCAGGUACAAUAGACAAUGAAGGAGGAUGGGUUGAUGUGACGAGGCAAGGAAGGAAAAAUUAUUUCAUUAAAUCCUAUAGGAAUGGGGUCCAAUCCAUUGGGUAAGAUUAAUGUUGCCCUUAGAACAUAUUUGUUGAAAAAAUAACCAAUAAAUUAUAUUUUGUCGUUACAAUGUAAGCGAAUUAUUCCAAAGCUAGAACAAUUCCGUAUGUACUGACGUGGACAUUUACUGUAACUAUUCUUUAGGAAUAGAAUAUGUAAUUCCACUCUCCAUGCAAAUUCACAAGGAUGGCUGAUUUGAAAUAAUUAUAUUGUGGCAAUUCGUUGAUGAUAUUGCCUUUUAUGGGCGGAGUAAGCCAAAUUGCUACCAACAUUGCAGAUGCUCAGUCAUGCUAUUAGUGUAGAUAGACAAAUUAGGCCAGACAUGUUUAACCUUGGCACCGGAUUAGUAAUUCAGAACGUUGCUAAGGAUAAAUGUUAUAGACAUCUGGUUGUCUGCAAAUAAAAGAGCAUAUGCGCUUUGAAAUCCAUAAAUCUCAUAUGAAAAUCCUAUACAGUUUAUUAGACACAGAAGUUUUGAAUGGUCUUGCCUAGAAGCAUGCAUCCACAACAUACAUUAUUCAGCUUUUUGCAGGCAAAUCUGCAAAUCCAUACUAUUUGCCCAUUGGCAGUGCAUCCAGCUAGUAAACAAGUACUUAAAAACACUUCUGUAAUAGGAGGGUUAACAAAUCGAAAAGGUAUAAAAAAAACCCCCCAAACAAACAUACAGAUGUCAAUAUGAUUUCAUAGAAGUAUCAGGGUCCCUAUAACUCCUUUCAACAUGUUGCAUUUAUUUAGACCUCUGGCAGGGCGUUAAAAGAUUUUAAAAUCAUUACAGAGGCAGUAUUUGCGCAUCUACAUCCAUAUUGUCUUGUACGGUAUUUUGUUUUUCCUCUCACAUUAUUUAUUUAUUUAUUUAUUUAUUUAUUUAUAUGAUUUUUUUUUUUUUUAAUGGAUUCCCAUUUUAACGUGUAGAACAUGGGGAGUUCAAUAGCAUAAUUUCACAAUGCUCUUGACUUCAAAUCAGGUUUAAUAUAAAUACAUACAUGUUCCCAUUUUCUAGUUUUUCUAUCCUUUCUAAACAAUCUAUAUAUUUUUCAAUUAAUAGCCCUAUCAAGUGUUUCAUCCCACCAAGUCUCAGUAACCCCAAUUAUGUCACACUGCUCGCUGUAUUCCAAUAUCUCUAGCUCCCCCAUUUUCCCAAGGUAAUAACAUUAGCACGCAGACAUUUAAAGUUACCAUUUAUUUCUUGAACACUAUUUGAAUAACAUGCAAUUAAUACCUUCUUGUUCAUAUCUUACCACUCCCCCCAUCUCCUCUUCAUGGACUUAAUUCCCUCUCCUUUCUAUAAUAUCUACCACAUUUAUCCUUCUUUGAUCCUCCACUCUUAUUCCUAGUUUAAAGCCUCCUCCAAUCUUCUAGCCAUCCUCUCCCCUAGCAGAAAAGAUAAUUCUUUCAUUCAGGUGCAAUCUAUCCCUGCUAUAAAGAUUGUACCGAAAAAGCAAAAUCGUCACAGUGCCCAAACCCUUACAUCCUACAUCAAAACGUCAACCAGGUAUUGACCUCUCUAAUCUCCCGCUGCCUUUCCACUGUAGCAUGUGGUGCAGGUAAUAUCUCAGAAAAAGUUGUCUACCCCUGACCUAGAGUCUAAAGUCACAGUGGACAGAAGAUCAGAAUAGACAAAUAUGUCUCCAAAGAUUAGUCUGAGAUGAGGGGUUUACAUUUAGGAGAUGGGAUCGAGACGAGACCAAGUGAAUGAAUUGCUGAGUGCAUCUGGCACGGCAAAUGUCAGCAUAGUAACUGAACCUGUGGACUGUGGGGCUAAGCUGUGGCACGUUGACUAGUAGAGGUUUUAAUCAGCCUUGUCCAUAACUGAGCCUUACUUAACUUCUAUGAAAGCUAAUUUAAAUCACUAGUGCAUACACUAUUUUAAAAAUGAAUUAUCAUUUGCAUUAAUCUGACUUACCAAUAUAUGGGUCUUUUCUACAAUAUUGUUGAAGAAACUUGUUUAAGAGAUCAAAAUUCUGGAAAAAAAUUAAUUUUUAACUACUAUUCUAUUAUGAUCUCCAUUCAUAAAGCUAUUAAAAAUAUUUCCAUACAUGAGUCAUUUAGGGCUUGUGCAUAAAAUCUUAUACUCUAGCAAAUAUUUAGUAAGCCUUGAAGAAGAACAUAGUGAUUUACUUUUAGUGCAAUAAUCUUAUAUUUUAUUAUUUCUACAGAAAAUAUCAAUCUGCAAAUUCUUUUACAAUCUCCAAAGUAUUAUGUGAGUAUAUUUUAAAAUUGCUAUACACAGUAUAUGAAGCAGUAAAGACAAAUAUGUGCAAUUGAUGUUUCUUUAAACUACAGCAAAUGUGUUUAGAAAUAAGCCUGUGUAAAUAAGAUACGUUGUUCUCAUUCUCAAUUACAUUAUAGUUGUGUAAAUUACGGUAACUUUAGGCAUAUUUUGCAAGCCCCCCCCCUUUCAAAAGCGACAGAUCCAGUGUGGGCAAAUUGACCGUAGAGUGAAGGGGGAGGCAAAUUCUUCUUAUCUCAAGCUUUUCAUCACGGCAGCUGCCGUCUUGUAGUGAAGAUCCUCUUCGUGCCCAGAGCUGCUUUAGUGCUGUAUUCCCUUGCAAGCGCGAGAGUACAACUCUGAGAUCUGUGGAUGAUCCCACGAGAUUGGUGAAUCCCCCGUAGAUUGAAACCCACAAUGGCUGCUGGUAUUGGACAAAAACGAACGUAGUGGAUGCCAAAUAUUGCUGCACCCCCCACCCCCCUUGACUGAUGGCAAAGUCAAGUUGAGAGCAUGCCAGUGAUAAAAAUUACAUUCACCAGACUUUUGGGAGGUAUGUUGCUACCUCUGGGUUAAUUGUAUGAAACUCUCAUAUGUGAAAAUAUUAGAAGUAUUUAAAUACACAAUUAAAUAAAAAAAGACAAUUACUAAUUCAAUAAAUGACUAUUUUUAUUUGCAAUAUCAUUUCUUACAGUUCUUGCUGCUAUAGUUUAGCAGUAAACUUUUUUUUUGUCUUACUACAUCUGACAUCUUGGAGAGAGAAACAACUUGCAUCAUGUUCAGUUCCUGGCUGAAAGCUUUAGUUUAAUUUGUUGUCAGCCUCACUAUGUCACUUUACAAUGUUAUGAUUCUUCUCAAUGGUGUCUUAAAUCCGCUAAAAAACCUCAAGCUAAAUCUCUUGCUCCUAGUAAUAAGAAGUAACAGUAUGAUACGGGUAGUACCAGCCACUUUUACUUCACAGGCCAAUAUUUAAUAACCACCAACAGUCCAGGCUUUACUGGAACACAACUGAGCAAUCCUACAUUUUGGGAUAGUCUAUAGCAGGGUGCUUUAAGGAGCAAUGAACUGAUCUAUAACAGGUUUAUUAGAUCAAUACAUAUAAAUAACAUGACUAUUUAUCAAACAGUGGAAACACUAGUAGAACACUCUGGCAUAAUAAAUUGGAUUGUUAUGUAAGUGGUACAAAAUGGCAAUGUUUCUGCUGCUAUAUCAGUGAUUCCCAGACAAGUCCUCAAGGCACCCCUACCAGUCUAUAAUUUAGUGUUUACCCAGUUGUUUUUGUUUUCCUCUAUAAACUCCUUAGAUACAACUAGGAAACUCCUAAAUCCUGGAAUGGUAUGGAUGGCUUGAGGACUGGUUUGGAAACCACUGUAUUAUAUGAUUGUUACAGGCAUGGACGAGAACCAAUAUUGUUUAAACUAACCCAUAUAUAUAUGUCCCUUUAACAAAGUAACAUCUAGAGGAGAAUAGAAUGACAUAACAUGGCCGUAGGGUGUUAUGCCAUUCAAGUGUGAAUUUGGUGGGAUAAUCCCAUUUCAGUGGGAUGGUCUUCACCUUGGGUCCAUGUCUUGCUGUACUGAUUUUGUUCUGCGAUAUCCCACUUCUGCUGACAUCAGAAACAAGUCCCAAGAAAGUGAAGUCACAUUUCAGAAAUGUGUGGACAGACCCAAUGUUUGGCUGACAUAGCUGAUUUUCACCCUGGUUCAUGUGUGCCAGUCCUUUUUAGGACAAAAUGUGUAUCAACAACACACUCCAACUCUUGCUGCCCCCUUGCUUUAAUAAAUAUAGAGGGAUUAUGCCAGGGCCUCCUACUUAGAUUGAUUAUAUUUUCAUUUCUCUCCACUUCUUUCUUCCUUUACAUCUGCUACUGUAUUGUUACAUGAAUGUGGCACAGUGAGUAGUGUUAGCUGUUAGGUACCCUGAGAGUAUUGAGUAAAAAUGAUGUGCAAUGGAAAGUAUGGAAGGGGAGUUUGAAGAUAGAUUAAUACAAGGUUCCAUUGCUAGUAAAUUAGCUUAGUUAGUAUCAACUUAAUUUUAUGUAGCAGUGCAUUGUUGUUGAGAGAUAUAUGUAUCUCAACAACAACAGACAUACUACAAUAUAUAUAUAUAAAUUAUAUAUAUCGUUGACGAUAUGAGUAGAAUUGAAGAGUGUUUUAAUAAUGAACACCUGAAAUGUACAUCGUAGUUUGUUUUGUAAUGCUUAGCUAUGUUUCCAUGUAUGUUACAAUACUUACAUUCCCCUAACAAAGAUUUGACUGUUGUUAUAUCAUAUCAUACAUAUUUUAAGAUUUAUUCUGCAUUUUCUCUUACUGUUAGUUCAAGCUGUGACAUGUGAAACGACAGUUGAACAGUUAUGUCCCUUUCAAGAACCAACAUCACAUUGCCCAAGGUGAGUGAAUUAUUGUUUUUAUUUAUGUUUUGUUAUGGGGAAACCUUGUGCAAUAAUUAAAAUGUACAAAACAUUGGCUGUACUUUCAUGGGACUGGUACUUUCCAAUUUUAUGUCCUCAGACUAACCGGUAUUAUUAUAUAUAAUAUUUUAUAUAUAUAUCCCUGAAUAAGGAUACCAGUCAAAGUUAAUAUCAGACAGUUGUGUCAGUGACCGUAAUUCUCCAGUUUGAAUUAAAAUGUACAUCUUAUCCCGCAGGUGACUUGUUAAGCAUUCCAGUAGAUGUCUUAUUGACUUAAUAAGAAGGAAAAUUACAAAAUACUGCAUGUGUACAAAAAUAAAAAUUCUACUUCUCCAAAACCCCAUCUAACAUAAUAGGAAUUUGUUCUCGCCCAUUAAUUUACAUGUAUAUUUUGCCUCAUGGUCCUUCCUGUUUAUUUUCUUUGAAUACAGUGGGAUUCCAAUGACAGAUGCAGUAAAAUAGGCUGAUUAAAUUAUUUAAUCCAAAUGGAGUUGUAACUUUCAUUUCAACAUGUCUUUCCAAUGUUAUACUAUUUCUAAAGUGCAGCACUCAAUGUAAAAUAAGAGUUCUACUUUCAAACAUUCAUAUUGUAGCAUACUAAAAUCCAAAUGUCAAAAUUUAGACAAAAUUAGCUAAACUUGAAAAAAAUUCUAAAACUCAAGUUGGAUACUUUACCUUCAGUUUUCCAAUUGAAUUUAAAUUCAUUAAAAUAGUAAUAGGAUAAUAGGAUGAUUGGGAAAACAUUUUCAAAGCCGGUGGAUCCGAGUGACAAUAUUGCACACAUCUGUGGAAAUUAAUGUGGAUGAACUUCGCUGGUCAAUGAAGUACUGUAGGGUUUAACCCUGCAAUCUAAAACCAUUGGUGUUUAAUAAAUACAACAAGGCUGUGAUUGUAGAGCUAACACAAUUCUGCUGAUUAGCCAAGUCAGACUUGGUUAUUCACACACAUGCUGAGCAUUGAUUUGAUUGCUACGCAUGCACACUAACCUACCAAUGCUUCCCUAUGGGAAAGCAUUGGUUUUGCUGAGAACAUCAAUCUUGAUUUCAGGAAGGUGGGGCAGCAAUGGAGUAAACGUAAGUGAAUUGCUCUACUUGUUAUAUUUGGGGAGGGGGCAAUAAUCUAACUAGAUACUAUGGCACUGUAGAAUAAGCAUGUCAGACUCAAAAGCUAACACAGGCCAAAUAAACAAGGUUCAGGUUUACGUGGGCUGCAAAAAACCAAAGACUUCAGUUUUCAUAGAAAUUUAGGUUUAUUUAGAAAAGUACAGUAUAAAAAAAGUUGUCUAACUGAAGCCCUACGAGCGUGAGGACGUCCAGUGUCAAAGUAAACAAAAAAAGCUAAUUUAUUUUAAGGAUACCUGCAUUUGGAGGAAAGAUUAGGAGCUCAGAUUUAGAGAGAUUGAGUUUCAGAAAGCGUGAGGACAUCCAGUUAGAGAUGGAAGAAAAGGAGAGGUCCGGGGAGGAGAGAGAUAUCUGGGUGUCAGCCACGUACACGUGAUAGUGAAAUCCAAAUGAGGUAAUAAGUUUGCCAAGAGAGGCAAUAUAAAGAGAAAAUAGAAGGGGACAAAGGGCAGAGGAACUUCAACCAAGACAGGACGAGGGGAGGAGAUAUCAUUAGAAAAGGAGACACUGAAUGAGCGUUGGGAGAGAUAAGAGGAAAACCACGACAGAGGAUAGAGUCACAGAGACAUGAUGAACAGUGUUAAAGGCAGCAGAGAGGUCACAAAUUAUUAGUAUGGAGUAGUGGCCUUUGGAUUUAGCUGCUAUAAUUAGGUUGUUAUUAACAUUGAUAAGAGCAGUCUCUGUAGAGUGGAGAUGGCAGAAGCUAGAUUGAAGAGGGUCAAGGAGAGAGUUGGAAUUGAGGAAGUGAGACAUACGGGUAAAGACAAGUCUUUCCAGAAGCUUUGAGGAAAAGGGGAGCAGGGAUAUGGAACGAUAGUUAGAGGGGGAGGAUGUGUCAAGAGAUGUUUUUUUCAGGAUAGGUACUGUGGUGAAAGUGACCUCACCACUGGUUUUUGGAGGGGCCUGUUUGCCAGCCUCCUGCCCUGCGACUAUGGCCCUGGGAUGUUUUGCCCUUUAAGGAACUGAUUUGGGCAUAUUGUAUUUUAUUAUGCUGCUGCUGGCCCUUGAAGAACUAUCUGGGGACAUACUGUGGAGUUACUGGGUGGCCACCAUUUCAUGUAUCAGAGGCACAUGGUGAGAACAAUGGAUGGUGGCCAUUUUAACUCACAGACACUGUUUUGACUUUUCUACACAGUGCCAUCUUGCCUGUAUUUGGUGCACAAAGACAUCGUGCAGUAGUUUUAAACUAUAGAACAGGGGACACACUUAACAGUAAUUAUUUUUCAUAUAUCCUGUAUAUGUUCUCCGGAAUCUGCAUUAAACCGUAUCUUCCAAACUACUGAAUGGAUCUGCGUGAAUUUUGGAAAUGUGAUUCACCCAGAUCCCCUGGUUCCAAGUGGGGUUAUUGCAUGUUUUGGGGUCCCUGUGAUCUGUUUUAUAAUACUGUAUUUUCCUGCCUGUGAUAAUUAAGUUAGUCUAUUGUGUUGAGAUAAUUGUAUCACAAGCAGAGGGGAGUAUUUCUGAUGUAAUGAAUGGGAGUGUUAGCUGUGUUGUAAUGUGUUGAUUGGUUGUUCUUCAAAACCCUGUGGGCAGUACUAGGUUUGUAGAAUGUGAAUAAAAGAGGCUGUGGUGGUUGGUGGGGUCUGUUGUGGUUGUGGUGUUUGCAGAGCACUUGGAGCCCUCUGUAAGCGCUGGGAAAAUCCUUCAACGGAGGUACCCAGUCGGGGUGCCAGGUGAUCCGUUACAGGUACUAAUUACACGGUCAGCAGGGACAACACCAGAAGAGAGAGCAGUUGAAGAUGUGUGUUAAGGAAGGCACAAGGCAGGGGGAGAGAGAUCUGAUAAGGUGAGAUGGGACAGAAUCGAGUGGGCAAGUGGUCAGGCGAGAGGAAAGGAGAAGCGCUUUCCUGAAGAAGUGUGUUUUCAAAGAUUUUUUUUGAAAGAGUGGAGACUGGAUGAAAGUCGAACAGAGAAGGGAAGGGAGUUCCACAGCAGAGGUGCAACCAUGGAGAAUUCUUGGAGGUGAGCAUCAGAUGUGGGAGUACGGACAGAGGAUAGGUGUAGAUCUUCGGAAGAGCACACGGGCCUCGACGGGACAUAUUUGUGUAUUAGGGAGGAUAGGUAAGUUGGAGCAGCAUCAUGUAGGGACUUGUAAGCAAGUACCAGAAUCUUAAAUUGAGCCCUAUAUCUAACUGGAAGCCAAUGUAGGCACUGAGAGAGGGGGGAGGCAUGGGAGGUGGCAGGCAGACAGGAAAAUGAGCCUCACCGCCGCAUUCAUUAUAGAUUGCUGGGAACACGUAAGACCACUGAGAAGGGGAUUGCAGUAGUCAAGGCGAGAAAGAACAACAGCAUGGACCAGCACCAUAGCUGUGUCUGGUGUUAAAUAAGGGAGAAUCCGAACUAUAUUUUUGAGAUGGAAGCGGCGGGAUUUGGUGAUCAACUGGACAUGAGGGGUGGAGGAAAGGUCGGAGUCAAAGAGAACACCUAGGCAGCGACUCUGCGAGGCAGAAGUGCUGCUGGCGUCGUUGACUUGGAGGGAGACAGACACUGGAGUAGCAACACUUGAGGGUGGAAAGACCACAAGUUCUGUUUUGGACAGGUUGAGUUUAAGGAAGUGAGCGUCCAUCCAGUUGGAAAUCGCAGAGAGGCAGUCAGAGACAUGAGUCAAGAUGGGUGGAGAGAGAUCACGAGAGAAUGUGUAGAUUUGUGUGUCAUCUGCAUGUAAAUGAAAAUGGAAGCUAAAGGAGCUGUUGAGUUUACCAAGGGAGGCAGUAUAGAUAGAGAAUAGUAGGGUACCAAGGACAGAAUCUUGGGGAACGCCAACAGAGAGGGGUUGGGGAUAAGAAGAGACAGAGCCAGAGAAAGAAACCCGGAAAAAGCAUUGGGAAAGGUAGGAGGAGCACAAGGAGAGAGCAGUAUCCCGUAAACCGAGAUUACAGAGAAUGAGAAGAAGUUGUUGAUGAUCAACUAUGUCAAAGGCAGAAGAAAGAUCAAGGAGAAUUAGGAUAAAGUAAUGGCCAUGAGAUUUAGCAGCGAUAAAAUUGUUGGAUACUUUGGUCACAGCUGUUUCAACAGAGUGACAAGCGCGGAAUCCUGAAUGAAGCGGGUCAAGCAGAGAGCUGGAUUUGAGGAAGUUGUCAAUCUUGCAUACACAACUCUCUCAAGGAUCUUGGAGGCAAAUGGCAGUAGUGAUAUAGGGCGGUAGUUGGAUGGGGAGUUGGGGGUCAAAGUUGGGCCUUUUCAGAAUAGGCGUUAUGGUUGCAUGCUUGAACGGUGAGGGAAAUGUGCUGAAGGAAAGGGAGAGAUUGAAAGUUUUAGUGAGAGGGAGACAUAAUUCAUCCCACAUUUUGUGGAGUUCAUAAAUUAACCAAGGAUGUUUGGAGGGCACAAAGGAUGUAACAUAUUAUAUUAUUUUUUUAUUUAAACACCCAUUUUUAUGUCAAACAGUUUAACAGCUGAUUUAACAAAAAUGGGAGCUCUCCACAUCAUCAUCUCGAUUAAAGGAGAGUGGUCUCUAGAUUUUUGAGAUGUCUUGUUUUUGGUAAAACCACUCCCAAAUAGUUUGAAAAACAAAAAAACUGUGAUAACCCAUAGAUUUAUGUCUGCAUUUGCAGUUAAGUUGCUUAGACUGCCCCUUUAAACAAUUACUUUGAUUGUGUUUUAGCGAUUUUUGUAUUUAUUUAUUUAUGAAACCUUAUUCUUGUCUAAAUAUUGUCUUUGGUUUUUGUGUGUUUCAUGUGAUUAAACUUUUCACAGGCUUACCUCCAUAUGACAUAUUUUGAUCAUAUUACCAUUUCUUCGUGCAGAUAGAAAACCCCUACAUACAGAUAGAAACAAUUUUCUUGGCAGAAUUUUAUUCCUUAAGCAAUUUUUGCAGUGCCUUCACUUAUUCACCUUCUUCUGUUUAUUUUUAUUUUGUGAACUCUUCUGUAUUGUCAGGUGGAUUUUAUACGUCCUUCUUUCAGUCAAAAAGUGUUUUCCUUAUACUAAAUUGAACCUUUUUAUGAUCUCUGUUUGUGGUCUAUUCGUUUGGGAAAAGACUCUGCUUUAUUUUGAAAGGUGUGUUUAAAUUCUGAGAAGUCUUUCUUUUAAUUAAAUAUUAUAAAAGCAAUUGUGAAACAAAUCUCAAUGAUUUCUGUCAGUUGCCUGAGGAAAUAAUGAACCAUGAAUUUCCAUGUUGUAAUUGUGAAUAACUAUUAUUUUUUAUUUUUUUUGUGGAUUACUUUUAAUUACUAUUAUGAUUAGGACUGAAAUUAGUACAGUCAUUAUCAGAAUAACAAACAGUACAUGUAAAAUGUGCUUUAAAAUUGUUUAAUCCAGAUGAUGUAAUUUGAAAUUUGUUUUGUAGUUUUAGUUUUGCUGUAAUAAGGCUACUGUGUGCAUUGUAGGCCUACUGACAAUUAGUGAUGUCCCGAACGGUUCGCUGGCGAAUAGUUCCCGGCGAACAUAGCGUGUUCGCGUUCGCCACGGAUGGCGAACAUAUGCGAUGUUCGGUCCGCCCCCUACUAAUUUACUAAUACUAAGUAAAAAUUACUUAGUAUUAGUAAAUUGUGCCCCUACUCGCAAUACCACGAGUAGGGGCAUGUCUAUUAAACAGUGAGCAGCCUGUGGCCCUAAAAAUAACAAUAAGGGGGGGACCUACUGUCCCCCCCGGCCCCCACCCCUGAGCGGUGGGUGGGGGUCCUAACAUUAAAAAUAAGGGGGGGACCUACUGUCCCCCCCCGGCCCCCACCCCUGAGCGGUGGGUGGGGGCCCUAAAAUUAACAAUAAGGGGGGACCAAUUGUCCCCCCCGGCCCCCACCCCUGAGCGGUGGGUGGGGGCCCUAAAAAUAACAAUAAGGGGGGACCUACUGUCCCCCCCAGCCCCCACCCCUGAGCGGUGGGUGGGGGCCCUAAUAACAAUAAGGGGGGGACCUAUUGUCCCCCCUGGCCCCCACCCCUGAGCGGUGGGUGGGGGCCCUAAAAUUAACAAAUUAAAAAUUACUUAGUAUUAGUAAAUUGUGCCCCUACUUGCAAUACCGCGAGUAGGGGCAUGUCUAUUAAACAGUGAGCAGCCUGUGGCUGCUCACUGUUAAAAAAAAAAGGGUCCCCCCUGGUGGGGGCCCUAAAUACUAAUGGGGGGGCCCUAAAAAUAACAAUAAGGGGGGGAUCUACUGUCCCCCCCCAGUCCCCACCCCUGAGCAGUGGGUGGGGGCCCUAAAAUUAAAAUUAACAAUAAGGGGGGACCUACUGAGCGGUGGGUGGGGGCCCUAAAAUUAACAAUAAGUGGGGGACCUAUUGUCCCCCCCUGGCCCCCACCCCUGAGCGGAGGGUGGGGGCCCUAAAAUUAACAAUAAAGGGGGGGACCUAUUGUGCCCCCGGCCCCCACCCUGAGCGGUGGGUGGGGGCCCUAAAUACAAAGGGGGGGGACCCUAGUCACCCCCCCCCCAAAAAAAAUUAGCACCCUACCUACCCCCCUCACCAUAAAAAUAAUGAGGGGGGGACCUUUAACUAAAAACCUGUAAAAAAAAAAUUAGAUAAAAAUAACUUACCAUUUGAUGUUUUCUUUCUUCUACAAUCUUCUUUUUUCAGCCCCAAAAAAGGCCAAAUAAAAAGCCAUAAGAACCGACGCAAUUAAAAAAAAAAAAAACGAGCGCACAAGAAAAUAAUCCAUCUUCACCCAUGGAGGGCUCCGCGCAGACUGAGCUCUGCAGGGUGGGGAAGGCUUAUAAAGCCUUGCCAUCCCCUGCAAUUAGGCUAAAAACACUCUGAUUGGCUGGUUUAAGCCAAUCAGAGUGCUCUUUGUCAUUUUACACAGCGUGGGAAAAUUCAAAAGAACUUUCCCACGCUGUGUAAAAUGACACAGAGCACUGUGAUUGGAUGGCUUGAAAUCCAUCCAAUCACAGUGCUCUGUGUCAUUUUACACAGCGUGGGAAAGUUCAAUUACAAAUGGUAAGUUAUUUUUAUCUAAUUUUGUUUUAACAGGUUUUUAGUUAAAGGUUCCCCCUCUUUAUUUUUAGGGUGAGGGGGGUAGGUAGGGAGCUAAUUUUUUUUUUUUUGGGGGGGGUAGGGAUGACUAGGGGCCCCCACCCACCGCUCAGGGGUGGGGGCCGGGGGGGACAAUAGGUCCCCCCCUUAUUGUUAAUUUUAGGGCCCCCACCCACUGCUCAGGGGUGGGGGAUGGGGGGGACAAUAGGUCCCCCCCUUAUUGUUAAUUUUAGGGCCCUCACCCACCGCUUAUGGGUGGGGGCCGGGGGGGACAGUAGGUCCCCCCUUAUUGUUAAUUUUAGGGCCCCCACCCACCGCUCAGGGGUGGGGGCUGGGUGGUACAAUAGGUCCCCCCCUUAUUGUUAUUUUUAGGGCCCCCACCCGCCACACAUGGGUGGGGGCUGGAGAGGGGGAGGACAGUAUUUCCCCCCCUCAUUAUCUUUAUGGCCCCCACCCGCCGCCCAGGGGUGGGGGCCUGGGGGGGGAGGACAGUAGGUCCCCCCCCCUCAUUAUCAUUAUGGCCCCACCCCCGCCCAGGGGUGUCGGCCGGAGAGGUGGAGGACAGUAGUUCCCCCCUUAUUAUCUUUAUGGCCCCCACCCGCUGCCCAGGGGUGGGGGCCGGGGGGGGGGGAGGAGAGUAGGUCUCCUCCCCCCCCUUCAACCAGAAAGAGUCCCUGUGGGUUUUAAAAUUCGCCUGCCUAUUGAAGUCUAUGGCGGUUCGCCACAUUCGCAAACCGAAAAUUUUAUGUUCGCGACAUCACUACUGACAAUUAUACUCACAGCAUGCAGUACGAUGCUCCGCAUAUUAGUAAAUAUUAUGAUCCUGGUCUUUUCCAAUGAGAUGUAUUUAAAGUGUUAUUUAUAAUCUUUAUCAAGACUUAUAUAAGAGAUACCAGUAUAUUUAGAAACUGUAUUGAGGAGAUUUACUAAAACAUUGCUUACUAAUUUUCUUGACAUGCAAAGAAAAGCAUUUGGCGAUAAUUAAAAAAUUUACAAGAAAACUCAAAGCACCAAAACCACUACAGCCUUGUAUAGUGGUUAUGGUACCUUGAGCGACCUGGCUGUUUUGGAAUGGUUUGACAACUUACUUGGGUCCUGCGUCCAGUCCGUUCCAUGUCGGACACGCCUGCAGAAAAAGACCAGAUGUAGCAUGGGCACUUGGGGGACCCAGAUAAGUUGUCAAAUUAUUUUUUAAUUGUUUGGCAGAUUACUUUGGGAGAGAACCAGUGUGCUCCUUGCACCCUAAUAAAUAUAGAGAGUUUUGGCUCUGUUUCUUUGUCAGUAGCAUUUUGUUAUUGUUACCUCUGUAAUUGAAUGUAGCCUCCAUAGAGUCCAGUUUCUCAUCAAGUUUGUGAUGAAUCUCUAAAUGGCUAUAUUGGAUAGAAGUAUUUUAUAUGUCAAUGGUUGCUGUACAGAUGGGUAUUGUCCCUCCAACUCCUACAUUGGACAGGAGCACCUCCUAAUUAAACAAUAAAAGUGAGACUCCCUCCCCUUCAUUUCCUGUCCACUUCCCUUGGACACAGAAUGUUUACACCUUCUGUUUUCUGUUUUAUCUUUUGUGCCUCACUUGGGUCUAAGAUUACCCCAACCCAUUGGGAUUUCUGUAUCUCUCCCCAUGGAAGCCUCAGGAAACAACACCUCACCAAGGGUGACCCCCUAGAGGAUUCUCCCCUUAACGACCAGGGAGUUACGCUGCAGUGACCCUGUAGGUAACCGCUGGACAUGCCAGCUCCCCCUGAGGUUAUAAUUCCUGUUCAGAAUGUAAUAGAGUCCUGGGGUAUCUUGGCUUUCCCAUUUAAGUUGGCUAUUGUGGAGGAAUAGAGGACCAUGGACAUUCUCAUAAAGAAGCAAGAUUCUCUUUAAGCCGCGGUACAUUUUAUUAUCCUUUUAAAAAAACAAAAAUUUGUAAAAGUGCAUACCUCCUAGCUGACUCUUGGAUUCUCAGUUCUACUCACAGAUCCUUAUAUAAAAAGAAGGAAAAGACCCCCUUGUGUAAACCUGUGGUGACAUAGUAUUGCCUGGAAAGAGCCUUUGUAUGGCCUGUCUUAAAGCACUGGCUGGUCCUACAGAACCUGAUCCAGAUUUCCUCUCCUAUAUCUGCCAAGCAGUUUUACAGGGUCUUCAAAAGACAGAAAAAGGAAAGAAACGGUUCAGAUUCUUCAUCCCUGAAUGGAAUUCAGAACAUAGCUCAGAUGAAGAAAUGCCGCCAGUCUUGAAAGAGGCCGAAUUUUCAUCUCAAGAUGAAGAUCCCCGUUCCUCUCCUAUCUUCAUGAACAAUAAAAAAUAGAAGCUGUGAUUGAAGCAGUCCAUGACACAUUUGAUCUCAGGGAUAAGAUGGAUGAAGAACCUGCUUCAAGUAAACACUUUGCAGACUUGAAGAAGCGAAAUCCCACUUUCCCUCUUUAGGAAGCCAUUGAAGACUUGAUUAAAGAGGAAUGAAGGAAGACCAAAUAAAGGGUCUCUAUUCUGGGUCGAUUUUCCAAGCUUUACCCUUUCAAGCUUGGUGGAUAAUACUGGGUCUUUACGAAAUCCUAUGAAUAAACGAAUAUACUCCAAUCUGUCUAAAGUCAAUAUUGCCACAGGUUUCUAUAGAUCUAGUUUGGUCCAUCUAAAGAAGCAUGGUUCACUCCGAAGCUUUAAGAUGCGCUCUCUGGCUACGACUAGUGGUGUUGUAGAGAGAGUCACUGAGGAUAGUGGUGUUGUGGAGAGAGGCACUGAGGCUAGUGGUGUUGUGGAGACCGGCUUGGAGACUAUGGUGAGGCCUAAUAGAAAGCAGUUGUUGUUGGGUGAUUCCAUUAUAAGAGGUGUGGAGAUGGACAAUGGUGGUCUUGUGAGGUGUCUUCCUGGAGCUACUGCUCACAGAGACAGGAGACGUAUCUGUAAUAUUGUUAAGCAAGCAAAGCAGGAAGGGGAAUUGGAUGUACUUGUCCAUCUAGGGACAAAUGACUUGGCUUGCAAUGAGGUUUCAAAGGAAGUUUUUUAGUGUUUUUGCCAAUGAUAUACGGCAGGUUGCUUCCACACUGUCAUUCUCUGAAGUUCUGCCUGUGCAUAACACUCAGAACGACAGGCGGAUGCGUAUUAGGGACUUUAAUUUGUGGCUUGGUGAAUGGUGUCGGGAGCAAGGAUUUGGCUUUAUUUCUCAUGGUAGCUCUGUUUGGAAUGGAGAUAAGCUGUACAAAAAAGAUGGUUUGCAUCUUUCUCAAAAGGGAACAAAUGUUCUCAGUGAGCAGUUCAGAGGUUUUGCUAGGAUGUAUUUAAACUAGGAGGGGGGGGCAAAAGGGUGAUAAAACAUCAAUCCAAUUGUCCCCAAAACAAGGACAGAAGGUGCCUGUAGCAAGUGUGUUAAAAAAUGAUAAGCUUAGAGUCAUGUCUACAAAUGCUCGCAGUUUAGGGAAUAAGAUCCAUGAACUUGUGGCAAUAAUGGCAACUGAUAGUGUAGAUUUAGUCGCUGUUACUGAGACAUGGUACAAUGAGAAAAAUGACUGGGACAUAGCAAUACCAGGGUACUCUUUAUAUAGGAAAGAUAGGGAAGGCAAGAAAGGGGGAGGGGUGGCCUUGUAUGUGAAGGAUAGCAUAAAAUCUAGCCUAAUAAAAGUUAGUGAGGCAAACAUAGAGUCCGUUUGGGCUACGUUAGAAUUUGGUAAUCACACAGUAACUCGUGUAGGUGUGAUUUAUAGGCCCCAGGACAAAUUGAAGAGUUAGAUAAUCUACUAGUUGAGGAAAUAGCUAAAAUGACAAUGAAGGGGGAAGUUAUCAUCAUGGGUGACUUUAAUCUUCCUGAUGUAAAUUGGAAAACAAAAUUAGCUACUUGUGCCAGGAGCACACAUAUUCUAAACUCCCUACUGGGAUUGUCUCAAAAACAAGUUGUUGAGGAGCCAACUCGUAAAGAGGCCAUACUAGAUUUAGUGUUAACAAAUGGAGAUUUGGUAUCAGAUGUUACUGUAGGUGAAAGUUUAGGAUCCAGUGAUCAUCAGUCAGUGUGGUUUAAUAUAAGAACAGUGACUGAGUCACACCACACAAAAACAAAAGUUUUAGACUUUAGAAAAACAGACUUUUCUAAAAUUAGAAUAUGGGUAGAGGAGUCAUUAUCAGACUGGAGCAAUUUAAAUGGAGUCCAAGAAAAAUGGGAUUAUUUAAAAGUUGCACUAUUGAAGGCAACAGAAAAUUGCAUUAGGCUUGUCAGUAAAAGCAAAAAUUCAAGAAACCACUGUGGUACUCCGCAGAUGUGGCCAAAAUAGUUAAAAACAAAAAGUUAGCAUUUAGGAAUUAUAAAAAAACCCAGAGUGAGGGAGACAAAAUGAUCUAUAAGAUUAGGCAGAAAGAGGCUAAGCAAGUUAUAAGAGCUUCCAAAUCACACACAGAAGAGAAAAUAGCACAGUCAGUAAAAAAGGGGGAUAAAACAUUUUUAGAUACAUAAAUGAGAAAAGAAAAGUAAAACAAGGAUUAGUUAGAUUAAAAACAAAAGAAGGAAGGUAUGUAGAAGAGGAUAAAGGUCUAGCUGACUGCCUCAAUGAAUAUUUUUGUUCUGUAUUUACAGAUGAAAAUGAAGGAAAGGGACCUCAGUUGAGAAAAGGAUAAAUGAGUCAUUUAUUACACGUGAGUUUACAGAGGAAGAGGUUCUAUUUCAACUGUCAAAAGUAAUGACAAAUAAGUCAAUGGGACCUGAUGGAAUACACCCAAAGCUAUUAAAAGAGCUUAGUGGUGUACUAGCAAAACCAUUAACAGAUUUAUUUAGCCAAUCAUUGUUAACAGGAGUAGUCCCAGAAGAGUGGAAGUUAGCGAAUGUUGUGCCCAUUUACAAGAAAGGUAAUAGGGAGGAGUCGGGCAACUAUAGGCCAGUAAGCCUUACUUCAGUAGUGGGGAAAGUGAUGGAAACCAUGUUAAAGGAUAGGAUUGAUGAACAUCUAAAAACACAUGGAUUUCAAGAUCAGAAACAACAUGGGUUUACUUCAGGGAGAUCAUGCCAAACUAAUCUUAUUGAUUUUUUUGAUUGGGUAACUAAAAUUAUAGAUCAGGGUGGUGCAGUAGACAUUGCUUACCUAGAUUUCAGUAAGGCUUUUGACACUGUUGCACAUAGAAGGCUUAUCAAUAAACUGCAAUCUUUAAGUUUGGAUUCCAAUAUUGUUGAAUGGGUAAGGCAGUGGCUGAGUGACAGGCAACAGAGGGUUGUAGUUAAUGGAAUAUAUUGAAGCUUGGACUUGUCACCAGUGGGGUACCUCAGGGAUCUGUACUUGGACCCAUUCUCUUUAAUAUUUUUAUUAGUGAUAUUGCAAAAGGUCUUGAUGGUAAGGUAUGUCUUUUUGCUGAUGAUACUAAGAUAUGUAACAGGGUUGAUGUUCCAGGAGGGAUAAGCCAAAUGACAAAUGAUUUAGGUAAACUAGAAAAAUGGUCAGAAUUGUGGCAACUGACAUUUAAUGUGGAUAAGUGCAAGAUAAUGCAUCUUGGACGUAAAAACCCAAGGGCAGAGUACAGAAUAUUUGAUAGAGUUCUAACCUCAACAUAUGAGGAAAGGGAUUUAGGGGUGAUUAUUUCUGAUGACUUAAAGGUAGGCAGACAAUGUAAUAGAGCAGCAGGAAAUGCUAGCAGAAUGCUUGGUUGUAUAGGGAGAGGUAUUAGCAGUAGAAAGAGGGAAGUGCUCAUGCCAUUGUACAGAACACUGGUGAGACCUCACUUGGAGUAUUGUACACAGUACUGGAGACCGUAUCUUCAGAAGGAUAUUGAUACCUUAGAGAGGGUUCAGAGAAGGGCUACUAAACUGGUUCAUGGAUUGCGGGAUAAAACUUACCAGGAAAGGUUAAAGGAUCUUAACAUGUAUAGCUUGGAGGAAAGACGAGACAGGGGGGAUAUGAUAGAAACAUUUAAAUACAUAAAGGGAAUCAACACAGUAAAGGAGGAGACUAUAUUUAAAGAAGAAAAACUACCACAACAAGAGGACAUAGUCUUAAAUUAGAGGGACAAAGGUUUAAAAAUAAUAUCAGGAAGUAUUACUUUACUGAGAGGGUAGUGGAUGCAUGGAAUAGCCUUCCAGCUGAAGUGGUAGAGGUUAACACAGUAAAGGAGUUUAAGCAUGCAUGGGAUAGGCAUAAGGCUAUCCUAACUAUAAGAUAAGGCUAGGGACUAAUGAAAGUUUUUAGAAAAUUGGGCAGACUAGAUGGGCCGAAUGGUUCUUAUCUGCCGUCACAUUCUAUGUUUCUAUGUUUCUAUGACACUGGAUGGCAGAUUCUUCUUCAAAGAAUAGCUUUUGUGCCCUUCCAUUUUAAAGUGAUAUGCUCUUCAAAAAACAUCUAGAUGCUUGUAUAAAGAGAGCCGUUUAAGGUUGUAAAGCCUUUCUUCCCCAAGAUAGACAUCCCAAGCAGUCCUUUACUUGUUGCCUUUUUGAGACAAAGAUUUCAUUACAUUACAGACCUGGUAGAGAAUUCUUCAAAACACAGACCUGGAUUGGAAGCCUCUUCUCUUCAAGAGGCAGUUGUGGCAGAAGAGGAUCCUCCAGACAAACCAAGCAUUUCUGAUGGUUUAUCAGCCCAGUACUUGGGGGUAGGAGCUUGACUUAAUUUUAGUUUAUUUUAGACAAGUGGGUUUUGAAAAUUCGCUGUGACGUCUGUUUCCUAGAAUUCACCACUAUUCCUCAUCCAUGAUAUCUGCCAACCAUAUUCCUCAAUACCCAGAGAAGGCAAGAGCAAUUCACGCCUUUACUUACUCCCACCUAGCAGGAAGAGUAAUCUGCCUAUUUCCUCAAGGAGAAAUGGGCAGAUUACUCUUUCUGCUAAAGCCAUCUGGAGAAUGGAGGCCAAUCUUUGAUCUUCAAAAGCUCAAUGAGCUAUUAUUUGUAGGAAGAUUCAAGAUGGGUUCUAUAUCAAUUCCUUUGUUAAAGUAAUUUCUCCAGGGAACUGGAGGAUUUCAAUAGACCUUUGAGAGUCAUUCUUUCAUGUCCUGAUUGCCCUACCUCUCCAAAAGUUUGCAGUGGAAAAUCAGCAUUCCCUAUUCUGGGCCCUUCCCUUUGGUCUCAACAUGGCCUCCAGAACCUUUUAAAAAAUCCUGGUAUCUGUAAUUAGGUUCUUUCAGCUAAAAGGCAUUUCUAUCUACCAUUAGCUAGAUGAUAUUCUAGUUCUUUCCAGCAACAAGAGUCUAAUUCUUUCUCACAAAAAUGGAGUACUUCAUCUUCUCCAAAAGGUUAAAGCUUCUCAGGUGAUGACCAAGCUGGGGGUGAAGUUUGACACAAACAGAUCUAUUGUGUUCCUGUCUUUGGAAACGGGUCAGACUCCAACAAUAAAAUUAUCCACUUUUUAUCUCUCAAAUUAAUCCCUGUCAGAGAGUUCGUGACCUUACUGGGGAGUCUAUCAUCAAAGAGAUGGGCACAAUGGCGCAUGAGUAUACCUUAAUUGGUUUUCUUUUCGCAAUUCACAAACGAAGAUCUGAAACACAUACAUUGGAUGACAAUAACAUUAAAUGACUGUCAGUCCAAUUGGGGAGCACACCUGGGUUCUCACCAUAUCCAAGGGCACGUCACUUCCGCAGGUGGUUCUUUGGUCACACAUGCACACACAGUUCAGCUAGGGGUGAGUUUAUUUCCUUAAUAGUUUUUUCCUAAUUGUGCUUCCUAUAUAUUGUGAAUUUCAUUUCAUUUACUAUAUUGAUCCUGAUGAAAGUCCCAUGUGGGGACUGAAACAUUGAUCCUAUGUUUUAACCUUGCCAAAUAAAGAAGAAUUUUAUUGGAGACCGUUAAUGCUGCCAUCACUACCUUUUUCUGGAUUUUAAAGUCCCAGGCUAAGCACCCGGCAAGUAUUCAUAUAUAUAUAUACUCAGCCUGAGUGCAAGGACUUCCUAUUAUAUAUAAGCCUGUGUGGUUGAAUAGGAGCACUCAGGCCUAACUUGUGUAGCAAGGUAGGAGCUGCUGUUGGAUCCUCAGUGUAGAAGUCCUUCUCAUCAUGGUUAAUCAGUAGUGAUCACAUAUAUUGGAUUCCUGAUGCUUGUAGUUUUUGAGUAAUGAGCUGAAAGGACUGUAUCCAGGUAAGAGUAGCUCUGCUUACAUCUUCGUAAAAGCAUAGAGAGGAAUCUUCAACUGAAACUGGCUGCUUGCCUUUCACCAAAGCUAAUAGAUUGCCCUUGUCAGUCUUUAUUGACCUGGAACAAUACUGUUUUACUCUUUUAUGUUUUACUUUUUCUGGAUUACUCCAUUUGUCUUCCUAAACAUUUCUUUUUAAAAUAAUUACCAGAUCUAUUUAUUCAAUCAAUAUUUUGACCUUAUUGUUUGUUUUGCAGUGAAAUGGUUUUCGUCACAUGGUAUCUGUUAAUGCUCUGUACAGCCAUUUGACUUUAAUGGACUGUGCUUUUAAUGUUUGUUCUGCUUGUCACAUAAUGUUACACCACUUUACAGUUAGUCAGUUAGUUGAAUGGGUUUGUCUCUUUGGCUGAAAAAGCAAAUAAAAAAGCAAUUACUGUGCGUGAUGUACAUGAAUAUGGCAUAGUAUAAUUGCCUUCCAUUAAAGUUGCAGUAUUACAUUUCCCCAAUGCACAAUAUGCCAUUUAGUGGCAACAUUAAGUAAUAAACUACAUUCAUUCUCCGUAACUCUGGUUUACAAUCCUUUUAGCCAUUUCACUUAUGUACAACAGGUAGACUAACAAACAAGGUAGACAUACAAGAAUAGACAAUGGCACAGGCACUGCGGACAUUCAUACUUUUUCUUUAGAUACCAGGACAUCCUUUCAUAUCUAUGGAUUUGCAAAUUCGUAACACCACUUUCGAUGAAACUUAUCUAAAACUCCCAUAAUAAUCCCUUUUGAAAGGGGAUAAAAACAAAAAUCUCUGCCAUGCUUAAUAUUUCUGUGUUUGUGAAAAUGAAGACAUACUUCAACAAAGUGUACGUGUCAUUUAUUUACCGUGUAGAUAGAUGCAUUGGAAAAUAAUACUGGAAUCUUACAACAAAUCACAUAUUGCCUUGUUACUUUUUUUAAAAAGUACUGCAGCCAAAAAGGAAGUACAGUGGUAUAGGCUAUUACGUUGGAACUUCAAUAAUAGAGGCUAGUGAGAAGGAAAUGGUUUGCUGUUCUCAUCAACGGACCUCAAAAACACCUUGUUCCUGAAGUUGCUAGAUUGUUGAAUGUGGUUAAAGAGCAAAAAACUUGCAUUAUGCUAUCUCCAAUGGGCUCUGAUAAAAAAAAAAUGUGCAUUCACAUUUUUUUUUUUUUUAAAUGACACAUAGGCUUUUUAAACUCACUGUUUAUAUUUCAUAAUUGUUUGCUUUCCUUGCUCAUUUUUUUCUAUAAUGUAGAGUCUGUCACAUUCCUCGGUCAAGAGUGUACCCACCACUUUCAGAGGACGUGUGUGUGUGUGUGUGUGUGUGUGUGUGAAAAUGAAAAUAACUAGAAGCUGUUUGGCACAAUAGCAGCACACUUUUGUGAAAAAGAGGUAGUUGCACUAAAUACAAUGUAAAUAUUUUAUUCACACAAUGAAAAUAUAAAAUGUAUCAAUGCACCACUAAUAAAAUGCAAGGUUACUUAAGAAAAUGCACUGAUAAAAUGAAAGUCUUGAAAAACGCUGUGUCCGGAUAAAACGUAUAGAAGUUGUUGGCAUCUUUAUCAGUUUUCAGCUGAUGUCCAGUUAUUUAUUCCAUCGGGAUAAUUUUCAUGAAAUCAUAAUUUGUAUUUAUACUUAUCUACUUUAUAGCAGUAAUAUUUAUAAUUACUAGAUGGAUCAAAUAGCAUUCUUUCAGUUGUUUUUUGUGGGACUGUGUUUUAGUGUCUAGUUGUUUUGGCUUCUAUCCAGAGAUACGAGGAAGAUAAAAUGGGAAUUGUUCAGUUAACAGUGUGAUCUUCAUGCACAAACAGGGUCUGCUGUACUCCGAAACAAUGUGAUCCUCAUGCAUUAUUAAGAUCUCCCUCCUACCAGUAAUUUUACCUUAUUGGCACUCCCUACACCCGUUAAUUUAUUCACCAAGUACCUCUGUAAUGACUCCUUUAAUAUUUCUACCUCUUGUUACUGUGGAAAUUAGAUGCUCUGUGUUAUAACUAGUUUUCAUAUUUAGCUGCUAUGUUCCUCUUCUUGGAGUACAGCUAUAGCAGUGCACUGUAUUGAUUGUGUAUUGAUACUUUUUAUAUUUGUAUUGUGUAAUGAUUUACAUUGUAUUGGCACAGCUACGUAUUUCUGAUUAAAAAAAAAAAAUUAUGGGGAGUUACAUAGUAAUCUAGAUUGAAACCAGAUUCGAGUUCAACCUUGAACCCCUAAAGAACCCUUUCCUCUGCUGUGAGCCUAAUGAACUCUAAUCUAUCGACUAUGAGGUUAGCUGUUUGUAGUGACCUUGUAUGUGUUUGUCUAGUGCAGGAAUAGGCAACCUUCGGGACUCCAGAUGUUUUGGACUACAUCUCCCAUAAUGCUCUUACACCCAUAAUGCUGGCAAAGUAUCAUGGGAGGUGUAUUCCAAAGCAUAUGGAGUGCCGAAGGUUGCCUAUGCCUGGUCUAGUGCUAUCUUAUCUCCUAUGAGACAUUGUUUAUCUAAAGAAAACAAAUGCAGUUUUUUUACCCUUUCUUCACAACUGUUUUUCAUCCCCCUCAUUCAUUUUGUAGCUUGGCUCUGCACUUUUAUAGUUUUGCAAUAUCUAUUUCAAACUAGUGCCCAAAGGUGCACCUCAUACUGAAGGUGGGGUUUUACCAUUAAAGUAUAAAGAGGUAAAAUUAUAUUUUGAUCGCGUAAAUCAAUACCCCUUUCUAUACAUGAUAGCACCUUACUAGCAUUUGCAAUAGCAGACUGGUAUUGCAUACUGUUGCCUAGUUUGUUAUCUAUAAUUGUUCCUAAGUCCUUUUCAUUUAAAGUUCUCUAUAACUCAUCUCCAUUUAAUGUAUACAUUGCUUGUGGGUUCCUUAUUGCACAUGCAUGACUUUGCAUUUAUCUGUACUCAAGGUGGUGUAUAAUGUUUAGACUGUACUAUCUUGCCUAGUUUUGUGUCAUCUGCAAAUACAAACACAUGCCUUUCAAUGCCUACUGCAAGAUUAUUUAUAAACAAAUUUUAGAGAGGUGGACCUAGGAGAGAACUGUGAAGCACUUUACUUUUGUCAAAUUUUAACAUUUUCCAUUUACAACUGCUCUAUUUUUUUGUUUUUGUUUUUAUAUUCUUUAUUUUUGUUGUGCAUAUAGGAUACAUACAAGCUGGCAAUGCCACAACAGCAAAUACCAGCAGCUCAUAGUUUACAGUAGUAUGGCGUAGAAUAAAAGAGCACAUUUUUUUCUUUUAUAACCAAGCUUGCAAUAAACAAUCAUCAGUGUGUAGAUCACGACAGACAACUAGCACAAUUCUUGAAUAACGCAAGAGAACAGAGCACGUUGCCUACUUCAGUUUAGGCAUAUAUGUCGUAAAAGCUAAGUAGGCGACGACCUGUAUCCUGUCAUGCAGGUUCGUGUAAAUGCAAUAAAACAUGCUUGUGUAUUGUAAAGUAUUAGGAAAAGUACAACUAAUGGUGCAAAAGGAGAAGACCUUCCACCAGAGUUGCAGAGGUUGUAAGAUACUUAGGGCAUAACCCCGAAUAAAUAUAAGAGAGAGAAGGACUGGAAGGGUUGAGUUAAAAAAAACAGAACCACUUGCAGACCUAGUAUCCUUAGAGAGGCUGCUCUGUUAUAGAUAAGUUUAAAUGCCUUUGUAUAUUAAGAGCAAAAAGGAAGCUAUAAAUGUUAUUCAUCCCUAGUUGGGCUAUAAACAUAACAUAAUGUGAAGAGUCAAAUAGUGAAAAAAUAAUAAUAAAGAAAAAAAAAAUAGUAAGUGAGUAAAAAUAGGACUAACCAUUAUAUCAAAUAAGUCCAAACAGUUAUUUUACAGACUAAGAGUAAUUGUAUAAAGUUUUGCACAUUAAUGCAAAAAAAAUAACUUGUCUGUAUCUAGUGCUGAAAUAGAUCUUGAUAUUUAGGUAUAACUCAAUGUUUGAUUAGAAGGCAAGCUAAGAGACAUUGUAGUGCAUAUAGUUAUAAAUUAUUUGAAAUAAGCGAUGUAAUCGGUUGCCAAUUGUAAAAAUCAAACGGAGGUAUACCCCAAGGGGUUGAUGCAUAAACGUAGAAAGAUAGAGAUAUUUGGGGAAUUAAAAGGCAGCAAAAGCCAGGUUGGCUAUCAAAUCAACCAGCUGACCUAAUAGAUACAGCCAUAAUAGGAUUCCCCCCGUUAUAAUGUCUCUGUAGUAUUACCAUCGAAUAAUAUCUCUAUGUUGCACAAUGUAAUGAGUCAUGCAGAGUGGCUCGCUCAGUGGUGAGAGCCGCUAUCGGUAUGCUGUGUGACAAUAAUAAGCGUAAAUAGGGGUAGGGGUCUAUUUGAGUGUGAUCGAAUUGCCAAUUUCAUCUGAAGUCCCAAUACAACGGCCGUAAUGUCGGGACUUCAGGUAGGCGGCUAAAACACCCACAGAUGAACUCCCUUCCCCAAAUAGAUAGCUAGCAUUCAGUAGAAGUGGCAAAAAUAAUAGGUUAAGUGAUUAAAUAAAUCAUAAGCCUAUAGAGCGAUACAUUGUUUAGAGGGUACUAAUGGAGAUUUGGGGGGUAGGGAAUCCCUACACUAACCAUCGAGAGAUAUAGAACCAGUUGUGUUAAUCCCAGAAGGGAUAUUAAAUGGUGGUAAUAAAAGUCCCCAAUAGAUUCUCCCUAAAAGGGAGAGAGUGAAUAAAAAACGGUUGUCCUAGUGAGAAGCAUCCACAGUGACAGGAACUUAGCCUAACGCGCGUUUUGGCGAUAUCAUACGCCUUUGUCAAGAGCUAGUUGCAGACUGUGCUGCGCCAUUUUUUAAACCUGUUAGACCACGCCCACUUGAGUCCGUGACGUCAGAUGAUGCUCACGGGUAGUAUCCAUGCAGGGGUGUGUCUUAUUAGGAGAGUGGGAUGUGUUGAAUUUGGCAGGGGGAGAAAAAUUAACUUCUAAAGUGACGAGAUCUUUGAAGUGAGCCUCCCAGAGCCCUUAGUAGGGAUUAAGUGAUGGUAUAUAUUAGUUCCAAAAGAUAAUUGUUGAUCGUUGAAAGUGUGUAUUUGUAACCAAGUGUGACAAUAAACAUGAAUAUAAGUAAUUAUGAAUUUGACUAGUAGUCUCUGAGUUAUACCUAAAUAUUAAGAUCUAUUUCAGCACUAGAUACAGGCAAGUUAUUGUUGCAUUAAUGUGCAACUCUUUAUACAAUUACUCUUAGUCUGUAUGAUAACUGUUUGGACUUAUUUUAUAUAACGGUUAGUCCUAUUAUUAAUCACUUACUAUUUUUUUUUGUUUAUUAUUUUUUUUACUAUUUGACUAUUCACAUUCUGUUAUGUUUAUCGCCCGACUAGGGAUUAAUAACAUUUAUAGCUUCUUUUUUGCUCUAUUGUAAAGUAUUAAUUUGGCUGGGCUAACGCAUCUGAGCAAACCGCAUAUACUGAACACAAAUAGUACGUCAGUGCUAGACAUGAGGCUAACUAAAACAAUAAACAUUUAAGAGCAAAAUAUAGUAAUCAGGCUAGAGCAUCGUGUCUAAGCAUAUGUUUGUAGUUAGGCUUGCAUCCUUUCAAAUUGGAGAAAAAUGCACUGAAUAAACAUUAUGGAGGGUAAAAAUAACCACUAGGUAGGCAUCCGAUAGUAAAAAAAUCAAAAUUAUAGACCAAAUAAAGUAAAACAUAAUGAGGCCUUCCAAGUGCUUGCAAGUUAAGCCAGAGAGGUGAGCACAGAUUCAGAGUCCAGGAUUCAGCCGAUACCGCAUGGGGGAGACUGUUUGGAUUGAUAAUGCUAGUUUGGCUGCAUUCCUGCUCCACCACUCCACAAGCCCAGGCCGGCUUAGAAGCCAGUGCCCCUGCGCAUCUAUGCCCUCUAUCUCUGGUGAUAGUCACUUGCCCGCAGGACCACACUCCCAUUAACCGUCCCACAGGGCUGUGGAAGGCAGGUGGACAUGUCCACCAUCAGGUCUUUCGGCCCAGAAGCAGAGCUGCGAUCCAUUAUUUUGUUGCAGGGUGUCAUUGGUGCAGGCUGAGUAUGUUGUUGUUGCUAUCUUCGGGCUUCAAUCCAGACCCAAAAAGGCUGUACAGACCACAUCAAGCACCACUUGAAACCUGGUUUCCCACAAAGGUUUCAGGGGCUCACCAGGUAUGGUAUCUUAAGGUUGUGCCCAGAUCUUAGCGGCAGGGUCAUCGGAUGCUGUUCCUCACUAUGAUGGCUAGUCCGUGGUGGCCAUUUUGAGAUCUCCACUGGGCCCUAGGCUUUUGUAGCUGUAAAGCCAGCUCAGGAUAGAUAGGCUUAGGGUCUCUGGUGGGGUCCGGAAUAACCCCCUUCGGACCAGGAUGGGGAAUACAGGGCUUCGGUUUCAUACAGGAUUAGACCAACCAGAUCAGGUUCCGAAGAUCGACUAUUUCUCCCAGCCAGGCCACGGAAUAGGCCUCAAAUUGUGACCACCAGUUGGCACCGGUUAGUGAGUGAUAUCACUCGAUCGGUGAUAUGCCCCAGAGUUACCAGGUGUUGGCCUGUAGCAAUAUAGGGCUGAAAGUAACUGUAUUUGGAGUAUAAAAUUUAUAAAGUUAGGAACUCAAGCAACCUGUGUCUGCUUGGCUUGAUUGUCAGGCCCCGCCCCCCAACUGCUCUAUUUUUAAGCUAGUGUUUUUUCAGCUUUAAUAGUAACCUUUUGUGUGAAACUGCAUCAAAUGCCUUAGCAAAAUUGAAGUAGAUCACUUCCAUUAGAAUACACUGAUUGAUAAUUCUACUAACUUCUUCAUAGAAUGCAAUUGUUAGUUUGACAUGACCUGACUUUCAUAAAACCAUGUCAAUUCCUGGUAAUUAUAUUGUAGUUUAAUAUGAAUUCUUGAAAAUUAUAAUGGCCCAGCAAAUAAUUUCCCAACCACAUAUGUUAAGCAGGUAUGUAGUUCCUGGGUAAAGCUUUUAAAUCCUUUUUAAAGCAAAACAUCUGCUUUUCUCCAAUAUUCUAAAAAAAUUUAAAUGCUAGUAUUGAUAUUUCUACACUAAGUCCCCUAAGCACACAUAGGUGAAUACGAUCUGGCAAUCUAUCUGAGACUUUGUUUACAUUAACUGUAUUUAAUGUCUGAAGCAUUUUAUCCUGAGGUAAGACUUUUGUAACAGGGAUUUGCAGAUCUGCAACCAUAGAUUAUUCUCCCUAUAUAUUGAAGAAAAAUGAUUUAGAUUUUUUGCCUUGUCCUGAUCCUCUUUGAUUAAUUUGCCCAACUCACUUUCCAAUGGACUAACACUUUGACUUUUAGCCUUUUUGGCAUUAAUAAAACUUUUUAGAGUUGGUAUUGCUCUCUUUGACUUUGAGAUUUUCAUUUUCAAUUUUAGCCCAUCUCAUCGCCAGCCCUAUUGGCAUGCUUGCAUUUGUUAUAGGAUGCUAUUGACCCCUCAUAUAUAAAUAUGUGUGUGUGUGUGUGUGUGUGUGUGUAUAUAUAUAUAUAUAUAUAUAUAUAUAAUAUAGUUUUGAAUGUCUUUUUCUUAUAUUUUAUCAUUUGACUGACUCUUGCACUACGCCACAUUGAUUUUAAUUUGUUUCUUUUAUAUUUGUUUCCCAAUGGUAUAUAUUGAAAAAUGUACUUUUGUACAAUUUGCUUAAAGACUUUCCAUUUCAGUUCUGUGUUUUUUUUUGUUUUUUUACCAGCGAAUAAUUCCUGCCAGUCAAUUAGUCGUAAAGAUGCCCUUAUCUUAUUAAAUUUAGCCUUUAAAAAUCUUUGUCAAACUGAUCUAAAUUUGUUUUGGAGUUGAUCUCAAAUGAUACCCUAUUAUGGUUACAAUUUCCUAAGAGCUCCCUAACGUGAAUAUUUGAAAAUAGGUCAAAUGUAUUUAUUUAUUUAUAAAAUAUUUUACCAGGAACGAUACAUUGAGAUUUCACUCGUUUUUCAAUUAUGUCCACAAAGCAAUACAAUUAAAUACAAAAAACAAUAUUAAUAUACAAUAUAUACAAAAUGUAACAUAGAACAGGUAAGAAAUAUAUAAUAAACCAUGACAGGUGCAUUCUGCUUUGAGAUAUUUAGAGAGGGAUCUCUUAAAGAACUUUAGGCUUGGAGAAGAUUUGAAAGUGUGCGGGAAGUCAUUCCAUAAUUGCGGUGCUCUGUAGGAAAAUGAGGAUCGAGACACUUUCUUUUUGUAUUGAGGUAUACUAAGUAAACUGCUGGUACUGGAUUGGAGGUUAUAGGUCGUGGGAAAGGCCAGGGAGAGCAUUCUGCUUAGGUACGGUGGGAGCUUCCCAGGAAAAGCUCUUAAACACAAGGCUGGAAAGAUGAAAAGUGAAUCUGGAUUCCAGCGACAACCAGUUCUUUUAGCACGUCACAAUGGUGGGUUCUGUAAUUACAUUGUAGCACAAAGCGGCAGAACGAGGUUAUACAAUGUAUUAAACUUAUUAAGGUGAGUUUAUGGUGCAGGUAUAUAUACUAUAUCCCCAUGAUCAAUGAUUGGCAUCCGUAUUUUCUGUACAAUCUUUUCCUUUACUGUAGGGCUUAGGCAGGAUUUGUUUCUGUACCGGGCAUCUAGUUUUGGAUAAAGUUUUGAUGCAAGAUUUUCUAUGUGGAGGCCAAAAGAUAGAUUGGGGUCUAACAUACCCAAGUUUUUGAAAGAGUGGACUGUGGUCAGUGUGCUAUUUGAUUUUGGUUUGAUGGAUAGAUGGGAAUUGUGUAAUUUGUCUAAUUUAGGUACUGUACCAAAGAUCAUUGUGACAGUUUUUUCAGUGUUUAGGAAGAGUUUUUUUUGUGAUCCACUUUUCUACCUCUGUGAACUGGUCUGGUCUUGGAGCACAGCCUCAAGCUGCGGUAGAUCGGGUUUGCUUGAAUAAAUUACUGUGUCGUCUGCAAACAUUUGUACAUUUGAGGAUUUGCAGACAUUAGGGAGAUAAUUUAUAAAUAAUGGAAUAGUAGGGGGGCGAGAAUGGAACCUUGGGGAACACCAAACGUGACUGGGAGAGGGAGGGAGUCACUAUCGGAAAUGGACACAUAUUGUGAUCAGUCCAAUGCAUAUGAUCGAAACCAGGUUAUCGGUCAAUCACUAUGUAAAUGUAAUAGUUAUUACAUGAUUCAGUUAUUGAACCAAAUAUUUUGGUGGUUGUCUGUGGUAGGAGAUAUGCAAUACUAUUAUAUAUUCCUACAGUAAAUUCAUGCCUUUAUGGGUUGUAGUUCAUAUAACAGCAUGACAUUCCUGUAAUCCCAAAAGGAAUAUCAGACAGAUCAAAGUCUGAAACAGGACAUCUAAGUGUAUUCUGUUGAACAGUUCGUGCUGCUAAUUUCAUCUACCACUGACUAAGCAAGCCCUUCCUAUGUUCAGAUCAUGAAUAAGUUAUAAGUACACUGCCUUUUUUUCAUGCUGCACUUUAUAGAAACAUAGACUGUGACAGCAGAUAUGAACCCUUUGGCCCAUCUAGUCUGCCCAAUUUUCUAAAUAUUUUAAUUAGUCCCUGACCUAAUCUUAUAUCUAGGAUAGCCCUAUGCCUAUCCUAUGCAUGCUUAAACUCCUUCACUAUCUUAACCUCUAACACUUCAUCUGGAAGGCUAUUCCAUGCAUCCACUGCCCUCUCAAUAAUCUCAGGAAUACUUCCUGAUAUUAUUUUAAAACCUUUGUCCCUCUAAUUUAAGACUAUGUCAUCUUGUUGUGGUAGUUUUUCUUCUUUUAAAUAUGGUCUCCUCAUUUAGUGUGUUGAUUCCCUUUAUGUAUUUAAAUGUUUCUAUCAUAUCCCCCCUGUCUCAUCUUUCCUCCAAGCUAUACAUGUUAAGAUCCUUUAGCCUUUUCUUGUACGUUUUAUCCUGCAAUCCAUGAACCAGUUUAGUAGCCCUAUGAACUUUUUUUCAAUCAUUUACAUACUUUGUGUUCUAGGUUUCUGGCUGCUGACAAAACAUGAAAACUUCAGAUCUCACAAACUGAUCGUGUAUCGAGGAGCAAUUAUAGAUAGCUAACAAUUAGCAAAAGACCAAAGCAGAAAUCAAAUUCCUGUCCAACAAGGAAAUCAUAUACUGUUAUUACUUGCGUAUAUAAAAUCACGGUGCACAGAGAACUUAGUAUUUUGAAUCAGUUUUGUGAUCAUAAGAGAACAGAGAAAAACUAAAAACUAAAAUACUUUUAUAUACUUGGCAAAAAUGAGACAGAUCCAUAACGUAAAAGAAUAUUGUACGGCUUGACAUUUUUCAUUCACUUAAGCUUGUAUUUGAAGUUUAUGUCAAAGUGAAUUUCUACGUUUAUCUUUCAAACAAAAAUGCAUAAAUUAUCCAUGAAAUGCCUUUGUGGCAGAAUGGAAUUACUUCAAAUUCCCUACUAGAUGGAAUUUGAAACUGUGUUAUUUGUUAUGAUUAUAUGUCUGCUCAAAUCUCCUCCUACGCGCAGGUUAUUUUGCCUGUGGCUAGUUCAUGUAUUUUAACUUGGAGCACAUCACAGAACGAACCUUUAAAUGAAGUGUUUUCAUGCAUACUACAGCUAUAUUUUUGUUUCUGCUGUUUGAAUAUACAAACCAUUUAUUAUAGCAGCAUAUAUUGUUGGUAGCCAACUCGUAGCUUUCCAGCUGUUUUGAAUUCUAACUCCCAUGAUACUUUGUCUAGCUCUGCGCUAUUCUUACACCACAACUCCUUUUGUCGAACCUAAAACAACAGAUGUGUUGCUGCAAAAAAACAUUAUUUUUUUAAUUGUUACAUUUGCCUGCGAAGCAAUACAUACACAAGCUGUAUUAUAAUCUACUUAUAUACCAGCAAUGCAUCCCUUGCUGCAAAUACAUUUUUCUACCAAAUGUGCUCAGUAGUGAAGAGUUUAAUACAUGCACGGUAAAUAUUUUGUUUUAGAAAUCAUAUUGAUUAACUAACAUUCACUUUUAUAUUCUAUUUUGGAACAAUCCUAAAACAGACCAGCUUCCCGACAGGCAGGUGGGCUGGGAUUUGACAUCAUUGUUUUCAUUUAGCUAAACAUUAAAGGAUUACCUGUAAAUGUCUAGGCAUUUGGUAGUGAACACCACAACAGCAUAAUAUUGUUUCCCUAUGGGAAAGGUGGGCUUGUACCCCAGGAAUUGUCAUAAAAAUAGACUUUCAUCAAUUUUAAUGGAAACCACACAUGUGACUUAAUGUGAUUGCUAGAAUGUUGUCUAGUCCCCUUAAAGGUGCAUUGUUAGGCUGGCACUAUCUUGGGCAAUUGUAAAGAUUGUGAUAGAGCUACAAAAGGUUUAGCCAAGCAAAAUUCAGACUAUCUAUUAAGUGAUCAUAUCAAAUGUAUUCUAAAGAAAACCUUUAGAACAUUUUUUCAAUGGAUCCUGAAAGAUAUCUUUCAAAUGAAUAUAUAACAUUAUUUAUUAUUAAUGUAAAGUUGAAAUUACAAAUUCAAAAGGUGGGGUACCAUCCAAUAAGAUUGCUAAUCUGGAAAGAUAAAAUGAAUGGGUUACAGUGGUUAAAUGGUGCAUUAAGCUUUCCCCAUUUCUGGGACACAAACCACAGCAACAUUAUGCAGUAUUAGCGGGUUUUGAUACAUCCAGGUAGGUAGAGAGCCCCCCUUUAACCAGUCAAAGAUGCUCUGGAAAUCCGUGAUCCAAAAGGGUAAUAAGUGCUCAGGCAACCCUCACCAGUUUGAGGAUGUGUGCUGACACUAUAAUAAGUUAUAUCUAUAAGGCCAUAAUAAUUGUCUCCUCAGGUGAAAAUGUACAUAAGGAAACAGAGUGAGAAGUGACUUUGUAUCAUGUAUUAUGUAUGGGAUGUCUAAUUGCCUCUGUCUCGUCUGCCUUGUUCUGCUACAGUUCAACAAAAUCUAAUCUUAACUGGGGUAGGGGAGGUCAUGCGCGGAAGAAUAUGUAGUUGCGAGGCUCCUGAGUAAGUGCUCUUAUAAGCAACCAUAUAAAGCAAAAUUAUAGUAACAUAUGAUCCACGUGUCCUGAGGGAUACCCAGAGAUAACAUCCUGAGGCUCCAAUGGAAGCCUCCAUGUCUCUGCUACUGUAGAUCAAGAUGGCAACUACAGGACUGUAUUGUUGUCAUCGAGCUCUGCAUUGAUGUAUUACUAUAUCAACUUCGGGGGCCCACAGCACUCACUUAGGCUACCUUUCAAAACCUACUAGACAAGCUGCAAACUUCCCUAAAGCAAAGCAUCCACAUGCUGAUGAUCUAAGAAAGGCUGAUGAGCUAUGAAAGGAGACACAGUGCAUAGGGAAGAGAAUCACACAUAUAGAGUGCAAAAUGGAGAGAACUGGUGUCAGCCCACAAUUCUAUUACUGACACACAUGAUGCCAUGUAUACUUGAGUAAUAGCAUCAAAAUGUAAACUUUCCUACAUUUAGGAGGAUUUCUCCAGAAGAAACAAUAUACAACUCUGUGGAACAGCUGAAUUGGUGGAUAACACCACCCUAUAUGAUUUUGUAUCCUUGCUUUUCCUGGAAAAAAGGACUUGUUACUAGAUGGGGCACAUAGACUGUCUCAACUCUGGUGAUUACCACGGUAGAAGAAGGGACUUAACGAGUGCUAUGGGACAUUCCGGUUGCCCAAGUUCUCAUCAAUGCAGCUCCCUGAACAUUUACUACCCCAAGGCUCAGGCAUGACUGGCAGCAGGAAAGACUAGCAACAUGAACGUAGGGGUUUUGGGAUUUACUUGGAAACUUGCCAGGCCACUGUGUUACCCUUUCACAGAGAUUGAGUUCUUAAGAUAAUUGUAAUGGCUUUCAAAUAUGAGGUUAUGUUUUAACUUGUUCUCUUAAAUGAUGCUUUGGGUCUGGGGAAUGAGGCAGUUGUUGGGAUGCUGAGGCGCAUCAUGGUAGUUUGAUUACAGUGGUGAAUUAGAUGUGCCCUUUUUCAAGGACUAAGACGACAACAGUGGAUAAUUCUGCCAUUUCCUUUAUGUUUAAUAAUUGAAAUAGUUGCUUUAUUUAUAUUUAAUAUUUUACAGAUGUCAAAUCCUUACACUAUUGACACAUUGACAUGCUUGACCUUCAUGGAAUACAAUAUGGUCUCCAGUAGACCUUGCCCUUAAAAUGUUAUUGAUAGCAUAACAAGUAGUGUACACACUAGAAACCGUCCUGGUACUGCCACCUGCACAAGCAGAAUUGUACAUAUUUAUUUCUGUUAUGUGUUGUACAUAGUUACCUUAUCUCUCUUUUUUUUUUUUUUCCAAAGUCCUUUUUAUCACAUACUCCCCUUUUCCACCCCCCCCCCUCCCUCCAAUACAUGACACACUUGGAUGCUCUUUGAAGGAGUCUCUGGGGCCAUCAAGCCAAUAAUACUUACAAUGGUUUGUAUUCACCCUUAAUAUAUUUGUAUAAUGCUAUUAUAUCCCUCUAAGGUACCAUUUUUCUAAAUGGUUUAACAUAUGUUGCACAGCAUAUUUAAUGUGUUUCCUUACCAUGGAUUUAUAAAGUAGCAAAAUUAUAUUUUAUUGUUGCCUAGUUUGUUGGAUGUAACAAUUCCAAGAUUUUUCUCAUGUGUUGUUAUCCCUCAUUCAUUACCAUUUAGGGUGUAGUUGCUUGUGUAUUCUUUUCCCCACGUGCAUAACUUUGCAUGUAUCUACCUUACAUUUAAUCUGCUAUUUGAGCCCAGCUCCACAAUCUAUCUAAAUGUAUCUGUAGAGAAGUAAUAUCCUGCUCACCUUAUAUUACUUUACAGUGUUUUGUAGCAUAACUUUUAAUGCCUAAUUAAAGAUCUUUAUAAAUAUGUUGAAUAGAUGAAUUAGAACAGAACUCUGGGGGACACCUGGGGGACACCACUAACCACUUUUGUCCAACUUGAAAACGUACUAUUAAUGACAACUCUCUGUACUCUAUCUUUAAGCCAGUGUUCUACUCAAGAACAUUAAUUUUUAUCUAGAACAAUUAAUUUUAGUUUGAACACUAGCCUACACGUCUGCUACAUGUCUAUAAAUUAGUCUUACUUGCCAACAAUCUUACUUUAUUUCUUCACUUUCUUUCCACAAGAGCUUCUACUUUGCUCUGUAGAAAUCUAUCCUACCCAUCAAACUUGUAACAUAUCUUAAUGAAAAUACUGAUACAUGAAGAUUGAUGUCCACUUCAAUUUUUCUCGCUCUUUAACUGAAAUGGAGGAUCCUACUCAUCUGUCUUCAUGUGCUGCAUUCUGGUACUUGUACCAGUUCUUUUACUGUACCUUUUCUAUUGCCCACUCUGUCUAGCUAACACUUCCAUGAAUAUCUGCAUGCCUUCUGGUCUCUUGAAAGCCUUUCACCUAACAAUAUCUUCAACAUCUUAAAUAUAAUAUUAUGAAUCACUUGCCCAAUCUAGAUAAACUAAUUUUUGCCAAAACACUGGGCAAAGACGGGUUGGUUUCUUUGUGUGAAACUGCAUUCCAUUUGAACUUCACAAUUCCUGUUUGCUGGGUAUGUGUACCAAUUGUGUGUUUCCAUGUCAUUCACUGUAGAAAUAAUUUAUGUGUAAUAAAGGAACACUGUAGUGUUAGGAAUAGAAAUAUGUAUUGUGUUCAUCUGCCCAUCUCCUUCUUCAUGCCUCACUCACUUAAAGGGUCAAAAACCCUCUAAACCUUUACUUGAUUCGAGCACCAAGGUCCCUCUGCACUGACUCCGUCUUGACAUUUUUGGAUAUCAACCCCAUGGGGAUCCUAAUGCAUGUGCACAUUAGGCCUUCCCCAUAGGAGAGCAUUGAAUUCAUGCUUACUAUGAGGUAUCUGAAGACGCUGAAUAUCUUCUGAGAACUUCCAGCAUCGUUUCACAGAUUAAAACUCCAUGAAAUAGCAGAAAGUGCCUCUACUGGCUGUCUUGUAGACAAUGGCUGUCUGGAAGCACCACUAAUGGAAGUCUUAACCCUGAAAUAAACAUUGCAGUUUCUCUUAAUCACCAUUUCACAAACAACCAAAUUAGCUAUUGUCCUUUUAGUUUUUUAGUGACCUUUAUUCACGCAUUCAUUCAUUUAUUCAUUAAUUAAAGCAUGGCUUGGGUGUGGUAAGCCAAUUAUCUCCUGCAUACAGAAAAUAUCUCCAUUUACAACAGUAGAAACACAUAAAAAUACAUAAUUCCUAUCAUACUGAACAGAACCCCCACAUUCAACCUAUCCCCGGAUAGCUUGGAUCUGAGUGCUGACUAUAUCUGAACACAGUCAAAUCGCCAUGGGAUUAAACCAUGGCAAGGGCUGAUGAGAGACAGAGGAGGGGCAAAACGGCUAGUUCCAACUGGUCUGGCAGUGUCCCUGGGACAACGACCUGCUGGAGAACAAUAGACAGGAAAUGGGGGAUGGGCACACCUUCCCAUGUAUUCAAAGGGGCAGAAACAGUGUUUCAAAAUCCAAUAAGCCCAAAUAAGUUUCUUAAAGGGCAAUACAUUUCAGGGGCCAUAGUCACAGGGCAGAAGGCUGGAAAUCAGUCUUCUCCAAUGCCCAGUAGCGAGGCUGGUUCCGUCACAGUAUUAUACCCUGUAUAGAGCACCUAAUAAAUACUCAGUUCCGUGCAAGUAAAAUAUAAUACCACAUAGAUACUUAAUAGCUUCCUAUGUCUAAUUUGCUAUUCCGUUUUGUGUUUGUGGGUUUUAGUGAAGUUGUUUAUAUACAUUGUUGUUUAGAUUGUGUAUUUACUUGUAUAUACGUGUAUUUAAUGAUUUUGCAAUGUUGGAUAGUUAUUUCAUUUUAAGUUAAACAUAAUUUUCCCUUAUGUAACUAAUUUGGCAAGUGGAAAAUAAUGUAUAACCAAAUUAUAAAUUUUUUGUCUAGGGUCUAUUGUCCACGUAACUGUGCCCAAGCAAGUCCACACUAUGCACGUGUGUUUGGAACAAGGAUUUAUUGUGAUGUAAGUAGCUUUAUUAUUAUAAUGCUUUUCAAUGCUUUCAGAUUAUUGAUACCAAACAAUGGAUUAUGCUAGCAUUCGAUACAAUACCAUUAUUUAUACUCCUCUCUUAUAGGUCUUGCUUCCAUGGUUGUUGCAAUCACUUAGUCAUUGAUUAAUUGCUAAUAUAGCUGUACAUAUCAUUAGGGAUUUCGAGAGGUUUCUAUGUUACAAAAACGUUUAACAACCAGCAAUUAGCCAAUGCUGAAAAUAUUAACAUAUCUCAAAAAGAUUAAUAUGAGUUGGUAAUGCUAAGUGUUGCCUGGUAUCCCAAGCUAAAUUAUAAAAAUGACUGCCUGCCACUAUCUGAAUAAUAAUAAUAAUUAUACAGUGUCCCUUUUCUCAAUUAUUAAUUUCUUAACUAAAAAAGGUGGCACCAUGUUUGCCUAAAAGAUCUGCCUUAAUGCACAUUUGAACUAAAUUGUUCUUGCAGUUUUUUUUAAAAUGUAGAAUUUCCAUUGUAUAUUCUGAAUCUUUUCAUAAAUUAUAUUAAAAUGUUAGUUUAUGUGAAAAGGCAAACCAUCAAGAUAUAUACUGUACAUUUUAUGUCUAAGUCUGCAAUUUGGAAUUUAAAAAAUGUGAGCAUUGCGUGUUUUAAAAAAGUGAGGUAUUGAAAGUACAACGUGUGAAAUAUGUGCAUAUUAAACAAUCUUGUAGAAUAAAUAUUGCAAACAUUUUAGUAGGGUUCAUUGUGUGCUCUGCAAACCGGUGUGCUUUCACAGUGCGGCUAGCCUUGUUUGGAUGGCCGAUCUAGAUCUUUUGUAAUAAAAUGAUACGAUGGUUUAGAUUUUGGUAUUUUGCUGAGUUGUACAAAAAAAGAAAUCAUUAAGCAGCUGGGUAUUUACAUUUUAUGGCAUGUAAAGAACUGAUGGAUGCCAGAGGGUUUACUAUUCAACUCUAAUGCAAAGUCAUGUAAUACCCUAUGAAAUGUUUAGACUAACUUACAGAAUAUAUUAAGCUGCCGUUACUGGCUGAGCCAACGGUGAAAUGUACAAGCUAGAUCAGAGAUUCCUUAGUUAAGAACAUGUCUUACAGAUGUAGCCAUAUUUAAAGCAUGCUUUGAAAUUAAACCUCUCUCCAUACUGAACAAAACAUGUGAAGUGCUUUCUACUGAAUACCAAAUUUGAAUCCAAUACUUUAUUUGAAGAGAUAUAUUUAAUGAUGCUUAAAAAAUUGAACAAUUAGCAAGGUUAGUUGGCUUGUUUAUCUAGUGACAGUUCUAAUUUUAGAACUUUAAUCUACAAGUCACAUUUAUUACACUAAGUAAUAGAAGAUAAAACAAUUAUGAUAGUGUGUAAGUAUGCCCAUUCCAAAAAGUUCCAUUCCAUACAGUAGGAGCACCAGAACCAUUACAGCGACAUAUAGUGGAUUUAGUGCAAGCAGACUACCCCUGCUGUCUCCGCAUUGUAAACGUUGCCUUUUCUGAGAAAAGAUUUUAGGACACCUUUGUGGCUGUCACUCAUACAGUCACUAGAGGGCACUUCCUCUUUUGGUCCUGCAAACUUUGCAUCUUCACUCCCUGCAUGAAGACACGGAAUGCUCCUAAUAGAGAUGCUAAACCAUCUUUUUAGAGAAAAUGCUGAAUGGUCCCCCCUGACCAUUGCUGUGCAGGCACAGUAGCCUCCCAAUGCUUCCCUACUCGGCGGAGGGAGUAAAUGUAAGUAAAUCUUCUUUAUUUAAAUUUUAUGUAAAUAAGUAGGGAAAAAUAAGCUUUAUUUGAAUAGGCAAAUAAACAAAAAUCUAAAUUCAGUAUUAAAAUGAUGCAUGUGGCCAGUGUGUAUUAAAGCAGCUCUGUCACCUGCUUCCCCUCAACCCUCAUAAGCUCCAAAUCUUUAUGGAAUACUUACAUUGGCUGAGUUGGAAUUUCACAAAAAUUCUAAUACAGUCAAAAUAUAAUCCUAAUACAAAGUAGCGAUUACUUUGGCUUUGUAUUUUUCCAACACUUGAAAAAACUUGACAAACAGGGAAGCUAUGUUUGUCAAGUUUUGUCAUUUCCCACAUCACUAGUGGAGGAUGCUGCAGUCACAUGGAAUCCUCCAUGGACCUCAGUGCUGUACAUUUAAGAGGAUAAAAUACUGAGGUAAACUCCUUGCAGAUGAAGCACCAGGAGCUGAAGAGGACUGCCAACAAGGUCACGGCGGCAGUUGCAAGGAAGAUGUUCAGGUGAGUAAGACUAACCUUCCCUUGCACUUUGCGGUCAACAGUCACCCAGUUGAGCAGUCACCAUUGACAGAGAUGCUUUAAAUAAAUAGCAUUAGAAGCAGUAACAAACUGCCUGAAGAGAAAACACAAUGGUUUUACAUGGUUUUCAAUGGCUUUAAUGUUUAUAUAAAUGUAGAUGAUUUUAGUUUAGUAAACUAAGCUUGUUAAAAUUAAGAGAUCAUUGUAGAUACAUACACAUCAUUAGAAUAUACAAUUUACAUACAUUAAAUCAUACUCUGAAGGGAGAUUAGAUUUUGAUAUUCAGACAGAGAGCAGAUAUGUGACAAUACACAGGAUUAUUCAAUUAAGUGAGAAUUGCCUGAAUUCAAUGUAAAUAUUUAGGAUCAUUUAGAGUAAGAAUGGUUAAAAGACACAAUAGGGCAAGAGGAGUUAGGAGACAUGGAGAAACUUACGGGGGGAGAAGAUGUUGGGAAAGAGAUAACAGGGAGGGAGGGGGUGGAGCAAGUUACGGAGAUUACUGGGGAGGGUGGAGAAAGUUGGAGGGAGAAGGUGGGAGGAGUGGGGAAAAUUACAGGAGGGAGGAGGGAGUGGAGAAAGAUUACAGGGAGGGAGGGAGUGGAGAAAAAUUACAGGAGGAGGGGAGUGGAGAAAGAUUACAGGGAGGGGAGAAGAUUACAGGGAGGUGGGAAGUGGAGAAGGUUACGGGGGAGAAGGUUACAGGGGACAAGAUUACGAGGGGGUGGAAAACUACAGGGAGGAGGGAGUGGAGAAGAUUAGGGAGUGGAGAAGAUUACAGGGGAGGGGUAGAGAAGAUUACAGAGGUGGAGAAGAUUUUGGGAAGGAGGGAGAAGAAGGGUGGAGGGAGGAAGGGAGGUGGAGAGAUUGGAGGGGAGGGAGAAAGAAGAGGAAUGGCACCAGGGAGGGGAGAGAAGAUUAUGGGGGAGGAAGAGAAGAUUAUGGGGAGGAAGAAGAUUAUGGGGGAGAAGAAGAAGUACAGGGAGAAGGGGGAGAAGAAAUUACAGGGGAGGGAGAAGAUUACAGGGAGGGAGAAGGCUAGGAGAACACAGGAGUGGAGAUGAGAAGCGUAGGGAGGAGAGACCACUAAAGGAGGGAGGGGGCGGUGGAGAAGACCACUAGGGGGGUGAGGAGAGACCACUAAGGGAGGGGGGUGGAGGAUAGACCACUAGGGGAGGGUGAGGGGAGAGGAGAGACCACUAAUGGAAAGGGGGGCAGAGGAAAGCAGAGACCACUAAGGGGGAGACGAGAGACCACUAAUGGAAAGUCGGGGAGAAAAGGAGACCACUAAGGGAGGUGGGGGGGAGAGGAGAGACCACUAAGGAGCAGGGGAGAUCUCUAAAGAAUGGAAGGGAGAGCUCUAUAGGACAGAGGGCAGGACAGAGAGCUCUUUCACACCACGCGCGCACACUCACACACACAAUGCAUCCCUAUACACACAGAACACAACAUGCUUCCCUUACACACAGAGAAACACACAAUGCAACCCUUACACAUAAAGACAAUGCAUCCUUUGCACAUAUACACAGAAACACGCAAUGCAUCCUGUGACAGAUCCAUCUGUAUAGACUAAGAUUGCUGGAUUCGUCUGUUUUGCCUGUUUCACGAAGUUACCUGUUCGUAUGCCUUUGUUCAAGUGAAUGGACUUUUCUGCCGAACAAAACUGACGAACGGACGGCCACCCAGAAGGGAAGUGUGCUGCUGGUUAACCUAUUGAUCCCAAUUAGAACGUUGUGGUUAACCACAGACACUUCUCAAUUAAAACCGAAUACCGGGUGGUCGUCGUUCCUAUGUCGACCACGAGGCGGCGGCCAUUUUAAACCAUGCGAAAGAAGAGCGGUGUUCGGCAUUGAUUUCAUGGAACUGAAAACGGACACUUUUUCAACCGGACACAGCUUGUCAGGGAUCCGCGGGCAGCACUCACCCUCAGUCCAUCGGCCCGCGGUCUCCCCUCUACUUACCUGUCGGCGAGCGGCGUCUCCUCUCUGCCGCUCGCCGCCCGCGUCCUCCACGCCCCCCAGCGGCAGCAUGUAUAACGCUGCACGCUGGGAGGUCUCUGAACUAUGUAAACGCCGGGGUCACGUGAGUGACCCGGCGUUAAAGGAACAGUACCACAAUCACAGUGGGAGGUAUAGAUAUCCCCCACGUGUGAUUGUUAAUUCUGAUUGGAAGUUAUCCAAUCAGAAUUAAACCAAGGGUAUUUAUACUUACGUUUCCUGUCCCUCAGUGCCCUGUUGUGGUCUUGUGAUACCUGUAGCGUAGUGUUCUCGUCUUGCUCUCUGGUUACUGAUUAUUUGGCUCGUUAUUCCGAUUAUCCUGUCUUCUCCACUCCUUUGACCUCGGCUUGUUUCUCGUUCUCCCGUUUUCUGGCUCCCUUUACUUGGCUUGUCUCCUGACUAUUCUUAGCGUGCUUAGCCCGGCCACUCUAAGGACCGGUAUAGCACCCUUCCUCUCUGUGACCUGUUAGCGUGUUAGGUUCCGGAAUCGUGACACCGCUGAAGCCGUCGACCUCCCUCCUCAAUCGACAGAAGUGUGCGAACAUCGGCCGUUCGGGAGGUUUAAAUGCACGAAUGGACUUACCCCAGAUAGCCUUCCCAUGGAGUCAAUCGCAUACCGAAGAACUGUAAUAGACUUUGACUCCAUGGCGAUUGAACUAUGCGUAUGGGAUCUGAGCGCUAUUCGCCAGUAAUAUGCACUCAGAUCCAGGCUAUCUGGGGAUAUGUGAUACGUAUGGUAGCAUUCGACAAAUGUAAAGUUAUCUACUUUUAUGUGUUUUUAUGUGUUGAAUUUAAAAUGGCGAUUUGCCUCUGUCCUGGAGAUAAUUGAAUUACUUCUCAAUUAUCUCUAGCGCAGAGGGGAGGAAUUACUAAUGCAUGCUGGGAAUAAUUUGUGUCUGUGGUUCCUGAACUGCCAUAUGUCUAUCUGUUGCCACAGUCUCCCAUUUGGUCCCCUAGGGGAGUGUCCACCAUGUGGGAGACCUGCAUAAAUACGGGCAGGUAGCCCAUAGUAAAGCCAGUUCUUGUUUUACCCUCCAUGCGGAGCUUGGUCUCGUUAUUGGGGGGAUUUAUUACCGACGACUAGAGACUGCUGGAUGGGAUUAUUAGCUGCUUGGGAGAUACCUCUGUUCGGCUGCUAUUGGCGAUUCGUAAAUUUGGAGCUCGUGGAGGGAAGUGCCCGUACGAACCCCGUUCGUGAGUCUACAGCGUUCUCUUGCUUGCGGUUCGUAUGAUUACACUGUAUACGCAUGCAGCCUGGGUUAUUGCGAACGGGGAGCUAUCACAAAACGGCGGUUUGUACAUUUCAUGUUGAGGGUACUGUAACACAUCCCUUACACACACAUGCAAACACACACUGCUUCUCUUACACACACACAGAAACACAAUGCAUCUCUUACACACACUCAACGCACCCCUUACAGACACACAUGGUGCAUUCCCUUACAUACACAGAAACACACUUUGCAUCCCUUAUGCAUACAAACACAGAUUCACACAAUGCAUCCCUUACAUACAACAAGAAACACACAAUACAUACCUUAUACACAAACACUCACUGCUUUCUAUCCCUUACACAAAAACACACUGCUUCCACUACACACAAACACACUGCAUCACCUACACAAAUUGGUAUCCCUAUACACUAAAUUCCAUAAGCACACACAUUAGAUCCUCUACAGUAACACAUAACACAUCCCCUAGACACUCCACUCCCUGUGAGCGAACUCAUGGGUGGACCAUGUAGGUGGACUUAUAGGUGGGCUUUAUGGGAAUACUCACUGUCAGGCCCUGGGGCCCAGACCUUGAGCUAUAUAAGAGGCCCCAAAAAAUGGAGCUGCUUCCCGUUCUCCCAGAACAUUGAAUUUUGGGAACACAGUUACAAACAGCCUCCAGAGAUCCUGUUCUACACCAGACCAGUGGAGCCAGACUGCAGCCAGAGCCAAUCACCAUCCUCACCUGAUUGUAAGUAGGCAAUCUAGUAUAUUAUUAGUGACACUAAUCUCUAAUUUACCUCACAUUAAAUGGACACUAUAGUCCCAGAACCACUGCAGCUUAAUAAAGUUGUUCUGGUGUCUAUAGUUUGUCCCUGCAGGCUUUUUAAUGUAAACACACACUAUGUGCAGCACUGGCAUUAGUUCAUAUGGCAGAUCAUAUGGGUGGGGCAUUGCGAUGUCCCGGGGAGGGGGAGAGGAGGGGCGGCAAAUCUUUCUUUUGCCUAGGGCGGCAAAAAUCCUUGAACCGGCCCUGCCAACAGGUGGCACUGUACAGGCUCCACAGCUAAAUUCACCUAGUUGAUUACAAGCAUUACGAUUAUUACAUAAACCCUGCACCCACAAUGGAUACAGGGUGACUUAAACAUAGGAGUCAUCCAGGGAUCUAAUUGAAGUGUCCAUCUUAUGCUCCCAGUGAUGGUGACUACUAUCAUAAAAGGUUAAGAGGGGAAUAAGAGACAACUAGGGGUAAGUGGUUUAGGGAGAAAUACAAAAGAGUAAAUGGGGUUAGGAGGCACAAUGGCAUAAACACAAUUUGUCAAUAACAGAUUUUUGUUUAUGCCAUUGCUGGUAUAUUAAGCAGAAAAUAAAAAAAAUCUAAUUCCACCUUGACAUAAGUAUUCAGACCCUUAACUCCAUACUUUAGUAAAGCACAUUUGGCAGUCAUUACAGCCUCAAGUCUUUUUUGAUACAACAAGCUUUGCACAGCUGGUUUUGGGUAGUUUUUGCUAUUCAUUCCUGCAGAUCCUCUGUUAUGUCAGGUUGGAUAAGGACCACUGGAGGACAGCAAUUUUCAGGUCUCUUCACAGAUGUUUGAGUCCAGGCUCUGGUUAAACCACUCAUGUACAUUCACAGAGUUACACACUCUUGUUUUGUCUUGGCUGUGAGCUUAGGGUCAUUGUACUGUUGGAAGCUGAACCUUCCCAGUCUGAGGUCUUAAGAUUUUUUAUUAAGGGUAUCUGUGUAUUUUGCUGUGUUCAGUUUUUCCUUUUCGUCCAAAUUAGAUCCAAUUGCAAUUCGUCCAAAUUAGAUCUGAUUGGGUGAUAGUUCGAAUUUCCAAACUCCAAGCCAAAAUGUAGCAAUUUCACUAAACAAUAAAAAAUGCAAUGGCAGAGCAUGUUCAUUUUGAUUCAUGAUUCAGAAUUCCACCCAUGGUGCCAAUAAAAUGAUGAUGGGGGAAAAAAAGAUAAGCCACUGGACAGUCACUAAAUGUUGAUUUUAUCAAGAUCAAGUGAGAAGUUACCAAUAUUUAUUAAAUAUAGUAUAUAAAUAUAUUGUUUUUAAUGGUCCACCUAUUUUUCAUUCUAUUGUAGCCAAAAUGAAAACUACUGCUAAAUAUCAAGAUAAUAUUUAUAUUUAUUACGUAUAUAUUUUGCAGUACACUGAUUAGUCCAUUUACACACCUCUUGGUUAAUCUGAUUUGUUUUCCAGAAUCUUUAUUCAUUAACAAAAUUUGGUUCAGCGAAACUACCAUAUGGCCAAAAUUUGGCUGUCCCAAUUUGAUUCAACUGGAAUAAAUGUUUUCUGCCCUGAACAAACAUGUUUCUAACAGUCUGGGAGUCAAUUGUGUGCUUUUUGUAAAUUCAUAGCCAUAUUUCAUGUGUCUUGCAGUGAGUAGAGACUUCCGUCUGGGCAGUCUGCCAUACAAGGCCAAACCAGUUGUGUGUUGAAGUAGUAGUUUUUCAUCCUCAAGUUUCUCCCAUCUACACACAUAAACAAACAAUUGCAGUGUAUGAAAAGUGCUAAAUAUUUCUGAUGGUGUAGGCAACUCAUAAUCUAAAAAUGCACUGCAAAUGUUAAUGUUUUAAAAGAUAAACCUUUGCCUGAUGAAAAUAUUUUCUUUAACUAAGGUUGCAUUCUGAGAUACCGGACUUGACAGCCACAAGCAAGCAUGACAACAUUUUUGUGUUACAACCAUUUGAUAGAUAUAACAAUCAGAUGGUCCUUAGUGCUGUUUUUCAUUUGUUAUUGUGACAGUGUAGUAGUGCAAUAUUGACUGUGCAAUUUAAAAAUUCUGCACUAAAAUAUAAUGAUAUACUUCUGCUUAGAUAUGGUGAGCCACCAUAAUAUCUUCAGGAAAAGCAAGAGCUCCUCAUUUAUUUUAGGUCCUGUAUUUUAAGUCCACAUUUGGAAGUCAUAGGAGCUUUCUACCAAAUAUAAACUAGUCAAUAAGACCGGUAACAAUGCUAAAAGUAUCGGAAAUUGCACGCAUAUUCGUUGAAUACCGUAUAUCAGAAACUUACAGGUGUAUUCAAUGUAAAAUAUAAAGAUUUACUCACUUUUCCUCUGUUCCAGCAUUGCCAUCUUCAUGCUUCAUGGAUGUUAUUAUUUGUGUAACACCCACAUUUGGAACAUCCUCUGCUCCUCCUCUGCUUCGUUUCUGUUCUUCUUUGAGUUGCCUGUUUGGGACACAUCUACAAGCAGGAUAAAUCUGUCGGCGCAACAUGCUGCCUUCGUUGCCAGCAUGUCAGCGUCAAAACUGGAGUGAUAUCACAUAACUCCACACCUAUACUACCUAACCAGUGCUAGGGGCUAGGGAGUUUCCAUAGAAACUGCAGCGCAUGCCCUGCGUUUGCUUUGGGAGGAGAGCUGUGGAAAGUCUCUUCUGCUCUCCCUUGUCAGUCAAUGCUUCUGCAUGCCAAGGUAAUGACUGACAGCUUGGAUAAAAAAUAUUUAAAAUAUUUUCCCCCCCUAAUCUAUACAUUAGCUAUAAAAAAUACACAACAUAUAGAUAAAAUCUUAUGCUCAGUCUAAUGAGCAUAAGUUGUUUGGGGCAUGAUAGGUUCCCUUUAACCCCUUAAGGACCAAACUUCUGGAAUAAAAUGGAAUCAUGACAUGUCACACAUGUCAUGUGUCCUUAAGGGGUUAAAGGAGAGCGAGAGGUAAUAGGAAAAUAGCCUUUCACUACCUUCUCAGAAUACAGUAAUAUUCUUACACAAUAAGCAGAUAGUGAAUAGUGAUAACACCCUCCUCGGGAGAACUAAAGAAAAGGCUAUGCAGGAGAAACAGUGCACUAUACAACAAUGAAUGAAAUAAAACUAAAUAAAUUGUAAAUACCAAUAGGAACUGUAUAUCUAUACAAUAAAUUCAAUCUCCCGGUUCCAACAAAAUAUAGGAGGGAAAACAAAGAAAGGGAGAGAAUGGAAAAACAAAUACAAAUAUACUAAUAAUGACUAAAAACAAACUGCGAGAUAUGGUGAUAGUAAGAGCAGUAGAAAAUUCCAAGCAAUUUCCAAAAAUCUUGAAAGAACUUAAAUAUAAAUAUUGUAGAGAAGAUUCUUUCAACAUUUCUGAAGAAAAAGUGGUGCAAUCCAUGUUUUCGGCCAUAUUUCUCACAAAUAUUUCUAUAUAAUAACUUGGAUCCUUUUUUUCACAGAUUUCCAGUAUCUGCAAGGCAGCACUACAUGCAGGUGUAGUCCGCAAUCACCAAGGAGGAUAUGUGGACAUUAUGCCAAUGGAUAAAAAGAGACAUUAUUUUGCAUCAACUCAAAAUGGAAUAGCUUCUGAAAGGUAUAUUUGUUCUCUACAGAAAUAUCAAAUCUAAAAAAUAAAUUUUCUUUAACAUACAAAACCACUACACCUCACUGUAGUGGCUAUACUACUUGGACUCACCUGGCUCUGACCCUUGAUUUAAUAUCAAACCAUUUAAGAACAGUUACAUAUAAAAUGAGCAUUUUUUUGGCACCAAGGUACUUCCAACCAUCUCCUAGAUAAUGCGAAAUUAAAAUUUUCUCAUUGUCAAUAACUCCCCUAAAACACUCUUAGUCAAUCAAUCUUGUCCAGGUUGGGUAAAAUGGGCAAAAAUAAUGAAAUUUUAAUUUCACAUUCUCUUUGCGGCCAAGAUGUUAAGCAGUUUGACACUAAACCGAGGGUUGACGCUAGGCGGCCAACAAGCUAUACUGGUUGUGUUGCUUAGAGUGCCACUUCAUUGAGUCUUUGCAUACAUAUUAUUUCAGGGUAUGAUAGGCAGUGGUAUAUAAAACAUGCCCGUAUAUCAUAUCUAUACAUUUAGAAGUAAUAAAACAACCAGUUGAAUGUGUUAGUCCAUUUAGUGUAUCUUACUCCCAUGCAGUGGCGUACACACAACCCAUGGGGCCCCAGUGCGAAAACUGAUCCGUGCCCUCCCCACGCGCACACUUACUCGUGGGCUGGGGCAGCAACACAUGGUGGCGGGCACCUGGUUGCAGUGGUCACAGGGUUGCGACCCCUGCAACCGCGGUAAGUACGCCAGUGCACGCAGAUACACAUACCCUUAAAGGACCACUACAGACACCCAGAUCACAUCAGCUCAAUGAUGUGGUCUGGGUGUCAGGUCCCUCUAGUUUUAACCCUGCCACUGAAAACAUAGCUGUUUCAGAGAAACUGCUAUGUUUCACUGAGGGUUAAUCCAGCCUCUAGUGGCUGUCUCAUUGACAGCCGCUAGAGGCACUUCUGCGAUUCUCACUGUGAAAAUCACAAUGAAGACACUGAACGUCCAUAGGAAAGCAUUGAGUAAUGCUUUCCUCUUGCCACGCAUGGCAUUCGGAGCUGAGAGGCGGAUCGGGGCGGAGAGAUCCCCAGCGCCAAGGGAGUUGCUUAAGACACACACACACUCUCAUGAACAGACGCAUACACAAUAGCUAACAGACACACACAUUUACUGACAGACACACACUCAGUGACAGACAUACAUACACACUCACUGACAGACAGACACACUCACUCACAAAACACACACACUAACAGACGCACACAAACUAACACACUCAGUAACAGACACACAGUAAAACACUCACUGACACACUCUAACACACACACUAACACUCACACACACACACACUCUAACACACACACACACUCUAACACACACACUUUAAAAAAAAAAAUUUAAUCCUCCCAGCUACCUUACCUGUGGGAGAGCUGAGGGGAUUCCCUGGGGUCCAGUGGUGUCACCCAGCGGGCAGGCUGGCACGCGCGCGAGGGAGCACUCUCCUCUGAGUGCUCCCUGGCGUCAUCUUCCGGCUCCGGUAUCAGUGCGAUGCGCGAGGGAGCUGAAGAGGGAGCACUCAGGGCGCCCGCCGGGUGACAGCAGGGCUAGCGGUAUGUACGCCACUGCUCCCAUGUUUUGCUCUACCUUGUAUCUCUUGCAUCCCUUUUUGUCUCUCACACCCCACUUCUGUCUCUUACCUCUCGUUUCCUUCAACAACCAUUUGUUUCUCUUGCUUUCCCCUCACUCUAUUUUGUGACACUUACAAAAUGUUGCAGAUCUGCCUUGGGGACCGUAGUAAGGCCUCUUCUUUUGUCCACUACUUGGGGCUGACUUGAAGCUACUCGUUGCUCCUAGCUAGCAACUUCCUUUCAGACUGGCUAGAGGAUAAAUAAUGUUCUGUACCACUGUUCGCAAGUCCAUUCUACACUGUGUAACUAGCAGGAGGAGGGUGUUCUGUCUGCCCCUUUUUUACAGCAGUCUACCAGACAUUGCGCUAUGUGACAAUUGGAAUAUAGGAUGCAAGCAGGAUUUUAUGUUAAAAAAUAACAACUGCAUCCUAUAUUCUGAAAAAUAUUCUACAUACAAGCAUUAUAAAGUUAGGUGAUGCAUUAAUAACGUUUUAUUGAAGUCAAAAAGUGAAAGAAAAUCCCUACUGAUUUAAAUCAAAUUCUUACGAGUGUUUUCCUAAACUCUUGCUGCAACUUAAAAAGUGCCAAUUUUUAUGCAAAUAUAGCCUAUUUGGCUAACUCAGCUAUAGUAAUAUAGUAAUAAACCUUAGGUAUAUUAUAUAUUACUUUUUGUAUUAUUAUAAACCGCAAAAUGCAUUAAUUUAUCACAGUAAAAUAAAUACAGUAAUUAAUUUCAUCCUGCAAUAUUUCUAAGAGUAGAAUAGACUAACCAUUGUUACUUGACAAAUUGUAUAACUACUGGUAUUAAUGUAGUCCAGGAGAGGCAGUGGUACUGUAAAUGCCUGUCUCCUGUAAUCUUAUAAAUCAGACCCUGACAAGCUGCUUACAGGUCAAUAAGACCCUGUGCUUUCUCCAAGUGUGUGUAAUGUAAUAUUAGAACCCCGGCCUUCCCUGCUUGACUAAAGAUUACUUUUCCAUAAGUAGUGAAUAAGAUAAAUAGUUGCAGCAGCUCACAGUCUGUAUUGAAACUCUUCUAAGUUAUUUCCUUCGCUCUUUUCAUCAGACUGAGACUAUCUAGAACAGCCUCCCCACACACCUACCCAGCUUUUGUAGAAAACUGACACCCUAGCAGCAAAACAGCUAAAUCCUAAUGUAGUGGUUUUGGUGCGUAGAUGCUGCAUCUCUGGUUCAAUGUAAAACAUUGCUCUCCAUAAUAUUAAAUCAAGCCUUUCAUCCUAUCAGGGUUGAUGCAAUAAGUAUCUUUGAGAUGUAUCACUCCUGACUAAUGAAUUAUUUUCUGUUAUUUUAUAUUUGAGAAUAAAGUUUCUAUUUGUUUUUAUUAAUCUGGAAAAUACUUAAUUUAUAAACAAACUGAGAGUUAAUUAAAAGCCACAUCCAUCCAUAAACAAUGUCACCCUAUAUCAGAAAAACACGUACAAUGGAUAUGUCUAUGGACCAGAAAGGUAUAGGGGAUAUGCUUUCUGUGGGAUAAUGUCAGGGGGAAGGGAAUAUUAGAGAAGGGUGCCUAAAAUAUUUAAAUAUAAUUGGCCACAAAGUAUGAAAUGUAUCUCCUUGGUCUCCUGGUCAAUACAUUUGUAAUAAUUGUUUAUCUUUUUUUCCAGUUUACACAACCCAAUGGGAAGCAAAGCUUUUAGAAUAUUUGCGGUAAUCUGAAAAAAAAUAACACAAAAUGGAAUAUUGAAGAAAAAAAAAUGAAAGCGCAAGAAGUAUAUGUUUAAACAUUUGUAUAAAGAUGUAUUAUUAUUGUACAGAAAAUGCUACUUAUUCUGUGUUAAUCCAAAAUACUAGUUUUUAAUCUCAAAAAGAAGGUUUGGCAAUAUGUAUCAAAAAUGGCAUCCAUUUAACUUCUUUAAAUUAAUUGUUCUCUUCAUGUUUGCUGUACAGCAUGAUCUCACAAUUAUGCCAGAAUAUUAUGCUAUGUGUACAGUGAGAUAACUGCAUGCUGAAAUCCCACUGUUUAUUAUGUUUAGAGGUAAAUUGGGUUAAUCAUCAUAAAAACAGAACACAAUUAACAAAUAUGUUACUGAAAAAAAUAAAUGAGAGAGAUUUCAUAUAUAUGUUUAGACCUCCAUUAGGUAUAAAUGUAUCAUCAAGAGAUGGCUAAAUAAGCCUAAAUUUAAAAAAUGUUUAAAUAUUUUUCUAAAUCAGCGUUUCCAAAUCUCCUAUUUUGGGAUGUUGGAAUUUGUUAAUUCUGCACUGUUGCGUAAACAAAUACUGAUUAGCUUUGUUUAGUAAAGUGUAAACUGCUGAGAAUUCAAAAUGAGCUUAAAGGGACACUAUAGUCUUAUAAUCAAUCCUUGUAAGACUUCAUAGGUAAAUUCCAGACAGAUCGAUUAGAGCACAGAAUUUGAUGUUUUGUUGCAGCUGAAAAUGAUUUGUGCAUAAGUCUAAUAGAUACAUUAACUUGCAGUUAUGCCUAUUUCCUAGGAAUAUUCUAUAAAAUAGAUUGUAUUAUGAAAAUGCAGUAUUCGUUAUUAUUUGACAAAUAUGGUGUUUACUAAACCAGGAUUUGUUGAGAAUUGAAAGGAAAAUUGUGAAUUUUAGGCCAUAAAAACAAAUUUGAUUAAACAAAUAUAUAAGCCAAUUCUUCAACUUUAUUUUUCCAGCAUAGUUAUUGAGAUCAAAGAAAAUAUAACAUAAAAAAUCAGAGCUGUGUGUUUUUGUAACUGGCAUCUUUGUUGAUGUAUCUCUCUUCAUAGAAACUGUGUUCACUAACCCUCACAAUUUGUUUUUGGUUAUAUCUUUGCUUGUCUAUUUGCCACUCUUUUUUUUUUUUUAAAUUGCCAGUCUAAAAUUUUGUAUUCCUUUUAACUGCCGAGUUGUAAUACAUAUACAGACACAUAAUGUGUCCCUCUACUAUGGUAUCAUGGUAAACUACAUGAUGACUAGCAGAGAGUAGACAAGCAGAGGAAGGGCACAUUUUGUAUCAUCACUCCUGUUUAUGCUAUAAGAAAAUAAAGAAUGGUGGUCAAAAUUAUUUAAAAUAGUUUUUCCAUUAAAAAAAAUUGUUGGCCAAGCUUGGUUAAAAUGUCCCUCAUUAUAUGCAGUGGAAAUGCAACAUUAGUGUGCUGAUUCACUAACGUCACAGCAACCAUAAAACCUUAAUUGUCCUUAGCCAAAUAUGGAUGAACAGCUUUCAGGCUAAAACAAUCUCCUUAAAUUGAUUUUUUGAUAAAAAAAAAAUGAUUUAAUUAAUGUUUGUAUAUACAAUAUGUGGCUAUUCAGCUAUUGUGACCACAAUUUAUGUUGUAGUUUGCUGAUCAUCAAUUUCAUAAAUGUAAUGGUUUCAUCUCAUUUACUAAUGCUGCUUGAUCAAGGUCACUUCAUUACUGAUCAUAAGUUAAAAUUCAAAAGUAAAAAACAAAACGUAUAUAUUUUUUUACUUGCAAUAUAUCUUUUGUUGCUGCUAAUUCAUGUAAAGAAAGGGUUAGUUUUGCUGACUUUUUCAAAGCUAGUGGUUAAGAUUUAAAAUUUUAUGUAAAUAUUGUUUGAAAACUAGUAACUAGACAAUUUAUGCAUACAAUUAUAUUUUGUUUUUGUUUAGGUUUUUAUAGAAAAUUUAAAUUACUAAUUAUAAUAAACCUUUUUUUUUUUUUUUUUUUUAUAGCCUGGCGAAUAUUCCUGCAGGCCAGGAAAUGUACAGCAUAGAUUUUUAAAGGGCAGUUGAUAUGCUUUUUAUUUCAGUUUCAGACUUGUCAUUUUUUUUUUUUUAAUGGACAGUCCGUAGUCAAUGUUUGUACCCUAAAAUGGCACACGUAGAAUAUAAUCAGUGCUCAUUCAGUUUGUGUUCAUUAAAAAAUACAGUAAUUGUGUGCCUUAAAACAAUAUAAAAUUAUACUGUUCAUUGCAGUUGAAUUUGUGUCUGUAAAUCUUUCAAUGAAACUGUUAUUUAGAACAUUGUUUUGUUGGCCAAACAUUUGUUAAUCAUUCUUUUGUAAUUAGUUCAGCUUUUUGUUUGUUUAUUUUCUAUUUGAAAGUAUGUAAUAAAGAUACGGUAUUAAAAUGCAUUGUGGUCAUACAUUGUUUUGUUCUCAUAAAAUAAAAGUUGUCUGUGUGUGCAUUUCAUAUGAGCAUACUGUAGACUAUGUUUAAAUUUAUAUCCUAAUCAAAAAAUAUUUUUUUUAAGGAACACAUUGAACACCAG
Messenger RNA from Pelobates cultripes (western spadefoot toad), 93746 nucleotides. The record is from the annotation of a GenBank genome assembly. Lineage: Eukaryota; Metazoa; Chordata; Amphibia; Anura; Pelobatidae.